AUGGCUGUUUGGAUUUGGACCUUGAGCAUUCUGAGCUUCUCUUGUGUGACCUGUGCAUUGAGGCCUAAGAAAUGGGAUUCGUUUCUGACCAACACAGAACUGAACCACCUGACGGUGAACCACAAAACGGGGACAGUCUAUUUAGGAGCAGUUAAUGCCCUUCAUCAGCUUACGAGCGACUUGAAACCCUAUCCGUCUGUGGGUGAGGUAUCCACUGGGCCACAACUUGAUAACAAAAUGUGCACACCUCCCAUUGAUGCAAACCAGUGUACCGAAGCAAAAGAUACUGACAAUUACAAUAAGAUAUUUUUGCUGGACACACAAGAGGGACAAAUUGUGGUUUGCGGGAGCCUGUUUAAGGGCAUCUGUUGCAUAAGAGAGCUCGAGAACAUUUCAAAGAUAGUUUACUAUGAGAACGGCAGCGGGGAGAAAUCGUUUGUUGCAAGCAACGACGAGGAGGUAGCCACAGUGGGGCUGAUCACCUCUUUGAAAAAAGGCCGAAUGAUGUUUGUGGGAAAGGGAAAUGGACCAAGUGACAAUGGGAUAAUAAUCAGCACUCGGCAACUUUUCGACGGGGAUGGGAAAGACAUUUUUGAACUGUAUGCAGAGCCUGCUGUGAUCAAAUCGACGUACCCUUCCUCAAGCACGCAGCAGUUUCUGUACAUCUUUGAAGACAGCAAAUAUGUGUAUUUUAUUUUCAAUCAGUAUGAAAAGCAGCCCCUUAAAAACCGGACAGUAAUUGGGCGGCUCUGCAAGGAAGAUGAACAGUACCAUUCCUACUUUGAAAUGGACUUGGAAUGUAAAGAUGCCAGUGGUCCUUACAACCAAUGUAAUGCUGUCUAUGCCUCUGUGCCUGGGCAGGAUCCAGCACCAUCGGAGCAAGAGGAUGGUGCCUCGUCGGAGGACAAAAUGCUAAUUGCACUUUUCAAGAGGAUCAACAAAGACAAUAACUCUGUGGAAUCUGCCAUGUGUGUGUUUUCCUUGGAGAAGAUCAACCAAAAAAUGGAGGAAAAACGGGAGCAAUGCUAUAUGAAGGAUAAACGGAACGUGUUUUACAAACCUUUCCGAACAGAAACCGCUCCGUGCACUUCUCAGUCUCACCCGGUAAUAUGAAAGCUUUAAAAUAUUUUUUAUUUAUUUUUUAUUUCUUUAUUUGAAAAGGGAGAGACAGAAAGGUUCAAAACCCUGUGUUUUAGAAACACAUUUUAAAUCUGUGAAGCAAAAGUGUGAGGCCUGGGAGCUGGAAUCUAAAAUGUUUCAGCACAGGUCUUUUUGGCUCCAGACAUUUUUUUGCAUAACAUGUGAAAUCUUUUUUCUUCUUCCCUGUCAAUGUUAUAGCACUGUUUUAUACUAAAUUGUACUUAGUCAGGUUAAUAUUCAACUGACAAAAAUAGUUAUGCACCUAGUGUUCACUUUUGGAAGCAAAGUGUAAAUUUGACCAUUCGGGUGUUUUAAGUGGGCUUAAUCCAGUCAAAAGGUGCCAAUGUCUCAGUGAGACAGAUUUAGCAUUUGCUUUGUAUGUCCUACAUUGAGAUAAGUCCAGUUUUAAAUUGCUUCAUUUGAACUGGGUGAUGCCCUUUUCCCUUCCCCCUCAUCACUAUCAUUCAUAGCAGAAACCAGCACCAGAAUUUUGCACUAUGGACCCCACUGAACAGGCCUUCAUUGAUGCAGUUUGGGGGCACAGAGUUGGUUUUCUAUCUUUAUGGUGGCAUUUGUUAUCAGUUUGUCUUCUAAUCCUUUUGAAAAAGCUAAAAUUGAGAUAUAAGUUUUUCUCAUUCUUAGAGACAAUAAUGUGAGGAGAACAACAUUAAGUGUCAGUGUAAUUAUGACAAGCUUAUAUCUAUAACUUUUUGAUCAAUCAAUCUCCUUUAUUGGCAUAAAAAGUGCAUCAUAUACAUGGAUCAUAGUAGGAGAUACUUUAGGAUAAAACUGUCCAGGCAUCAUGAGGUACGAAGAUGGCUCUCAGGACCUAUGGUGACGUAAUUUCAUAGAGUCACUCAGAAAUCUUGCCGCAUUCUCCACAACAUCAUUACAGUGGUACCUCGGUUUAAGAACAGUCCAUUUUAAGAACGAUAUGGUUUACCAACUCCGCAAAACCAGAAACCAUGUCUUGGUUUGAGAACUUUACCUUGGUCUAAGAACAGAAUCUGAAUGGUGGAAGGGCACUGGUGGCGAGAGGCCUCAUUAGGGAAAGCACACCUUGGUUUAAGAACGGUUUUGGUUUAAGAACGGACUUCCAGAACGGAUUAAGUUUGAAAACCAAGGUACCACUGUACUAGCUUUUAUAGCUUGUAUCUGAAACUCAGCGAAAUUAUGGAUGACUCUUAAAAAAAAGAAAAUAAAACGCUUCCUAUCAUGUACAUUAGUGUCCUUUACAUCCAGAAAUUCCCCUUAGAUUGAGUGUGGCCAGAUUUUAAUAUUUUCUACCUUGUAUUUCUUUUAAAAAAUAAAAAGCUAUAAAAUGAUUUCCCUCAUUCUAAAAGGGGGAAAUAUUACACAGUAUCCCCCAAAUAUUCCAUUUUUCAAUUUGGAAAACUUUGGGGGGGGGGAAUCUUCCAUAGAGAAAAUAAAAAAGGAUUUCCAAUGGGGCGGUUUUCUGUGCCUUCCUAUCCCUAAGACCAACUGCAGUGCCUCCCAGCCUAAGCAUCGGCCAUGAUCCCUUUAUACAGCCUCUUCAAGGGAGGGCUUUCCUACUAACUAAGGACCCUCACAUCCAAACAUCUUCAUAUGGAUGCCCUGCUUAAGAUAUGCAGAGAGGAGUUUCCACAUCACAACAUGCAUCAGUUUGAAUUUGGAUGCCACCCAUACCAUAUAUCCAGCCCACAGAAUCUUUGUCCAGGGGAUAUCUGAGAUAUUUCUGCAACCACCUUAGGUCAGGGUUGGAUCAUAAGCCACCUGAGGUCUCAUCCCCCACCUGUGGGACCUUCAACUAGCAAGGAUGGGGGAGAUCUGCACCAGCAGUGAUAUAAGCUGAGCAGAGAGGUGUCUCCAUCCAGUCAGACCCCCUCUACACAUAGUGUGGCAUAAAAGAGGGGGGUGGGUUGGAUUUCAUCCCUAGUUUCAAAGUUCAGAGUUUAUCACCAGUCUGAUUGUUGUGUUUCUGUUUCUUGCUUCAUUUCUUAGAAUUCAAGCCAAGCCUUUCCAUGUGGUUCUGAACAUUUACCAUACCCUCUGGGAAGCAGAGAGGGAAUUACUACAGAACCUUUAUUGAAGAAGAAGGGUAUAGACUUAACUGCAGUGACCUUUGCCGUAGAGAACACGCAUACAGUAGCAUUUGUUGGGACAUCGGACGGCAGAAUCCUGAAGGUAACCUCAAUGUCUUAAAUACUUUCUUGUUGUUGUUGUUGUUGUUUAAAAAAGAAGCGUGGCCUGUUUUUGCAAUAUAAGAAAGCUAUGGCCAGAAUGAAUCUGCCAUAGAUAAAAGGUUUAUCCGGUAAUUUGCUUGACUUUUAAACGGAACAAACUUUCCGUAAAGUAUUUCAUGAAGUAAAUUCAAUAAGCAUAUUCAAACAAUUUGUUUAUAUGUAUUGUGGCAAUAGUGACGUAUUGAACCCCAGAAUUAAAAGUAAUCAUAAAAAAUAACCAUUCCUGAACACCAUGAAAUCAAAAUAUGUGAACAUAUUUCAGCCCAAAAUCAAUAAAAUCAUGUUCAAAUACAGUGGUACCUCAGUUUACGAACUAAAUCUGUUCCUGAAGUCCUUUCUUAAACCAAAUCUGUUCUUAAACCGAGGUGCGCUUUCCCUAAUGAGGCCUUCACUACGGGUGCCCUUCCACCGUUCGGUUUCUGUUUGUAGACCGAGGUAAAGUUCGCAAACCGGAACACUACUUCCAGUUUUGCGGAGUUCAUAAACCGAAUUUUGCGGAGUUCAUAAACCGUAAGCAGGACUGUUCUUAAACCGAGGUACCACUGUAUGUCCUUCUCAAAGCUGUACCUGUGUGUGCAUUAAAAUUCAAAUAAACAUAAACCCAUUAGCCUGGCAGAAACCUGGAACGCCUCCCAUUUGUUGCAGUUGUUAUUUAGUAGAGUUAGGGCAACCAAAGUCUUCAUUUAAUCAAAGCCUGAUAGAGUUCUGCCUCAUACUAAUGUAUCUUUUUUGUCCCAUUCCCAACAGAUAACUAUAGCCAUUGACGAUGAGCUAUAUUACUGCUCUUCCUUGUCUCCUUGUAUGACCAGUUCACUGCUGUGUUUGAAAUGGGAAAGCUAUGGUUUGUGCAAACUGCAUUUGGCCUACGGACUAAAACUGGGAACCCACUUUGAAUGAUGCUUCCAGUUACAACUUGUAGGCAAAUGAUUUGUGCAUACCAGAGCUUGAUAGAACAGCAAACUCUACUAGCCUGCCAGGAGCAAGGAAGUCAAGGAGCAUAUUGAAGCACUUCCAAGAAACGGAGCUCAUGAGCAGAACGCUCAGACCCAAUGGCAAAGCAGGUUAAUUUCAUUAAGCAAAUGAAAAAGUAAGAGGGGUUAGAAUAUGACCAGGCUAACAGCAAGGUCUCUUGAGUAUAAACCCUUAAUAGAUAUCGCUAAUACAGAAUAAGGAUCAGAAAUUAUGAAUUAAUAUAUUGAGUGUAAUUUUGAAACUUGUUUGACUCUUGUGGGCCCUUCCAGCUGUACAGUUGUAUGAUUCUAUGAUCUCAAUCAUAACACAUGAAAGAAAAUUGGCAAAGAGCUUUGCCCAGAUAGAAACUGAUAAUUUUGCCAGAAUAGAGCAAGAUUUUGAAAAGGCAAUGAUGUUUUAGAAGAGCAGUUCUCCUUUCUUGCAGCUCAACAAUUAUUUCUUGGGGUGGUUUUGUUUUAAAAUGAAAAUGUCUAAAUGUGUUUCAACUUAAAUACUUUUUUAUUUACUGAAAUAGCUAAGAUAAUGUAGUUAAUCUGUAUUCCAGGUGUUUUUGUCGAAUCCUGAAAAGGAAUAUGCUGGAGUCCUUGUUGAAAAAAACAAGCCUAUCCAGAAAGAUCUCGCCCUAGAUGCUCUCCAAGAGAACUUGUAUGUGAUGACUGCAAAAGAGGUACAAAAUGCUUGGAAACAACAAUGAAACUUUAAAUAUCAUGUUCAAUUUGAACAUGUUUCUCAGGGCAUAUCUGCAGGGUGAGCUGGACCUACAGCUGUGUUGCUAAACGGAAAUUACAAGAAAUAUGCAGGAAUAGUUCCUUGAGGCAUGCAAAAUCAGAAGUUAACCAGCGUUCCCAGAGCUGCCACUCUGCACAUGCCCCAAGACAGUGUGAUCUCUUUAUUUUCAUUCAGCAGGCAACUGUUCACAAAGAAAGCAACCUUUAGCAUAGCUUCCUUCAUGGAAAGCAAAUGGCUCGUCCUCAUUAGAUAGAGAUGUGAAGGAACUCUGGGUGUAAAGCAGCAGCUGAUUAUGCACUUGGGCCAAAGCAAAAAGCCCCAAGAGAUCUCCUGGUGUAAUGUGUAGUUUGGCUUGGCCUUAGCCCAAGUCCAGCAUGCAAACUAUUGGACCACAUGGCCUAUCAUUGGUAAUUUUGGUGAUUUGAAAGCUGGUUGUCAUGUGCUUCCUGGGACCAGAGUUAUGGCACCAAGAACUCUACAGUGUAUAAUAUAUAUAUUUUUUAAAACCCAGCAAGUAAUGUGUACAUGAAGAGGAUUUGAUGCAGCUUUUUCAGGGACAAAUAGGGAAAUGGAAAGCAAGUAGGUAUUGCAAAAUUAAGAGAGCUUUUUAAAAAAAACAAAAAACAAACAGCAGAAGAUGACAUUUACCUCAGUUUAUUUAAAAGGCCUGGGUGAACAAAGGCCUGACACCAAAAAGAUCACAAAGAGGGUGCCAGGCAAACCUCGUUGGGAAGGCUGUUCUAUAACUGAGAUGCCACCACUGAAAAGACACUGGUGGUGGCUUGCCUCAGUUAAUUCAGUAGAGGCACUGGGGACUGGGGUUUAAAUAGGAACAAAUGACAGAAGGUAGUCUUUCAGGUAACCUUGUCCCAAACUAUGUAGAGCUUUUAAAGUUAAAAACAGCCGUUUUAAUUUGUCCCUGAAAUGGGCUGGAAGCCAGUACAGCUGACGGAAGCAUUGUUGUAAUAUGAUCAAACCACCCAGUGCCUCUUGCAUCCCAGUUAUAGACCAACUAAGGUUUCCAGGGUGUUUUAAAGACAGCCCCAAAUACACCAGACAACAAUAGUAUUGUGUAGAGGUUGGGAAAUUCCUCCCCUGCAUAGUCUCUUUUGUUUUAUGUGGCACAUAAGCAGAUGCAGAAGCUCUGAGGGUUAGUAGUAUUCCCUUUCAAAAAUAGAACAGCACAAAGUAGUCAUUAUUCCUGCUAGCUUUGUGGCUCAGGGUCUGUUCCUCCAUCUUCUGCUCAGCAAAUUCAAAGCGUCAUUAAGAAUCGUCUACAGGUGCUUGUUUGGGCAAUAGGCAUGAUUAGUAUAAUCAACUCUGCGAAAGGAUUCUCUUCAAGAUUUUUUUAAAAAGCAAGAAGAGUAGAUUUAAAUUUAAUUUGUAGUUCUCUAAUGACUUACAAUUUAGUGCUAGGAUUAUUGAGUGAUUUUUUUUCACAUGACUAUGAGUGUUUUGCCAGCCUACAUCUGGGCCUGUUCACAUGUUUCACUGACCAUUGUAAUCCAUGAGGUGUGAUAUUUGGAAUUCCUUUUAUCCAGAAUUUAUUGUAUAUUACGGGAAAUUGCAGUGUCCCUUUAACCUUAACUACUUGGGGGAACCAAUGAACCCAGAUUUGGGUUCAAAGAUAAUAACAUUUCUGCAUGCAGGAACCCGGAGUUAAGACAGAAGGCAGAAUUGGGAUUCAAUAUGACCUUAACAGAUUGGAGAACUGGGCCCAAACUAGCAGAAUGAAUUUCAGUGUAAGGUUCUACACUUAGGCAGGAAAAACCAGUUGCAUGAAUAUAAGAUGUGGGACACCUGGCUUACCAUUAGUACAUGUUAAAGAGAUAUAAGGGUCUUUGUGGACCACAAGCUUGACUUGAGUAAACAGUGUGAUGCAGCAGCAAAAAAAGGGAAUGCUGUUCUAGACUGCAUCGACAGAAGUAUACUGUCCCGAUCAAGGGAAGUAAUAGUCCUCCUCUAUUCUGCUUUGGUCAGAGCACUCCUGGAGUCCUGUGUCCAGUUCUGGGCACCACACUUUAAAGAAGGAUAUUGACAAGCUGAAACGUGCGCAGAGGAGGGUGGUUAGGAUGAUAAAGGGUCUGAAAGCCAAACCUUAUGAGGAACGGUUGAAGGACCUGGGCAUGUUUAGUGUGAAAAGAGAAGACUUAAGAGAUAUGAAAGCCAUCUUCAAAUAUCUAAAGGGCUGUCAUGUGGAGGAUGGGGCAAGCUUACUUUCUCCUGCUCCAGAAGCUAGGACCCAAACCAAUGGAUUCAAGUUACAAGAAAGCAGAUUCCAAGGAGACAUCAGGAAGAACUUUCUGACAGGAAGAGCUGUUCGACAGUGGAACUGACUCCCUCAGAAGGUGGUGGAGUCUCCUUCAUUUGAGGCUUUUAAGCAGAGGUUGGAUGGUCAUCUAUCGUGUAUGAGUUUGUUGAGAUUCCUGUGUUGCAUGGGGUUGGACUAAAUGUCCCUUGGGAUCCCUUCCAACUCUACAAUUCUUUGAUUUUAUGAAUAAUUACCUGCUCCACUGGGGAGAGUCCCAUGGACUGCAAGAAGAUCAAACGUAUCCAUUCUUAAGGAAAUCAGCCCUGAGUGCUAACUGGAAGAACAGACCUGAAGCUGAGACUCCAAUACUUUGGCCACCUCAUGAGAAGAGAAGACUCCCUGGAAAAGAACCUGAUGUUGGGGAAGAUGAAGGGCACAAGGAGAAGGGGACGACAGAGGACGAGAUGGUUGGAUAGUGUUCUCGAAGCUACCAGCAUGAGUGUGACCAAACUGCGGGAGGCAGUGGAAGACAGGAAUGCCUGGCGUGCUCUGAUUCAUGGGGUCACGAAGAGUCGGACACGACUAAACGACUAAACAACAACAACCACUGGGGCAAAGGAGAGGAGAAGGAACAAGUUUCCUGAGUUUCACCGUGACCUAAAGCUGUGUGGACAUGCUUGAAACAUGAGCUAGAUAUGAGUCUUGUGGCUGUGUGCUUCAAAUAUUGAGAGGUAGAUUGUGGAUCAUUGGAGUCAUGACAGAGGGAGGGAGGUAAGCAAGCUUCCAUAGAGCCCUGUCUUGUAUAGUGUCCAAGGAAGCAACCCGAGUUAUUUAUAACAUCCCCCAAAUGGUUCAAAAGUAGUCAAAGGCUCCUUGCUGCCCAAAAGAAAAGGCAAGGGGAAGUGAUAGUAAAGGAAAGGAGCUCUCUGGUGUUGGAGCAAUCUGUUGUCCUGGAUGUCCCACAGGGAUCAAACCAACAACUGUGGAACAACCAGAUUGAGGAAGACUAAAGACAUGCAAUGGAAUAAGCAUCCCUCUAGGGGAAGGAAGACAAAAGGUGACUUACGUUCAGCAGAAGGGAAUGCUAGAGUGAGACUGAUGCCACAGGCCAAAGCAGAUUUUUUGGAUGAUAAAUGACAAUACAAGUGGCGUUUGGGAAUAUACGUAAGAAUUGUGACCCAAUAAAAGCCAUACUGUAUCUGGAACAUUGGUAUAACAGGAAUGUCCCUCAUGAAGAGCAGAGAUAGAUGAGCUUAACCUUUUCAUAUGAUAAGAGAGAGAACAGUCCAAACAGAAAGAGGAAAGAAACUUCAGGUGCUACAAAACAAGGUUUAUUUAGUGCCCAAUGUGUUUCAGAGAAAAUAUUUUCACAAGGAUACUGUAAAGUUGCAAAUGCCACAUAGAACAGAAAGAAUGAUUGGUACAGAAUCAAUACUGAGUGAGAUACAUUAAGUUUCUUUGUGUAAGUAUAUUACAAGCAUUCAAAGCAAUACUGCUACAACUUGUUUGUUUGAACAAAACCAAGUUAGAAACAAACCCCUGAAAAUGAAACAAUCCCAAAUUCACUUGUGGGGUGGGGGAGUUUGGAGUUGGUUCCAUUUUCAUUUCUACCAGUUAUCCUUCUCUUAUUUAUGUUUUUGAGCUCUCAUACUGCCCUUGAGAGAGAAAAUUUCACCAAAAUCCCAUUAGAGUCUAAACACUGUUUUGAGGCACCUGAAUUUACCUCCAUCCUCUCUCUCUCUCUCUCUCUCUCUCUCUCUCUCUCUCUCUCUCUCUCUCUUUGGCCUGCUAGUGGUACUACCCCAGUUUUGUUGUUGCUUUUUUUAAGUUAUCGUUGGAACAAUGCCAGUUACAAGAAAAGGAAGCAUCUACCUCGUCAGGGCUAAUUAAUGACUGAAUAGAGACAUUUGCUUGUGUUAGCAGUUGGCAACUGGCUUCUAUCUUAAAUUAGGCACUGGCAUAAAUCCAGAGUUCUUGCACCUCUCAAUCCUAUGAGGCUUUCAGUAACAGCAGGCAACCAAUGCUAAAGUUUCCUUCAUCUCUACACUUGGAAAAAUCCCACACUCAUUGCACCGUCACCUGUAGAGUGAACCUAAAGGAGCCAAAAGGCUUUGAGACAUGUGAACUGACCACCUUGGUAACAGAAAGCCAUCUCAUUGAUAUUUAAUUGCUUUAUGAAUGUAUCCCCAAUGAAGCAAAACAAAUGAAAUUCUAAACACAAUCCCUUGGGGAUAAAAUUGCCCUGAAACUUCCAGGUGUUUAGCGUCACCACAUCCAAUAUCAACAGGUAGAUUCGAAUCUGAGCAUGUAUAACAUGCUUUGAAUGUCCUAUUUAAAAUAUUUCUGUGCUUUCAGAUAACUGUUUGGUAUAGUUAGAAAUACUAUUCCUUGAGGUAUAUGCAAACAUGGCAUCAUAGUAACUUUUGAAACUUUUUUGGUGAUGAAAAAAAUUAAAAGGUAAAGGACCCCUGGACGGUUACGUCUAGUCAAAGGUGACUAUGGGGUUGUGGCGCUCAUCUCGCUUUCAGGCUGAGGGAGCCGGCGUUUGUCCACAGACAGCUUUCCGGAUCAUGUGGCCAGCAGGACUAAACCGCUUCUGGCGCAACUGAACACCAUGAUUGAAACCAGAGUAAUAAUCAGUGUUAGAAACUGAGAUAUGAAAGCUAGGAGCUAAACGGCACCUUAAACCUAGGUUAUAGGUGCAACAGUGGAAUGUCUAGGCACCCUUUUUUAUAACAAGAAUACAAAGCUGAAAAUGAAUGAACUGCAGCUAAAAUAUUAUGUUUUCACAUGGUCUAGUCGUUGUCUGGCCACCCCGCUAAUAUUCUUAAGAGGGUCUCUUCUCCAGUCUUCAGAGAGUAGCUGGAAGUGGGGAGGCAGAAAAGGGUUCUCCUUUCCUUCCACUCUGCAGUUUGAAUCUGAAAUCUUAGGAGCAGUACUGCGCCCAGAGCUCAGAAACUGCUCACACUAAUGAAAUUCCCUGUUGCAAAAUGCACCUAGAACAAUGGGAGCUUCGAACACUGGUAAUAAUGAGUAGUGUGCAUUUAGGUGUGUGGGUGUGCGUAUGUGCUUAGUUUGGCAAAUUUUAGCUUUAGAGUCGGGGGUUUGUAUCCGGAAAACAGCAGAGGGAAAAGGAUUAAAGCACACUACCUCAGCAUCACUCUUACAGAGUGCAGACACAGCUGCUUUUAAUUUAUUUGUUUUGGGUUUUUUAAUGCUAUAUGUUUUUUAGGAGAGGUUCUCUGUGGCCUCAAGUGGUUUGUCCCCAAACAUGACCUUAAGUUUACUGCAAAUAUUGAUGGUGCAAGCAAAUUCCUGUGAGCUCAGGACAAAUUGUGAAUUGGCUAGGAGUACAAAAUUAUGAAAAGCGUAUUAGAGUUAUAUAAUCUAUUCAUAACCAAAGCACUUUCCCGUAAUUUAUUAUUAGAUGUAUCUACUCUUAUUAGGUGUUUCGCUUGCCUGUCCAAGAAUGUACGAGUUACUCAACCUGUGACCUGUGCAUUCAAGCCCGGGAUCCGUAUUGCGGCUGGUGUGUAACAGAGGGAAAGUAAGUAUUCCAUGCUACAGGGAUAUAUUGUAUUAUGCAUGGUAUUUCUUUUCAGAAUAUCAUGUAUGCUGAAUGAUUUCUUCAAAGCAUUUGUACCAGAACUGGGAAAAACUCUUCAUCACAAAUUACCACAGUGUAAACAUAUAAUGAGCAGCAGGGAGGAAGCUAAUUUGCAUAUUUUGUCUGUAUAGCUUGUAUAUAAUUUGCAUGAAAAUGGUGGUUGCCAAGCCACAGCUGGUGAAUAUCUAGCAUUUAUCUGGUGAUAGUCUUAUUCUAGUAUUUUAACUCUAAACAUUCCUUAAUACAAUCCUUCCAGCUGAAAAACAGCACUUGGGAAUCUUUGGAUGGUGGAGGGAAGAGAACCAUACUGAAUUUCAAUUUUGCUUUUAGGUUUCUGAUGUUUUAAGGGUACAAAGUUUUUGUCUGCUACCGAGAGACAUGCUGAAAUUUAUUAUAUUCAGGGUGUUGUGGUAAAAAGUUGCCUUCCAUUUCUACCAAACACACAUUGACUAUGGAUGAGGUAGAUUUUCCAUUUCCUUUUUCACGAUAUACACCUUCAAGUCAGUUGAGAUUCCUGGUAGUGAUUAUUUCCUACCAGGGUGUCAGAACUUUAUUGACACGCUAAACAUACAAAUUUUAAAGACAGAGAAAAAGAAAAGAACAAAAAACACAGCACGCUUGUUUGCUUAGCCCUCCAUGCUCCCAAGCUGGAAGCUAUAAGAAGUCAAAAUAAACCAAGAUAAAAGCCAAAAUCUUCAGUGUUUUAACAGGAAAUCUCCUCAUAACGUUGAAGAUUUCUCUAAAACACUUUCUGCUGCUGUAACAUGCCUAAAUAGCAAAAUUAAAUUGUGUUGGUCUGUCAUAGCUUUUCUUCAGAACCACAACACAUAGGAAUGGUCCAAAUUGGACCAUUGUUCCAUGUAGCUCAGAUCGGCUGUGGUUUCUCCUCCUAAAAUAUUAUUUUAUUAUUAUUAAGGUUUCUUUAAAAAAACACCCUGAAAAUAAACAACUUAGAAUAAAAAAUAAAAAGUGAGAACGUGAAAAAAGCCGGGGGGGGGGGAACGUUUUCCAAAUCACUAUAAGGAUUAACAAUUACAAUUCCAUAUACUCUGGCAUCUCUUCAGAUUGGUAUAACUCUUUUGCCUUUUACAUCCAUUGUCUUCAUUGUCUACUCCAGGUUGGGCUGAGAUUGGAUGCAACUCAGCGAUGCAUUAUUCUUGCUGCUAUUGGGAGUAUGUUUUGGGAUUUUAUUGUUAGUUUUGGAAUUUUAUUGUUACAUGGGAAAUUUUAUUCCCUAUUUAUUGAGGUGUUUUAAUUACCGGUAGCUGAUUGUUUAUAACUGUUUACAUUUUGUUAUAUUUCUGCAACUGGAAGAGCGACUUACGUAAAUAAUUCGAUGUUGUCAGCCACCUUGACCGUGACUUCCAACUAUUAAAAGGCAUCAUGCAAAUAAAAGAUGCUGAUGAGCUGAAAAGAGAUCAAGCUCAAUACAUGGAUUUCCAAAUUUGUGCCCUUCCUUUCCCCCUUAUUAUUGCUUUUAAUUGCUUAUUUUGAGCGACACAACUUUUCAUACUUCUUAAGAGGUGAGAACACAGACAGCUGAUUGAACUUGAAAUCUUUUGCAAGGUACUAUUUGGGGGAACAUCGCCACCUGUAACUGUUCUUUUUGUUCUGAAAUUAAAUUAUAGGCCCUCACCUGGGCCUGUCAUUGAACACGCUGGCGUAACUGUUAUACCUCUGAAGUAGGCUUAGCAUUUUCUGAAGGAAAGCUUUUGCAUGGCUAGAGGCUUAUUUUUAAAUAAGUAAGGGGUGGUGAGAUGGCUCUAAGUCAGUCUCCUCUGCUUCAAACUUCCAGGUUAAUUAACCCCAUGGCGGAACCAUGUGGGAUUUUGUGAUAUGAAGUGCAUGCUACUGGCAUACAAGGUUUACUUAAUUAUAGGAAAAAGGAGAUAGGUUUCAGGAAUCCUACUUCCACUGCAAACAUCUUAACUGCAGCAGUAAAAUUGCCUCAAAGCUUAUCAUGAAGCCAAACGAAGAAUAACCCCUCUUUAUAUACAUACUUGAAAUGCAGAGGAAACCACACAAUUUAAUUUGAAUGAGAGGCUGACUACCUAUGAAUGCAAAGGCAUAUUUGCAUAUUGCCGGGUUGGGGGAUCUCAGCUUUUCUCUAAGACUUCUCAUGGUGACUCCUGACCUCAUUAUUAAAGACUUUCAAAGGUCUUUGUCAGCAAACAGCCAGUUUUGAUCACAUACACUUACAGACAAUUAAGUCUCCAAGUGUCUAAAGAGGACCCCCUCCCCACAAAAGAGCCCAGGGAGCAUUGUACCCUCGGGGGGGGGCCAAUGAAAUGCUGGCUGGCUUUGGGCAGGGUGGGGGUGGAUGGAGACUAGAAAUCUAUGGGAAAUGGAAUGGAGUGUCCUAGAAUAGGGCGUGAUUGGAAUCGUGAACAGGUACAAGACAUACUGCAGAAAUUUGUUGCAGGUCCAAAUGUCAGAAUGAGAGUCUCUAAGUCAGUCCAAAACCCUCUUCAGUGACACACACACAGAGAGAGAGAGGGGUGGGGCACUGGAUUCAGAAUUGGAAUCGCUUUCCAGAAAUCCACACCAGGUUUUUGUUUGUUUAAAAGAACAAAAUACAGUCAUACCUCAGGUAACAGAUGCUUCAGGUUGCGUUUUUUUCGGGUUACAGACCGCUGAAACCCGGAAGUACCGGGACAGGUUACUUCCAGGUUUCAGCUGUCACGCAUGAGCAGAAGCGCUAAAUCGCGCUAUGCGCAGAAGCACUGAAUCGCAACCCACGUGUGCGCAGACACACCACUGCGGGUUGCAGACGCUGCUGGUUGCGAACGUGCAUCCCACACGGAUCACGUUCACAACCCAAGCGUCCACUGUAAACAAGCUUUAUUUAAAUCAUUAAAAGCAGCAGAAAAAUAUUGGAACCCAAUGCAGAUAUCUAUAAUUUCAACAAGAGGGAAACAAGUUCAAGGAUAUUGGAGUUACAGAGAGCGGGCAAACAAUAAAAUAAAAUAAUAAUUUCCCAGCUAUUGUUGUCAUACACAAUAUCUAGGCCUAGUGUCUUUGGGAGCUGCAAUACCAGUCACAAAAUGAAGGCUGCAGAUCCACAGCAGAUGAUAUAUGUUUCAUGAGGCACCAAAUUCCUAGAGGUCCUAGGCCUUUCCAAGGACUGCAGCUGCCAAUGAUCCGAUAUUUGGCUCUUUACUCUCCCGCCACCCCAAACAACUGAAAGGAAAAGGUUCUGAGUUCAGCACAGGCCUCCCAGUUGAUCUCCCGCAAGCCGCCAAAUUGCAUUUUUUUGCUACUAAAUUAUCUGCUCUGGUUAUGUUUUCUUUCAAAUGCAAUUUUGGGAAUUGCAGUCAGCAUGACUUUAUUUUUAUUUUAUUUUUUCAAAGUUAGGGCUCACCUGUACCAAACUGUAAGCAAUAGUUGUAUUGAUGGAGAAAGGAUGUAGUUAUAGAACUCAUGAGUUGUAGGAACUCCUGUAGACGAUACCUGGUUCAGAUUACCAGCAUUUCCAGAUAGGAAUUGUAAAGACUCUUCUAUGAAACCCUGAGAACCACUGUCGGUUAGCAGAGGCGAUAUUGUGUAAGUUUAGUGUAGGCAAAUACUGAGCUUCUAGUUUUUCAUUGACACAAAACGAUGCAUUUGAUGAAAUCGGCUCUAGCCAUAGAAGCUUGGGGCCACAACAGAUCUGUCAGUCUUUUAAGAUGUCGGAAGACUCCUUGUUGUUAUCCAUUGUUAUGCAGUGUGUUUGCUGCACUUGCCCUUCAUGAUAGUUUACAUUUCAGGAAGGCAUGUCAGUAAAAUAUUUAGCCAUCCAGAGACCGCAAUAGGUAUCCUUGUGUUGCUCUCUCUACAAUUCUGCUUGGCACCUCUGCAUCUACUGGAUUCAGUAUAAUGAUGGAGAGAACCUGAAAGUGGUUUCAUAUUUCAAGAAUUUUCCUUGAGUUCACUUUCCCAGCAGCAGUGGGGAAUAGUCAAUCUUAUAGCCAAGGAUGUAUGUUUUCAUUUGUGACUCAAGCAUGAGCUGACAGAGCUAAGCCUCAGGCUGAGACUAAAGACCUGGUGACAAAUUUGCAGUGUGUUAAGGAAUAAGCAAAACACUCCAAAUUUCCACACUCUGUAGGCACAAUAUUGUUCCUUAACAGCUAAACUACUUUUCUGUUAACAUGUUGCUUGAAUACUAGGUUAGGGGUCCCCCCCCCACUUUGUGUACAGUUCAUUGAAUUUAAGAUAAAUAUUUGAACGUUUGUUGUUGUAAUUUGACAAUGCUAACAGGUAAUUAUCCUGUCAUAAAGAAUAAUAAGUAAACAGAAUAGAAGAAAAGAAAUAUUAAGCACACAUUCUAUGCCACCUUUCCACCCCCAGUGCUUAUGCAUUUGAAUGCUUUUGUAUUUUGGGUUAAUGAGUGCGGAUUUUUAAAAUGUAAUUACUUCGGACAACUUUAAAUUUUGUUAUUUAUUCCAGAUGCACGAGGAAAAAAGACUGUGCAAGAUCAGCUCAGGAAAACCACUGGCUCUGGAGCCCAGAUGGCAUUUGCCUGAAUAUUACAAGUGCUUACCCUCAAAAUAUGAGCCGGGGAGCCACAGGCAACGUAAGUGCAACAGGAUCAUGUGUGUGUGUGUGUGUGUGUGUGUGAGAGAGAGAGAGAGAGAGAGAGAGAGAGAGAGAGAGAGAAUCCAAAUCAUAGUGCAUUGUGUGAGGAGUGAGAGAAUUGCCCUUGCAUAUAAUUAUGUGUGCAUUUGUUUUGCAAUGUUCUAAAGCAGCGGUUCCCAAUUAGGGGUCUGGGAACCCCUGGGAGUCCGCGGAACACACCCAAGGGGUCCGCAGCACCACCCCCUGCCAGGGACUUACUCAUCUUGUUAAUUGCACAGUGAAAGCCUUCCGCGGAUCAUCCAGCCUCUGCUCACAACCAGCGCCUACUUGAAGGCAGGGGGGAAACUUGUGAAAGAGUUGCUGGAUGGCAGUGAGCUAGGAUUGGGCACAAACCUCUGGCACAGUUCCUUAGGGCUCUUGCAGUUGGAGGGGAGAGGGGGGAAAGAGUGCAAACAGCUCACAUGCCUAGGGAUCCCUUCCCCUUGCCGUCUACUUUUUAACUGAGAAGAACUAAUUGUUUUCAAGGACUAUCAAGUUUAGAGGACUCUCCCACUGCUCGUAGGUGGGGUUUCAGUGAACCUUGCCUUAUGAGUUUGGGAUUCAUGUCUCAUCUUGGAAGUGCAACAGGGGAAAUGGCUAAGCAGAUUGUCACUAUGCUUUGCACAACAGCUCACCCUCUGGUGAUUUAGUUUAGUGCUAGGGCUGGGCGAUACUUUGUUGUCAACACCGUGAUAUAUCAGCAGCUAAAUGCGGGUAUGUGGAAUUUAUCUCAGCUGCUUCUUCCGAGAUACAUGGCCCAGCCCUACACUGAAAGUGAGUCCCGAUGCCUCUCAGACUCAAGGGCAAGCUUGAAGAGCAUGGGGCUUCACAGAGCUGCUCAGCUGGGGGGUGGAAGAGGCCUCCUGCCCCCCAGCUGAACAGCUCCGAUGCCUCAGAAGGCAUCCUGCCCCCCAGCUAAAUGGUCUGACUCAGCAUGAUGCUCCUAACACGAUAAAACUUGUUAUUCUCCUGGUCCACAAGACUCCCAAGGUACACAUUGAACAACUUCACACAGGGCUGGGAAACUUUUACAGCUGCAUGGGCCAGAUCUUUUUCAGGAUCGACCUCGUGCUUCAAAUUUUGACAGCUGGCCAGGACCACACACCUGUCAAUCACAUAACAUUAUGACAUCUCAUGUCAAAUAAUGACAUCUCCUACCUGUGAGAGAUGCAUGGCUGUCCCCUUUCAAACUCCCAGUCCUAGAGGGGAAUGCAAGGAGACUCAAAGGCGUCCCAACAGCCCCCGUGCUCCAAGUGCUCCCCCCCCCUAGAAAAAUAGGUGCUGGUACUCACCAAGAAGGGACGUGGGUGGCGCUGUGGGUUAAACCACAGAGCCUAGGACUUGCCGAUCAGAAGGUCGGCACUUCGAAUCCCCGUGACGGGGUGAGCUCCUGUUGCUCGGUCCCUGCUACUGCCCACCUAGCAGUUCAAAAGCAUGUCAAAAGUGCAAGUAGAUAAAUAGGUACCGCUCUGGCGGGAAGGUAAACGGCGUUUCCGUGCGCUGCUCUGCUUCACCAGAAGCAGCUUAGUCAUGCUGGCCACAUGACCCGGAAGCUGUACGCCGGCUCCCUCAGCCAGUAAAACGAGAUGAGCACCGCAACCCCAGAGUCUGUCACGACUGGACCUAACGGUCAGGGGUCCCUUUACCUUUACCUUACUCACCAAGAAGUUGUUACAGUAUGUGCCACACUUUUUAACAACAACAAAAAGAGGUGCCAGCCCUGUGUACCUUGGAGUAUCCCCUGAUAAAAAGCACCGCAUGCUCCCAUUUCAGCCUGAAAUGGAAGUGCAACGGCUGUCUUAAGGCCUUUGUAAAGUGAUGUUUGAAGCAUCCACACACACCCUUUUCUUUUAAGUAGCGUCAACUGAUGUACCAGUGGGUAUGAUUUGGGCAAAGUGUGCUCGCAGUCCACUUCUGAUCUGUGAGCUGGAGUUUCUACACCCCAAUUUAAAAGAAGUAAUGGAAGUUUCAGACCACCUAAAUGUUAUGUGUUUGUGUAAAUGACAGAACAAGUGCACUGCUUUAUAGAAUAAAGAAAAUGUUCUCCUUGGGGGGGGGGCGGGAAACAAAGGUGUGGUUUUUUUAAUGAUUUAUUUUAGAACAAGAGGACACACACAGCACUUCCGUACACUCUGUCUAUACAGCUAGAUUCCCUUUUUCGUAUGGUUCAUUUAUUCGCUACAGGUAUGUUACAGUUCCCAAAGGGAAAACUGUCUCAGUUGGGGGGGAAAUAGGCUGUACAAUUGCUAAAGUCACACAACAGCGGACAAAAGCAGAAUGAAACAUAAAAAAGAGAGAGCAUGCAGAUAGCUCGGUGUGUCCUCAAGCAUCCGGUCAAUUCAAGCAAAUUUUUAACCCACCCUGUUUUCUCACCUUCAUUCUAGCUGCUUGUUUCCUUAUAUAACAGAAAUAAUCAAACACUUGAAUGCUCAGUUGGCUGUUUUCCCUGAGGCUCAUGAAGCCACCAGACAUCCCUCUUUGUCAGGAAACUUUUUAUUUCUGUCCCCCAGCAGCCCAAAGCUCUACUUCAUCUCUCCAAUUGUGAAUGAGGGUUUUUGGAGGAAAGUUUGUCUUUGUUGCCCUUUCAAAACAAGCGUCUUGAUUCUUUCCAGGCUGACUUGUGACUCCUGCUGUGUCCUCCGGCUAUUGUUGCAGUGCGGUUAACGUGCUUUAAUUAUGUUGGAAAAGUUUGAAUAACUUCUGUGCUCAAUAGAUGUUGCAUUUGUGCUUUCCAAAAGCCAAAACAAAACAAACCCUGCAGAACACUCUCUUUUUUUCUAGCACAUUUUAGGACAAGAUGACAGAGUGUAAUUCCAUCUCUGCCAAGCUUUUCGCCAAGGGGAAAAGAAGGGUUUUCAGUUAAGGAUGUACUAUUUACAGGGGAUAUUUCUAUUUCUCCUUCAUCGAAUCCCCCAGGCUUUCUUCCUGGUGGAAUGGGACAGAAUGACCAAAGCACGCUAUAGGUUCUUAUGGAAGUCUGCACCGAUCAACAGUGCCGUGCCACAAAAUUUAAAUGGUGUGCUUUUCAAUCCAACUUACAAAGAACAGCACAGCACAGUUUGCAGUAUACACCGCUAGUUUGCAAUAUUUUUUGGGUGGGAGAACAAAAUGCCUGCUUCCCCAAACCAUAAUAGUGUUCAGAUUAUUAUUUUUUUAAAGUGACCUCCUUCAAAGAUAGUUUUGUGCAAAUGUCAGCCUGCAGGUCCAAAUUCCUGGUUAGGUAGCGGCAGCUCCACAGCCACACCUGCAAGCCCGCCACUUGCCGGCUAGGACAGAAGUCAGGGUGCAGGCAAAUUGUCAUGUGAUAUCAGUUGUGCCAGCUUGGGAUUUAGCAGAUCCAAGACCAGCUCCCUGGUCCCAAAAUGACUUGCAUCAGGCCUCACAAACAUACCCAGCCCAACAGAGAGGGUGUUUGGAGUCACUAUCAUUAUCAUGCAUUUUAAAUCAGCUUUGGUCUUGUUUUUUUUUUGAGCAACCCUCCUUUGGAGGUACUGAAAGGACAGAUCUACGUUCUGUGUUCUGAUCUAUGUUGCAUUCUGCAUUUUGAGGAAUGGCAUUCUGAGGACUACAGAAGAGAACAGCAAAUUAGGUGCCACAAAUCUCCCAAUACAUUUGGAAUUAUUUUACCUUGGCUUUAUUGAGCUGCCUCUCAAAAUACUGCUCUUGGCGAGGUGGAGUUUAAGAAUAUCAGAAGAAAUACUCCUAUAUAGUCUUGUAAGAUGUUAGUUCUGGUUCCAUUUUCUUAAUAACCUAAUAAGGAAAGUAAUUUGAUUUCAUAACUAUACUUUAAAUUAAAUAAAUGACUUUAUCUCAAUUAGAAAUAUUCCUUUUUUGUGUGUGUUUCUGUGUUAUCCAGAUCGAGGAUGUCUAAGUGUUGUGCAUUGUUACAUGGUUAUAUUGCUAAAAACUGAAUAAAAAUUAUAAAAAAUAGAUUACUUUCAAAUACUAUUCUGCUCUCGUGUGUGUGUGUGUGUGUUCUAAAGUGAUCUAUAGUGCCUAGUUGCAUCAGGCAAUGUACGUAGUGCUUGCCUAAAGCCAUUUUGUCACUCCUUUUGAAUGUAACCCUGAUUUCUGUGUUGGCAUCCUCUGACUUGAGGCUUGAACAUAAAAAGCUGUGUUUCACAGUCAGACUGCUAACCUUUCUGGUACUGUCUAUUCUGGUGGGAGCUCUCCAGGGUCUUUUGCAAUGAUGCUACUUUUUUUUCAACUUGAGAUGCUAAACACUACCCUUGAACUAUGGCCCCUUAAUUACAAUAAGGUUGUUAAGAAUCCUAGUUAUCAGCGAAGAGGACAUUAUUGUAAUAUUAAAACAUGUGGCACUAGUAAGCUUUCUUCGGGGGGGUUUUCCACCAGUGCAACACAUUUGCUUCCAUUCCUUUUUCCUCUUCCUUGCUGCUACUGUCCCUGUUACCCUUCCUCUCUGCCUCCUCCAUGUGGGAAUCCACGGUUUUUUCUUAUUUGUUGCUUUCUGACAACCUCUUUUUGCUUGCAUUUUCAGGUAGAAUUGACUCUCAGCCCUCUCCCAGUUUUAAAUGUAGAUGACCAGCUUUGGUGUCAUUUUGGGGAAACGAGGCAUGAGGCGAAGUUACAAGAAGGGACUAUUACCUGCAACCCUCCUAAUGAAAUCCCUCCAACGACAAAAGGCCAAGGUAAAUAAAAGAGCAGGUCUUCACAUUUAAUAUAUAUGCCUGUGCUUUCCAACUUUGAAGGUAUCUACCGUAUUUUUCGCUCCAUGACACACUUUUUUCCUCCUAAAAAGUAAGGGGAAAUGUCUGUGCGUCUUAUGGAGCGAAUGUGUGGUCAAUCACUGGCUCCCUUUCCGGCCCCGGCCCCUUGCUCCCAGGCCUCCAUUGUUGAAUGUUCUGCAAACAGAGCCUGUUUGUUUCCCCAGCGACAUGUGACUGGCUGAUUAGAUUAUGUGUCUGGAAACUGUAGAAACGGCUCCCUUUCCUUUCCUAAAGAAGCUGCAGAACUGUGAGUUGAACCCCAUAAAAACAGGAUUUUUUCCCUUUGCAAAGUAAGCUCAACAACUUUGAGCUGAUCCUCAAAUAAACCGGGGCUUUUCCCCUUUGCAAAAGAAGCUGCACAACUGUGAGCCGAUCCUCAAAAAAACGGGGCUUUUCCCCUUUGCAAAAGAAGCUGCACAACUGUGACCUGAUCCCCCAAAAAGCGGGGCUUUUCCCCUUUCCUCCUCUAAAAACUAGGUGCGUCUUAUGGUCAGGUGCAUCUUAUGGAGCGAAAAAUACGGUACUUAUAGUAAUUGCUUUGGAAACACACAUACGUUCCCUACCUAACUCAUUGCUCUUCGUAUUGGCCCAAGACGUGCAACCAGUCAUCCUUUUGAAUUAGAAAGAUUGGCAGCUGCUACAUGCAAUAGCCACACUACCCCCAAUACCGCCUGCACUAAACCUGUAAAGAGUGAAGGACAAGCUGUGGCAUAGCGUGGGUUGGAAGUGCCCGGGGCAAGGCAAGUAUGGUGCCCUUUAACCCAUGGUACCUGUCAGGGCUGGGUGGUGGCAGCAACAGCCCCAUUGGCCCCCCUCCCCAUGCUAUGCCACUGAGGACAAGCAUUCACCUUCAACAUUGGUAAGCACUAGAGAGCCCUUGUUGGUUAAUGAAGAAUGAAAACUAUGUUGGAAAUUUUGAUGUUGUUGCCAUGUUAGUCCUGGUAGCUGUGUUCUCCAUCACAUUCCUAAGAUCAAGGGAAAACGACCUCAUAAAAUGCCCACACAGUGUACCGAAGUUCCAAAAACCUUUACAGAGGCGAUCUCUGUUGAUGAUACAUAAUUACUGUGAAAAUUUGUUCAUUUGGGGCCUUAUAUACACAUUUUGUGCUUGUUAGUAAUCCAUAAAUUUUUAUUGACAGUAGCAAGCACACACUUUAUGCCAUAUGAUGCCAUCUUCUACAGAUUGUUGCAUGUGAAAGGCAGUAGUUCCCAUUGGACUGUAAGAAAUCUCAGCCAUUUCUCCUGAGAAGAUUUAGCAAAUGCAAAUAAGAAUACUUGUAAAUAGCAUUUUAAAUACAUACUUACAUACAUAGUUGGAAUUAACUGGCGCUUAAAAAACAACAACAGCAAUUUUCAGCUGACCCCAGUAUAUGAGAUAAAGUGAAAAACAACCUGGAAUUUUCAAUAGAAUUCUUCAGAAAGUGGGUUUAAAUCUGAGCUGUCACCACUCUUUCAAAAAGCUGUUAGAAGAAAGCUGAGUUUGAAAUUGCUCAAUAGCUUGUGAAAUAACUUGUCAGGGGGGUUUAAUGAUUUCCGGAAAAGGAAUAGCUGGAAGCCUCAUUGAGGAAGUUCCCAUUUUUAUAUAUAGCUCUUGAUCCUGAGUUCAGCAAUAAUCCAGAUUAGAAUCCCAUUAAUGGAGGAAGUUGACCAGCUUUCCAAAUUGCUAAGUUUUCCUUAUUAUUUUGAACACAUACUGGUUAUUUCAGAAACUCCUUUUGUUUUAUUCAUAGUGUGUGAUUCAUAAAUUGCACACCCUGACAGUGUAAAAAAAUAAAAAUAAAAUAAAAAACACCAUCUUCUGAAUUCAUGUGCCUUAGUUUCCUUGGUUUUUCUGACUUGCAUUUUUCAGUAGCAGAAUACAUUGUCCCUUUUGAAUAAGCAUUUUCCUGAUCUAAUAGUCGGGGACUUUUAAACAUUUUAUCAUACUUCUAUCAGGUUUUCUUUUUCUUUCUUCCAUUUAGUUGCUGGACAUUUAAUGCAGUUUCAUUUAGGGGGAACAGAAGGUUCUCACACUAACCCCCACAAAUUCAAGAAAUGUAUUGGAUAGGCAUUAACAUUGUACCAAGAAGUAUUCAUUAUAAAGCACCCCCACGCAAAUCAAUCUUUUUCCCCCUCUUUUUUCUUUGGUAGAUUAUGUCUUGGUUCUACUGAGUCUGACCUUUGGUGAUAAUAUAUUUCUUGCAUCGGGUACAUAUCCUUUUUAUGACUGUCGAGAAGCUAUAAACCGUAUUGAAAAUGAACCGUAAGUAUCUAGCUGCCUAACUUCAUUCUCCAUCCUAUCCAGUAAACCCAACGUGCAUUCAAAUAUUAUAAUAGUGAAGUCUCUUGAGUGAACUGAAGGGUUCCUAUUUUAUUUGCGCAGUACUUUUGCUUCCCUUUCAUCAGGCUCCACAAAGUAUAUUACGAAAAACAUGCUGCCCUACUUCAUCUUUGUUCGUUCACCAUGUCUUAAUUCUACUGCAUUUGAUCUUUGAUGAUAUAAUAUAUCUAAGACAGGCAUGUCCAACAUGUUGAUCGAUCGUGGGAUUGGUUUUGGUCAGAGGUCAGCAAACUUUUUCAGCAGGGGGCCAGUCCACUAUCCCUCAGACCUUGUGGGGGGUCGGACAAUAUUGGGGGGGUGAACGAAUUCCAGGGCUAUUGACUGUUAGUCUCCGAAGCGCCCUCUCCGAUUGCAUGGAGCCCGGACAGCCCCGUGGUUUUCUACAGAUCUGAGGGCAAUGAAACAAUCGUUGAGACGGCUAGAGCGCCGGUGGUGGAUAACUCAUUCUGAAGCUGACCAGACACGGGUUAGAGCUCAAUGUCGAGUCUACCAAGUGGCGGUAGCGACGGCGAAGAAGACUUUCUUCACUGCCUCUAUUGCAUCUGCAGAAAACAGCAGCAGGAGACUUUUUCAGGUGGUUCGCAAUUUAGCGGAACCACCUGUUACAUUGGGGCCCAGUACGGGCCACAUGAUCUCCUGCAAUGAUUUUGCAAAGUUUUUUGCAGAUAAAGUCGCUCAGAUUCGGGAAGAGGUAGACUCCACCGUGAGAGCAGGGCCGGGGCGGGAGAGUGCUAGAGUCCUGUCUAGUCAAAUUGCGUGGGAUCAAUUCCAAUCUGUUACCUCCGAGGAUGUGGACAGGCUGCUUGGACGAGUGAAACCAACCACCCGUCUCCUUGAUCCUUGCCCAUCCUGGCUUAUAAAAGCUAGCCGGGAAGGGCUAGGCGAUGGGCUUCGUGGGGUGGUGAAUGCUUCCCUCCGUGAGGGAGCCUUCCCAGACCCGCUGAAAGAGGUGGUUAUUAAACCGCUCCUUAAAAAAACAUUUUUAGAUGCGGGCACGAUGGCCAACUAUCGCCCAGUCUCAAAUCUUCCACUCUUGGGCAAGGUGAUUGAGUGAGUGGUUGCUGAACAACUCCAGGCACGCCUGGAAGAAGCGGACAAUUUGGAUCCCUUCCAGUCGGGAUUCAGGCCUCAUCAGGGGACUGAAACUGCCUUGGUCGCACUGGUUGAUGAUCUCUGGCGGGCUAGGGACAAAGGUGAGAGCUGUUUCCUAGUUCUGCUGGAUCUCUCAGCAGCAUUUGAUACCAUCGACCAUAACAUCCUUCUGGACCGUCUUGAGGGGCUGGGAGCUGGGGGCACUGUCAUACAGUGGUUCCGCUCCUUCCUCCUGGGCCGUGUUCAGAAAGCGGUGGGGAGGUGAGUGUUCAGACCCCUGGGCUCACACUUGUGGGCUGCCUCAGGGUUCUGUCCUCUCCCCCAUGCUUUUCAACAUCUACAUGCAGCCACUGGGAGAGAUCAUCAGGGGGUUUGGGCUGGGUGUUCAUCAGUAUGCAGAUGAUACCCAGCUCUACCUCUCUUUUAAAUCAGAACCAGUGAAGGCGGUGAAGGUCCUGUGUGAGUGUCUGGAGGCGGUUGGAGGAUGGAUGGCGGCUAACAGAUUGAGGUUGAAUCCUGACAAGACAGAAGUACUGUUUUGGGGGGACAGGAGGCGGGCAGGUGUGGAGGAUUCCCUGGUCCUGAAUGGGGUAACUGUGCCCCUGAAGGACCAGGUGCGCAGUCUGGGAGUCAUUUUGGAUUCACAGCUGUCCAUGGAGGCACAGGUCAAAUCUGUGUCCAGGGCAGCUGUUUACCAGCUCCAUCUGGUACGUAGGCUGAGACCCUAUCUGCCUGCGGACUGCCUCGCCAGAGUGGUGCAUGCUCUGGUUAUCUCCCGCUUGGACUACUGCAAUGCGCUCUACGUGGGGCUACCUUUGAAGCUGACCCGAAAACUACAACUAAUCCAGAAUGCGGCAGCUAGACUGGUGAUUGGGAGCGGCCGCCGAGACCAUAUAACACCGGUCUUGAAAGACCUACAUUGGCUCCCAAUACGUUUCCGAGCACAAUUCAAAGUGUUGGUGCUGACCUUUAAAGCCCUAAACGGCCUCGGUCCAGUAUACCUGAAGGAGCGUCUCCACCCCCAUCGUUCUACCUGGACACUGAGGUCCAGCACCGAGGGCCUUCUGGCGGUUCCCUCACUGCGAGAAGCCAAGUUACAGGGAACCAGGCAGAGGGCCUUCUUGGUAGUGGCGCCCUCCCUGUGGAAUGCCCUCCCACCAGAUGUCAAAGAGAACAACAACUACCAGACUUUUAGAAGACAUCUGAAGGCGGCUCUGUUUAGGGAGGCUUUUAAUGUUUGAUGUAGUACAGUAUUUUAAUAUUUUUUUUGGAAGCCGCCCAGAGUGGCUGGGGAAGCCCAGCCAGAUGGGCAGGGUAUAAAUAAUAAAUUAUUAUUAUUAUUAUUAUUAUUAUUAUUAUUAUUAUUGAACAACAAAUCUCGACCUUUUGGCUUAUCCAUACAGGUGUUAUUCCUGUGCAAGCAGUAGAUGGAAUUGCCAGUGGGACUGGAAAACCCACUCCUGUCAGGACUCUUCUUCAGAAACAGAUGUGAUUCAGCAAAAUAUGGUAAAACCUUUAAAAGUAGUAUGAACAGAUCUUAUUUAAAUACAGCAAUACCUCUGGUUAUAAACCAUCCUCCUUGCGAACACUUCGGGUUACGAGCUCCGCUAACCCGGAAGUAGUUGCUCCUGGUUGCAAACUUUGCCCCGGGAUGCGAGUGGAAAUUGCACGCCGGCGGCUCCAUUAGUGAAAGCGCGCCUCAGGUUAAGAAUGGUUUCGAGUUGAGAAUGGACCUCAGGAAGGAAUUAAGUUCGUAACCAGAGGUACCACUGUAUUUAAGUGAUGGUUUCUAUUUUAUUUUUAUUUAUUUGUUUGUUUUGUUUUUGUAAAUAAAUUGGAAAGGAAUAGCAACAAUCUGAAAGUAACUUCGGGGGGAGGGGGAACUCUGGGGGUUUUGUACCUCCUUGGUGGGGAAUGGAAAUAAAUAUUGGAGUGAAGUGACUGGGAAGCCGUUCAAUGUUUUCUUUUCAGUCCAUUUUGCUGUUUUACUUAAAUGGCUGGAAAGGAAUUUCAAGAAUGGGAAUGAAAGUUUAGCAUAUGCUGCAGUCAUUUUUAGCAUGUCUAAUUUGAAAAACUGUAAUCAAAUCUGUCACUAAGCAUGAAGAUCUUCAGAACAACAAAAAUUCAAUUGUCCAAAGUAGGUGCAGAUGUUUUGUGAUAUAAUAUUUCUAGUUUUAAUUGCAUAUGAAAAUGUUUUGUUUUUUUCUCCUAGGCGGAAAAAUGCCCACACUUUCUAGAUCCCAACCCUAAAAUAAUACCCAUGGAAGUCUCAACAAAAGUAUCUUUUGAAGGAAAGAAUCUGGAUUAUUAUGAGGUAAUUUUCACAAAGUGCUUGAAUAUAUUUUAAUAUUAUAUACCUCUCAGCAGUUCGUGAACAGUGUCCUCUUCUGAAGUCUGCUGUUUACAAACUCCUUGUGCAAAAAACGUUACACAGUUCUAAAUAGACAUUGAACAAUUCCUUGCAUACAAGACUGAUGAUUUCUUUAAGCUUGCUUUCAUAAAUAUUUCACAAAUAUAACAAUAGUUUUCAAUAUUAUACAGUUGAUGUGGGUAAAUAAUUAAGAACAUGUAUGCUUUUUGUUCUUUGAUUUACUUGUCGUGUUUGUUGCAUUUGACUUAACGUUACAAUGAGCAGAGAAACGUCUUUGUCUAGUUUAUAUCUUUUGUUGAAGUGUCUGCCGUAUUUUAUAGCUUCUCUCUGUUGCCAAACAUCACCCCCCCCCCGACAUUUGUCAGGGAUGAUAAAACUGUUUUUACUUUUCCUCCCUUCCCCAUGCUAAGCUGAAACGUUUUUGGUGUUGCGAAACAUCUCUCAUGUGUAAUGUAAGCGAAUUAUAUGUGUGUCUCUUAAAUCAGUGGUUCUUAAACUGCUCUUUAGCUGUCGCUGUCAUAGUUGCCUCAUUUUUCUCCAGGAUGAAGGGGUACGGGGCCUCCUGAUUAGAAACCGUUCACUGGUGUGGAGAAACAAUAUUAUUAUUAUUUAUUGAGUUCAUAUACUGCCCUAUACCCGGAGGUCUCAGGGCGGUUCACAGAAAAGAUCACAACAUAUAUAAUCAGAAUAAAAAACAACAACCCAAUAAUACUCCCCCAGAAAAGAACCACAUUUUAAAAGGGUAUAGGAUAGUCUGCAGUUAUGAACAAUAAUGAGAGGGUGUUCCCAGAUGUCCAGAAAGGCAACCAAGUCUGCCCCUUCUGCUCUUUCUUCAUCUUGUUCCUCCUUCAGCCAUCUCCAUUCCUUCUAGAAAAUUCCACCACACCUUCUUUGGCUUUGUACCUCAAUGGCUGUAUCAGAAAAGCCGUAUCUGAGGAGUUGCAUCUUAAACUUAACAGUUCCUGGAGCUUUGUUGGUCUAUGUUUAUAGCCUAGGGACAGCGUGAUACUUUUAUGUGAAAUGCAGAUUAUUAUGAAAUAGUCCAUUAAGAGAGGCUUUGCUCAUUCCCCAACGGUCUCUGUCGUAAAGGCCCUUGAGAGGUUAGUGUUUCGCAUUUAAUGGUCAGCUGCUCUAAAUGUAGUUUGGGGCUUCCUAUGCCUCAUCUUGGAUGUAGCAAUCAAUAUUUGUGCGGUUUUAAUUACAGGAUAUGGAUAUGGCUGCAGUAGGGGGGAAAAAAAAAAGGUUAGGUGUGGGUGCAGUGCAGCUGUGUUGAGCUAUAAACAGGAAUACAUAUGUAAUCCUGUUCCCUCUGUGCCCACACAUACCCUUGAAGUGAUGUGCAGGGAUGCUCUGUGAAAGAUUUGUUUUUCCUUAGUGUGUCCUCUUCUGAUGGUGGUUUGUCUGUAGCGCCAGAAGAAGUACAUGUAGCAGCAGCAUGGAACAACUACAGUCAUCCAUUCCACUGUGGCCUCCAUGUUUUAGAAAGCAAUAUAGUAGCAGCGCCAGUAGUAGUUGUUAUAUGCCAGGCAUCCUCAACCUUCGGCCCUCCAGAUGUUUUGGACUACAAUUCCCAUCAUCCCUGACCACUGGUCCUGUUAGCUAGGGAUCAUGGGAGUUGUAGGCCAAAACAUCUGGAGGGCCGCAGGUUGGGGGUGCCUCUUAUAUGCUGUCCAUCUGACUGGGUUGCCCCAGCCACUCUGGGCAGCUUCCAACAAAAUAUUAAAAACACAGUAAAACAUCUACCAUUAAAAACAUCACUAAACUGGGCUGCCUUCCGAUGUCUUCUAAAAGUCAAAUAGUUGUUCACCUGUUUGACAUCUGAUGAGAGGGCAUUCCACAGGGUGGGCGCCACUACGAAGAAGGCCCUUGGCCUGGUUCCCUGGAGCUUCAUGUCUUGCAAUGAGGCCCUCAGAGCUGGACCUCGGUUGUCCGGGCUGGAUGAUGGAGUUGGAGGUGUUCCUUCAGCACUUGGAAUUGUGCUUGGAAAUGUCUUGGAAGCCAUUGUAGAUCCUUUAGGACCGGCGUUGUAUGGUCCCGGCGGCUGCUCCCAGUCACCAGUCUAGCUGCCGCAUUCUGGAUCAGUCGUAGUUUCUGAGUCAGCUUCAAAGGUAGCCGUGCAUAAAGCUCGUGUCCCAAAAGCUCUCUGGAAAACAUUUACAAAAUGUUGAGUAAUGAAGGACACAAUUCGCCUAUUGUAAAUCCUCAUGACUAACACCAUACCAUAAAUUUAUUGUGUCCUUUGUAUUUGUGACACAGCUCCAUGGUUCCUCUGAUACGGUUCACUUUGAACCAAGAGCUGCCUUAGUGCUUUAGUUCACCGUUUCCAGUCUACUACUACUGUCAGAUAUCUCUCAGGAGGUUACCAGACAUGAACACCUAUAGCUGGAAACUUAGACCUCUUGACAAGGAGACCCUGUCUGCUCUAUCCUAGGCUUUUUACUCUCUUGGGUUCCUUUGGAGAAGACAAAAAGCACAAUCUAAAGCCCUCAGCUUCCAUAGAUUGACACCCCCCCCCAAAUGUUAUUAUGAACAUAGUUCAUUCUACAACAAUCAGGUUUCAAUUUUCACUGGUCACUCCCAUCCAUAGAUUACUGCAGAAAUCUUUACAAUCUCGCUAUCCCUGAAUUAUAUUGAAUUCCUGGGCUUUGGGGUGGGGGGAAUGUGUGUGAAAGAGAGAGAUACUUUUGUAGUUGACAGAUAAUUCUAGAUUCAUUCAGCUUCAAAUUGCACGCACCCAUUCCUCUUUUAAAAAAAAAAAAUUAUAAAAACUUUUAAACUCAGCAGGAAAUAUUCUGUUGUAUGAGUAUCAUGUUAUUUUACCUACUGGAAUUAAUUACAGUACAGUACCAGUUUUAUGGUAUCCAAACUUUCUAUUGGGCAUCAGGAAUUUUAUCUGCUGAGUCCCACCCCCUCAGAUUUCAACGUCUUAGAUGGGUGGCAAAAAUGGCAAUUGUUGUAGGAAGAUCAGAUCAACAAAAAAAAUGUUUCAGUCCAUACUGUCAGGGAACUGACAUCGGAGAGAGAGCCGAAGGGGAGGCUCCUAGAUGAUGCUGGAGAAGGACCCAGCAGCAGGGGGAGAAGCAGCUCAGUUGAGGGGGAAGCAUUUAAGCGCAACACCAGGGAUAAAGGGGGGCAGAUGGGGGAAUCGGAGAGAGGGCUCCAGGACUCUUCACUGGAACUCAGUGAGGAGGGGACAGGUCCUCCGCUACCCACGCCCUCCCUGCGCAGAAGACUCCCGCGCAGUGAGAGGAGGAGGAGACUGGGUGUCAAACAACUCUUAUGUUGGAAGAGGUUCAAGAAACGCCCACUGACGGAUUCUGCCAGCGACUGAGGCAGUCACGAUUAGAAAGGGCUGUGCAGUCAGAAAGGUUUAACAAGGCAAAUUAGCCUAGAGAGGCACCAGUUUACGCACAAGUAACUCAUACUCAUCACACAUACCUCUACUGAAAUUUUGGCCAAAAUGUCCCUUAAGAUUUAGCUGACAGAAACCCUGCUACAAAUUGGACAUGGGAGUCCAAUUCACAAGUAACUACUUGAAGGAGGAGUUAUCAUUGUGUGGGUGACUUUCAGUAUUCCCCUCGCUAUUAAAGCAUCAAUUGCUCAGGUGCCCCCACUUUUACAACGGCUUACCAGACUUUUCUGUGUACUCAGUUGCGGAGUCUCUACGAUGGUAGCCUUUGCUUUGGGAAUGUUAAUUUGCGUACUUUCAGGUCGUCUCCUCUAUACAGUGGUACCUCGGGUUAAGUACUUAAUUCCUUCCGGAGGUCCGUUCUUAACCUGAAUCUGUUCUUAACCUGAAGCACCACUUUAGCUAAUGGGGCCUCCUGCUGCUCCUGCGCCACCGGAGCACAAUUUCUGUUCUCAUCCUGAAGCAAAGUUCUUAACCCAAGGUACUAUUUCUGGGUUAGCGGAGUCUGUAACCUGAAGCGUAUGUAACUCGAGGUACCACUGUACAUCCUUUCGAUCUAAUUUUUUUUUAAAAUGAUAUUUAUUAAAGUUUCAAACAAUACAAAACCAAAAAAUAAAAAUACAAGAAAAUACAAAAUACAGAAAAAAGAGUAAAAUUUUUAAAAUAUAACAAAAAAAGAAAAAUAAAGAAAAACAUACAAGAUAAAAACAGUUAAAAACACGUUAACUUUCCAUAGCAUAUCUUCCUUACCCUUAUUUCCCCGGACCUCCUCAUACCUCCCUUUUUGUAUUCCAGUUCAGUUUGUUAGUUCUGCAAAUCCUUACCAUUAAGCUUUUACCCAUUUGUAAACCCUUUUUCGUAUCUCUUAAAGCAUUACAGCUGGAAACCACUUAGUUUCUAUCCAACAUCCUUCUAAGAUUCAUUAAUUUUACAAUAUUUCUGUAAAUAGUCUUUAAAUUUCUUCCAGUCUUCUUUCACCGACUCUUCUCCCUGGUCUCGGAUUCUGCCAGUCAUUUCUGCCAAUUCCAUGUAAUCAAUCACCUUCAUCUGCCAUUCUUCCAGAGUGGGUAGAUCUUGUGUCUUCCAAUACUUUGCAAUGAGUAUUCUUGCUGCUGUUGUAGCAUACUGUACAUCCUUUUGAUCUAACAGGAUCUGCUAAUGGAAGAAACCUUUCUGCAUUAAUAGAACAUAGAGAGGGAUGUUCCCUCUUGCCAAACAAUCUAGAAUUUAGCAUGCUACCUAACCUAGACACCUUUAUACUUUACAAUUUAAUCUCUUGGUCAAAACUAUUCAGUGGCACCAUCAUGGCUCCAGGACCACCCCUUUAAAAUCACUGCAACAUUCCUGUUUGGGGCUGUAAAGUUUCUCUUGAACUUUAGAUUUUGGAUUACAUCAACCUUUGCCUUGCCUGAGAGCCUGUCAGAGCCUUCGUACCUCCUUGCUUCCUGAAUCUGCUACCUGCUCGAAAUUUCUUUAAUUAAAAUAUUUUUUCUCUUCAGUAACCCAACUUACCCUUUGAGUUCCUUUCCAAAUACAUCCUAGUCGUAUUGUGGAGAAGUAUCUCACCCCUGAGAAGGGCAAUAUGAAAAGCAAGGGAAUGAAAGUGAAAGAGUUCUGGGACAUUUCUUGCCACCUCUCUCUGUAGUCUGCCUUCCCUGUUUCCCACACUAAUGAGUAAGGCAAGGAGAGGAAGAAAAGGCAGAGAAUCAACUCUUCCCUCAAAAAAAUUAUUCUUGGGUUGGGACACCUCAGGUCUUUCUGUGGCAACCUCUCAGCAAGCUACCUUUUUAAUGACUUUCUCAAAUUCUUUCUGCUGUGUGUUCAAGAGCACCCCUUUCAGCACUGUGACAUGGCUGAAAUGUAGGAAUUCCUCAUUUGGCAGUUCAUAAGUUGGUUAUUUUGGCUGGGGAAAUAGCAUUAAGAGCACAUACAAUGCAGAUUUUGUGACUACACUUUCACUUUCUCCACCAGCUUCUUUUUAGUUCAUUCUUGCUUCAUACUUGGCUGUUGUUUGGGAGUUCUGCCACUUUCUUGGAAAGGAGAGAACUCCUGCUGUAUUUACAAAUGCCACUGUCAGCUCUUUCUAAUUUCCAAACUGUGUUUGUAAAUCUAUAGAAGCUUGACUGAUUGAUUUUGAGAUCUUGGUAAGAGCUGAAAUUAUCAUUUUGGACAAACCGGUAGUACAGAGUUGGUUGUGACAGUGAUGAUGAUGAUGAUUUCGAUUUCUUACCUGUGCUUCACCAUAAGGUCCCAGCAUGGGUAGUAGCCAUUUUAAAAAGACAACAUUAAAAUCAGUUUACCACAAAAUAUUUUAAAAUCAUUUGUUUUUGUAGCUAUCGUAUUGUUUCUGAUUUUCUUGAGAGCUCUCCUGUUAGCUAAGGUUGAGAGAGUGUGAACUUCACUGAGCUUCAGAUCCAAGCGGAAUAGCGAUGAGAUUGGAGCCUGGAACCCUAGACCUCCACUAUGAUGCAUCUGAGUUUCCUUUGCUUAUAUUGCACUUCCUGGGUGUGGGGUAAUGGCUAGUACAUAGGCCUUAGACUAGGGAAAUCUGGGUUCAAAUCCUUGCCUAGCCAUGAAGUUCACCGAGCCAGUCACUGUCUCUCAGUCUAACCCGCCUCACCAGGCUGUGAAGAUAAAUAGAAAGGUGGGAUUAAAAAUGCAUCAAGCAAAAUUCUUUCUGCUUUAAGUACUUCUCCUGUGGUAGUAAUUUUAAUAGUUUGCACACAGACCGAGUCCUGUCAGUCACAAAGUUUGCUUGUGCCCUCUCACAGUGAUUUCUUUCUGGCAUUGUAGAGUCACUGGGUUGGGCUUAGACUCCUCCUGUGAUGACAAGUGCAGGAGAAAAAAAUAUCUUCAGGACGUGGGUACAGAGAGGCCCUUAAAAUGGGUUGGCGAGAUCAAGCCACAGUCCACCAAGGCUGUUCCCCAAAGUUGUGAGCUCCCUGUGGAGUGAUUUUUCUGAGAAGUAAGGAUGAGAUAUGCUGCCUUAAUAUUGCCUUCCCCUGCCUUUGGAAAAGCACUUAGAGGAAAUGUUUUGCAUGCUUUCCAUCUCUUUUUGAUUAAAAAUUGUUUGGAGUAAUCUAUUUAGAGCAUCAGAAAAUGUUGUAAAGUCCUGCCUAAAGAGCCUACAUGAUCUGUGUUAUAGUUGUGAUUGCCACAGUUUAAUGAUUAAGGCUGUCAAUUUGAUCUAGUUGUUUCCAGAGCUGCUCAGUGAAACUACUGUUGGCCUAGUGCUGGUAUUCUAAGUCCAAUAUCUUUCUUUUACAGGGUAGCGAUUUCAGAAUUGGAAAUAACCGCAUUCAGUUUGAGACCAAAGUGGAAAAAGCAUCUGAUGGAACUUUCUUUUUUCAAAUCCAACCGGUAAAUAUCAGAAAUUGUGGGGUGGGGUGCUUACAGAUCACUUUCUCUCUUGACUUCUUCAAGGCUGAGCAACAUUCAGCAAUGAGCUCACCUUUCCACCUCCUACAGUCAACAUGUUGGUUGUGUUCAGACUUCUCUCCUUCCCUCCACUGCCAGCUUUGACACAGAGAUAUCGGCUUCGUUAAGCCAAAGUUUCCCUUUACAUCUAAACUGAUUAUCAGGCAUAUAAGCCAUUGUCCCAUUUUGUUGGGCUGGCCAAUAUACUAUGAGGAUGGAGAUGAAACAAGCUGGCUAUGACUUGAUGUUGGUGAUAGACCUAAGAUAAAGAAAUGAUAAGAUCUGUGCUGUUGUUGAGAUUGUUGGCCUUUGCUGGUGAAUGUUGAUGAGAUUUUCCGAUUUUUGUCAUUCACUUUUAUUGAGGCAGUCAAAAAUAUAUCUAUACUUUGGACAAAUGCAUAAGUGACACAACAGGAUUAUUAAAAUUUGCUCACGGGGAGAGGGCAAUUUGCUGUGGUCGCCACUAAUGCAUCCUGUACUUUUAGAAUGAAAGCCAUUAAUGUGUGUGUUCAAAUUUUCUCAGUUCUUUGAAAGAUACAUUUGUUUAACACCCACUGCAAACAUGACUAAACAUUGCACUUCCCCUUUAUGUGCCUUUUGAAAAUGAGAUAUUAUUAUAUACACACACAUAUAUAAUAAUUUUCUGUUACAUUCAUCUGUUUCCCAUUCUUUUGGAAAGGUUACAACUAUCUUUGUUCUGACAAGUGUUAUAAUCGUAUGAAUGCAUCUCCUACUAGAUGUAUGUGGUUGUUGUUAUUUGUGCCAUCAUUUUGAAGAUACAGCUAUCACAAUAUGACCUUGGAAGCAGGUAGCUACUUGAUUUGGGAUGAGUGGGUUAAGAUAUAAGAUGAUUUCUAACGGAGAUAACCAUUGUCUUUUCCCCUCCCUUCAGAGUCAUGUUGAAAACGAAACACUACCACUUAGCUUAUACAUUAAGACGGAUCAAGGCAAGAUUGAUAGCAAAUUGAUUGGUAAGUACAUAGUACAGGAAAGGGAAAUUAAAAGUACCAAAAUCUUAUAUAUGCACCUUUUAAAGCAUUUCACUGUUCUAAUCAUUGCAUACAGUGGCACCUUGGUUCUCAAACUUAAUCCAUUCCAGAAGUCCGUUCGACUCCCAAAACUGUUUGAAAACCAAGGCGCAGCUUCCAACUGGCUGCACUCAAGCCUCAUCAGACAUUUGGCUUCUGAAAACUGUUCACAAACCAGAACACUUACUGUAUUUUUCACCCUAUAGGACGCACUUUUUCCCCUCCAAAAAUGAAGGGGAAAUGUGUGUGCGUCUUAUGGGGCGAAUGCAGGCUCCUUGGCUUCAGCGAUAGCAACGCGAAGCCUGCGCUCCGGAGGCUUCGCGUUGCUUCCGCUGAAGCCAAGAGAGUCUGCUCUUUGAGGCUGGUGGUGGGGGAAAGCAGCGCUUCCCCCAUCGCCAGCCCCAGAGGAUGGGGGGCACAAUCUGGGUCGAAAAGCCCGCAGGAGCCGCGCGCUGUUUAAAGAGCGCGCCACUCUUGGGGGCUUUUCCUCAAGGAGGGACAAGGGACUGACUGGCCGCAUCAGUCCCUUCUCCCUCCUAGUCGAAAAGCCUGCAGGAGCCGCCUGCAGCUCCUGUGGGCUUUUGCAAGAGGUGGGGGGAUUCCGCCACCUCCUGCAAAAGCAGGGAGAAGGUCUUGGAGUAGCACACGGGCUGCGUGCAGCCUGUCCGCUGCUCCCAGAGCUGCGGGGGGGGGGGAUGUGGAAUCAUAUUUUCCCCCUUGAUUCCCCCCCCCCCCGAAAACUAGGUGCGCCCUAUAGGGCGAAAAAUACGGUACUUCCAGAUUUGCGGCGUUCGGGAGCUGAUUUGUUCAGCAACUAAGCCAUUCAGGAACCAAGGUUUGACUGUAAUUAGCAAUCCAUCAGCUUAAAAAAAAAUCUAAAUAAUGUUGUCUUGAAUAGGCAAUGAAUAUUACUGUUGUGAACUUAAAUAUGUAUUGUCUUGGCUUGCUUGCUGGGUAUGAAAAAGCUUUCCCCCACCCACCCAAUAAUCCAUCCUUCAAGUUUUCUGAUAAUUUCUCCCAAGUUAUGAAGCAUCUCUGCAACACAAGUGGCCAGAUCUCGAGACCACAGUAUAGUUUUAAUCAAAAGCUUUGCAUCAAGCAUGUCAAUAAAUGGCCACAUUUUUUUCUCUAGAGUCAAAUGCUAUCACUCCAUUUAGAGUCAGCCAAGACUUGCUCUUCUGUGCUGCUGCUAUUGCUUCUGCCCCUUUGCUGCUUUAGCUCAGUUACAGUGGUACCUCGGUUUACGAACUUAAUCCGUUCCGGAAGUCCAUUCUUAAACCGAAACCGUUCUUAAACCAAGGCGUGCUUUCCCUAAUGAGGCCUCCCGCCGCCAGUGCCCUUCCACCAUUCAGAUUCCGUUCUUAGACCGAGGUAAAGUUUGCAAACUGGGACACUACUUCUGGUUUUGCGGAGUUCGUAAAUUGAAUCGUUUGUAAACAGGGCUGUUCUUAAACCGAGGUACCACUGUAGUUAACUUUGGGCUUUUUUCUUAUUACAGUCCCAAUGUUGCAACUAUUUUUGUCCAGGCAGAGGCCCAGUGCGACCAGUGUGUUUCCUGGCAGGCAAAGAAGUCCAUGCACAAUGACUAAUUAUGCUAGAAAGAAGCCAGGCAUGACCUUCCAAAUGCUUUUUAGUAAUCCUUUUGCUUAUUACUGUGACUCAGUGACACUUAUAACUAAUGUUGGCUGUGCUGAUCAAUCUUGCACAGCUACAAAUCAAUCUUUAGGUAUUGUAUUUAAUAGAUUUGCUUUUUAAUGGAUGUUGCAAAUGAAAAUCAUUGUUCAAGACCUCUCCUCUUUUCCUAUAAUGCUAAUAUCUCCCACCCAAACAAUAUACAUCAUCUUCCCGUAUAGAAUUACUGCAAACCUCUAAUGUAUUGUGGCCACAUAAAAGACAAAUGAUAUUCUAGAAUGCAUUUGAUAUGGCAUUUCCAGUAAGGACCGCAGAGUGUUUCUACAUUUGAAUAGCACACUGGCAACCUUACCCUUCAUCCAUUUUUGGUCAGCCAUAUUCAAGCAGAAGUAACCUGGAAUAAAUGGAAAGAAUUACAGAAAGGGUUCUAAACUUUAUAGGUCAAGACUACGGAUGCUUGAGGAUUUUGUCCAGUCUUUCAUUUUAAGUGAACCAACCUGAUUUGCAGUUCCCGAACUAAUAUGUGGAUUGGAUUGGAUUGCCAUUAUCCUUGAGUUUUUGCAGCUCAAGAAUGCUCAAAAAGCGUAACAUAAUGUGCAUUUUAGGGUGGUUUACUCAAAUGAAUACUAUAUGGGAAAAGUACAAUAGGAAUAUUGCAGAUUUUAGCAUAACUUAAAAAAAAAAAUUGCAGAAAUGAGAUGGAACAAAGUUAUGAAUGAGCACAUACAAAAUUGGCAUGGACCAGAAAUUGACUGUCAUCCCACCCUAGUCUAGACUAGACGAUAUUUUCGUUUAAAACACUUCUCAUCUUAACAAAUGAGUGAUGCUCUGUUAUAUUCCCAAAGUCAUCCAUCCAUAUGUUAUAUAUACACUUUCCCUCUCGCUCUCCCUCUCCCUCUCUUUAAUUGAUUAAUGUUCAUAGUCUGGUUGGUAUCAGCAGGGCGCAGCUUAAUUUUACGUCCAUUCUGCCCACAUUCAUCUCUGUGGUUUACUAUGAAAAGCAGAAGCUGAAAAGAACUGGGGAAGAAGUACCUUUUUGUACUAGUGGUGUCCCAAUUCCCCUUCUCACUUUCUUGCCAUUUGCGGGCCCUUAAUAGAGCUGAAUUUAAGUGCACCACACUUUGAAAGAUAGUUACUUUGCUCGUUCUGGUCGCUACUACAGAGAAGGUGAGCAAUUAUUGAAUUUCCAAAUAUAAAUGAAUCCUUUCUUUCUGUAACACAUUUAGAGAAUACCAAGUAGCAUUGGCAUUUAAUGUAUUUUUAUAGCCACUGGAGACUUAGAGCAGUAUGAAAUCCAAUAUAUCCCUUUUAUCCUUUGUCCUGUUCUAUCAAUGGUUUCACAGCUAGUACCUAAAGAUGAUGGAUAAGGGUUGGAAUCUAAUGGCUGGUUUGCUGCUGGUACAUUUAACAACCUGAUCAGUAACGAAACUGAUUAACACUUUGAGCUCCGCCACUGUAUUGUGUGUUACUUGGAGAGCUUGCCUUUCAAUACAUUACAAAUCUAAUUUAGAGGCAGUUUGAGUGCUGGUUUUUGCAGACACAGACGUUGUUUUCAGUUCUCCAAAUAAAGAUGAAAAAUAUAAAUUGAAUCAGUUAGUCAGACACAGCAGUCUCUCUGGUUACUUUAAAAAAUCCAGAAUUCUGAAAUUGAAUUCCAUCAGUCUGUUUUCUGAGUCAAACCAAUAGUACCUCACUGCUCACUUCAGAUGUAGAGUGUGUGAAUGCACAUUCUUUAGCCAGAAUCAAAAUACAACAAAUAACUUCCCUCAAAAGCAUGUAUCCACCAUCAGUCUUUGACUUAUACGUAUUCACACCAUCUAGGGUUGCCAUAUGUCUGUAAUUAUCCGGACUUACGCGGUAUUUGUCCCUCAUAAAUGGUGUCUGGGUGGAAAUCGGUGAAAUGUCAGGGAAAAUCUGGAGGUAUGGGAGCCCAUGUUAGAAGUGUAGAUUUUGGCGAAUUUCAUUAAAAAUAGUUCAAAAUCUUUUCUGGGGGGUGGGCAGACUAAAAAAAACUUCAUCUUUUGUGUCUGGAGUUUCACUUUUUGAAAUAUGGCAACCCUAACAACAUCUAUAAAAAGAGAUCAGGGCAGGGCAUGAUGAUGGCUUGAGGGAUUAUUGAUUAACAAAUUCACUGUUCUGGAAUCCAGGCUAACCACAUAUUCCUAGGCACUUAAAUGAUUUGGGGCACUGGCCCAUAGAUGUAUUUGAAAAAUCUCUCUCUCUCUCUCUCUCUCUCUCUCACACACACACACACACACACACACACGUAUACCACUUGGGGGAAAACAUUCUAACAUGCAUUUAAAUAAAGAGCCUCUUUAAAUGUUAUAGAAUUUUAAUUUCAAGAAUUCAGUUAAUAAUCUUAUUAGUGUAAGGCUAAGAAAGGCAGAAACCUAGCAGUUCAAAAGCACGUCAAAGUGCAAGUAGAUAAAUAGGUACCGCUCCGGCAGGAAGGUAAACGGCAUUUCUGUGCGCUACUCUGGUUCACCAGAAGCGGUUAGUCAUGCUGGCCACAUGACCCAGAAGCUGUACGCUGGCUCCCUCGGCCAAUAAAGCGAGAUGAGCGCCAGAACAACCCUAGAGUCGUCCGCGACUGGACCUAAUGGUCAGGGGUCCCUUUACCUUUACCUAAGAAAGGCAGAGCCUUUUUUCUUAUUUUAGCUGAUAAAUCAGGAGAGAAAAAACAUUUAUUCUUCCUUUCUUGCUCUUUUUUUAAAUAUUUCCUAUCUGUUGAAGUUGGUAACUUUGUGGAAAAUAAUUUGGGGAAUGUGGGUUUCUCAGAUUAAUUGCCAUAUCACAUUGGUUAACACGAGUUCUCUUUUCCAGCCCCGAUAUGCCAGCCUUGUAGGCUCAGCAUAAGCUGUUAAGGUCAGGGCUGGCCCUGCCAUUAGAUAUACUGAGGCAGUGACAGCAGGGUGUCGGAAGACAAACGUGUGUGCGCCACACAGCCUGACAAAAACCCCUAAGCCAGCCUAUGGUAGCAAAAGAUACAUGGCUGUGUCCCACUAAGUUAUACAGUGGUACCUCAGUUUAAGAACUGUCCUGUUCAUGAACGAUUCGGUUUACGAACUCCACAAAAUGGAAGUAGUGUCCCAGUUUGUGAACUUUACCUCGGUCUAAGAACGGAAUCUGAACGGUGGAAGGGCACUGGUGGCGGGAGGCCUCAUUAGGGAAAGCACACCUCGGUUUUAGAACGAUUUCGGUUUAAGAAUGGACUUCCGGAACGGAUUAAGUUCGUAAACUGAGGUACCACUGUACAGUGGAACCUCGGGUUACAUACGCUUCAGGUUACAUAUGUUUCAGGUUACACACUCCACUAACCCAGAAAUAGUGCUUCAGGUUAAGAACUUUGCUUCAGGAUAAGAACAGAAAUCAUGCUCCGGCAGCGCGGCAGCAGCAGGAGGCCCCAUUAGCUAAAGUGGUGCUUCAGGUUAAGAACAGUUUCAGGUUAAGAACGGACCUCCAGGACGAAUUAAGUACUUAACCCGAGGUACCACUGUACUCAGACUAGACCCGUCUCAACUAAUGGACCUAAUUUAGUUGUGCCCAUUAUUUUCAGUGGGUCUGCUCUGAGCAGGACAACCCUCAGUCCUGUUUCCAGAAGAUUCAGCUACCAAUCUGGUAAACUCUUGUACAUGACAGGAAGGAUUGCCAUCUUGUGCUUAGUCUCUGGCGGUCAGUGCCUUGACCAGCCCUGGUCAACCUUGUUCAGUUUUCCAUCCAGUUAGUCUUUGAUUGCAGGACAAGCAUUGAAGUCUUGCUGCUCAGCAUCAUGUAUACAAGCAUAUUACCUUGAAUGGGUUGGCAAGCAGAUUAUGUCUUGCAACCAAAAAGGAAACAGAACCCAAGUUUCUGAUUCACAGUUAAUAAAUAAGCAAGCUUCUGCUCAGCUAGCAAGUUUAACUACUUUGAAUAAACACAGUGGAUCAUGCAGAGCAAGUGGGUGCUAUUUUUAAAGAAGACUGGUUUCAGAACACAGUAAUGCACUGUAACUGUUUUUUAGCGUAAUGUGAGUUAUUCCAAAAUUGUCAACUCUGAGGACUCCUUCCCAUUCCUCCCGUGCUAGUCAGGAAGGUUAAUUAUAGCUUUGUUGAGCCAAAUAAUCAGAAGGGAGCCCCCCUUAUAUUCAGGUUUGUUUGUUUUUUAGUUAGGUAAAGGUAAAGGGACCCCUGACCAUUAGGUCCAGUCGCGGACGACUCUGGCUUUAUUGGCCGAGGGAGCUGACGUACAGCUUCCGGGUCAUGUGGCCAGCAUAACUAAGCCGCUUCUGGCAAACCAGAGCAGCGCACGGAAAAGCCGUUUACCUUCCGACCGGAGCGGUACCUAUUUAUCUACUUGCACUUUGAUGUGCUUUUGAACUGCUAGGUGGGCAGGAGCAGGGACCGAGCAACGGGAGCUCACCCUGUCGCGGGGAUUCGAACCGCCGAGCUUCUGAUCGGCAAGUCCUAGGCUUUGUGGUUUAACCCACAGUGUCACCUGCUACUUAGAACGAAAAUGUUAUAGUUAGUAAACUUGAGCGCUGAUUGUUUCCAGUUAAGUUGGUGAUCUGAAUGCCCAUCAAAAACAUACUCAGACACGAAGGCUUGAGAAUUGUUGCUUCCAACUUGGUUCAUGGUCCUAAUUAUACAGCACCCUGGAUUUACUCUGCGUGUUCUGGAAUUAGGCCAUGAUGCUCUUCAGUCACGUGUGGAGUAUGGCUUGGAUCUCAGAAGGACUCCAGAUAUUACAAAUUCCCUUCUUAACUUUACCCCUCAGUGAACACAAAGCUGUUACAGGCUUAAGAGACGCUCUGUUUUCCUCUGUGAUUCAUGGCCACGAUAACCAGAAGUGGCAGGGCAUCCUUUAUCAUGGUUCCAGUGCUCCCCAGUGCCCUCCCAAUCCUGGUCUCUGACACCAUCCAUCAACCUUUGGUCCUUGCUGCAGGACUCCUUGGGUGGAGGCAUAAGUUGAACCAUCUUGGCGUGUAUAUGAAUAUAUAUUAUUGCACUACGCUGUCUGAAUUCUGCUUUUCACGGCACAACAAUAAGUUGUAGACUUUCGUGUGGUCUGUUUAUCUUAAAGUUAACUAUGAAUAGCUAUCUGUUUUUGCUCCAGACAUCUGAGAUUGAUUAGAAAGCUCUCCAGACAAGAAUGAACUUGCAUAUUGAAAAAUCUCUAAACACAGCACCCCUACAACUCUCAUUGCCCGUCAACCCAUGUGCAUUUCAUCUGAAAUAACAUCUCAGCUAGAUCUAAAUCUACUGUUAACAAAGGAAUUUCUUCUAGUCACUUAUUUUUCAGUUCCCCUGCCCUAAGGUAGAACUGUCCGACUAUUUGCCGUCCUGACAGUUCAGGGAAAAAAUGUGCUAAUCUGCGGAAAGGCUAAUCUGCUAAGCAAGUACAGUGGUACCUCGGGUUAAGAACUUAAUUUGUUCUGGAGGUCUGUUCUUAACCUGAAACUGUUCUUAACCUGAAGCACCACUUUAGCUAAUGGGGCCUCCUGCUGCUGCCACACCGCCAGCGUGCAAUUUCUGUUCUCAUCCUGAAGCAAAGUUCUUAACCCGAGGUAGUAUUUCUGGGUUAGCGGAGUCUGUAACCUGAAGCGUAUGUAACCUGAAGCGAAUGUAACCCGAGGUACCACUGUAUCACUUAGAUGGCUGAAGCAUAGGAGCUCACACUUGCACUGCACAGGAAAGCAACACAACAACAAAGCUUCCAUGGUCUCCUCCCACUUCGAUCUACACAAAAUUUCUUUCCAACCCCAGAUCUGGUGGUCUGUCUGUACAUGAGCCUGGUCAGGCCGCUGAAUGCAAUAAAACCAAAACUGAAGGGCUCCAUUAUUUUGCUUUCCGCCCUCCGCCCCCAUUAUCUUACUUUCCUUUGCAAGUUACAGUAAUCAUUAAGAAUGCAUUAAUGUAUCAAUAAUUUGAUGAAGCUGUGUGGCUAGGACACUUAAGUACAUUACUGAAAGUCAGAAAGGUGAUAAGAUGCGAAGAUAGAUUGAGUCGCUCAUUCGUUAUUUAUUUGUGCUCCUUUCUUUGCCUUUUGCACAAAAAAGGGUGGUGGCUCCCAGAGCAGCUUACAGAAAGCAAUAGAGAGGGAGUCCCAUGCCCUCAAGUCUACAUUCUAAAAUUCAUAACACACUGGGGGAGGGGUGGACAGGGUAGGCAGGAAGGAAGAGGGAAAAAUGGCUUCUUCACAGUUCUUGAAGAGCUGAUCUGGUGGGAGCUGGAAUACUCUCAGGAGGAGGCUUGAUGAGUUGCGUUCCUCCGUCCGUGGCAGUUCUCACAUUUUUGCAAAAAAGCAACACUCACCUUCCUCCUGCACCCAGGAUCAGAUUCGAGAGCAGAUGACAAUGUCCAGGCUGGGAGAACAGGACUGCUCCUGCCCAGUGGCGAAGCUGCAUGCUCCACUACUGGGGGCAGAGAGCAGGCGGGGGCGCGGCACACGUUCCUGGGGUGUGACACGCUGCCUGUGGGGGCGUGGUGCAUGGGGGGUGCCACGAUGGCACCCUACCGGAAUAGUGGCGCCAUGGGCGGACCGCUCCCUCCGCACUCCCGUUCCUCCACCAGCGCUCCUGCCACAGUUAUCUCCUCAAGCAGCCGAGUUGGUGGUUAGUCACAGAUUGUGGUAUUUGUUGAGCGCCAUGAUUGUACCUUAAUGAUGCUGCCCUGUUGGAUGCACGUCAAGAUUAAUGUGGGUUUGAAUUUCUCUGAGUGGUGUAAUAGUAACUGGCGCUAGAAACAUGCAUAUGACUUGUUUUCCAUUUUUACAGUGACUCUAUACAGCUGUUCCUAUGGUCGGGAUGACUGCAGCUUGUGUCUCGCAGCUAAUCCUGCGUAUCAGUGUGUCUGGUGUGACGACAGCUGUGUUUACACUAGCCGGUGUGCUGCUCCCACUACCACCUGCCCUCCUCCAGUCAUUACUAUGGUAAUUUAUGCAUCAUUCAUAACAUAGCGUGAAGUCCACUCAAGUCAGCUUGCAAAGCAUUUAUGGAAUUCUGAGGAGCUGUUGCAAACUUGUGAAGUCCCAUAGUAAAGAGACUCUGUCUGUUUCUUUAAGAUCCAGAUGGUGAAUAAUCACUGUGCUCGCGGGGCAUUAGAACUGGCUUUUUGACUAAACAAACCAACAGGAAAAGGCUACAUAACUAUAUCCUAGGAGUGUCUUCCAGUAGUGCUGUAAUGGCAGGCUGCUCCUAGGUUACACGGGACGAGUUCAUAGCAUGGUUUCUUGCCUUGCCUGCAUUGUCUCAGAUCCCAGGAAGGGGUAUUAUUGGCACGAGAGAGUCACUGUGUCACCAGAGCAGCUAAGGAAGGAGGCAUGCCAUUACAUUUCCUGUACCACUAAGGGGCUGAACUUUACGAGAUGUGUGAAUAUACUGCUGGUCUGUCUUUGCUCUCCAUACUUCCUCAUAGCAUCUGAUUUAACCCAAUAAGCUGGUUCAGACAUAACAAUCUCCGUUUAACAAAGCCAAGAAUGUUGCAUCUGAACAGCCCAGUGUGUUAGAUGAUAUAAUCAUCACUGUACAUUGCUAGCAGCUAGUGACGAUAAGGUAGAAAGCCAGACUAAUACAAUUACAUUAUUCAGGCAUUGUGUUAAAACAGUUACGGUUAGACAGGAGAGUCUUCAGCUUCACCCCUUACAUACCUUGUUCUGCCCAGAUUGCUUUUUACAUUUUCUGGCUGUCCAAAGCGUUUUAGUUCAACAAGUCUAGUCCCCCUUAGGGUUGCCAUUUUUUUGAAGAGAAGAAAGAGGACACAUUUGCCAAAAUCUACUUUUAACUAUGGAUCUCUAUGAUAACUCUCAUAUCAUAAGAAAGAGGACGUGUCCAGGGAAAAGAGGACAUGUGGCAAUCUUGCGGCCUUCAUCUUAUCCAACCAGUUCCACAGUUCUAAAUUUGUAGCAGAACAUUAAAAAGAACAUUUGUAAGCAGAGUGGUACCUCAAAAGGUAUCUCUGCCUGUAACCUGCUUCAGAGGUAGUUCACUCAACUAAAUAAAUGCUUCAGUAUUUUUUUCUAUUAAAAGGAGACACCAUCGGGUUCUUUAGGCAACCACAACACAGUUAUAAACUGGAUGAAAUGCUAGGUGUUACUCUAGGCAGGAAUGCUAUAUAUAAUAGUUAUAACCCGGUGUUGUAAUAAAGUAUAGUAGAAUUCCAUUUUCCGUCAGGUAUUUGAAAUGAUGCAGCUUGUUAUUGAUUUUAUAAUAUUGGGAAGAGCGUUAGACUUGACAUUUUACAGUAAAAAAUAGUUGGCUCUCGAGGGUUUUUUCCCCUAAAAAGGCAAUUAGGAUUUUUUAGGAGUAGGCAGCCGCAUAACAGAAGAGGCCACAGAAAGUCCACAGAAAGCUCUACCAGUGUUGCUGGAUCUCAGACUGCCAGAAUUUUUAUCAUUUCCUUCCUUCUUUCACAGACUUUUUGCACCUGGAGCCCAAUAGGUUGGAAAAUUCAGGUUCUCAGGGACAGAGGCAGUAAGGCAGGCCUCAGAGUCCUCUGAAGUUCAUCCUCAGUGCAGGGAGGGAUGCCAGUUAGAAAAGGGAGAUCAGAAGCCCUGUGCAAAUCUGUUUGGCCUAUCUUUGGCCUGGGGAUCGCCACUAUUUCUUUAUCACAGUUGGCCAUUCCUGAUUUACAUCCCUAGGCACUCUGCACUGCCCUCCUUUUACCACAGUCCCUUAACAGGUAUAAUUCUGUUGCAAUACAUCCUCAUAGUAAAGUCUUAUAUUUAAAAAACCGUGCAUCAUUCCCCUUAAAGGGGAAAAAUAAAUAUCAAUGGAAGUCUUCAAUAUACCCCUAGGACAUGAAACUCUUGUAAAGCAGAUGUCCCCCCCCCCCCCCCGCCUAAACACAAAGGUUUGCAGCUCCCUACCUUUCAAUUCUUAGAAAAACCAGUUUGAUAUUUCAGUUGAGUACUUUGUGGUACUCCGUAGGAUAUAAAAUAUCAUUGCUCUCAGGAAGUACCUAAAUGCUCCAAGGUGUCCACAUUGACAACAGAACAAAAACUUUUGUUCUAGAGUCAAAAGAGGUGGUUCUGAAAACUUGCCAGGGUGAUGUGCUGAGCUCUCACUGUACACUUUUAACACAGGAGAUAUAAAGUUAUGGGAGAACAAAGAUAAACCAUUUGUGCAUGGAUAUAUGCCUGUGGGUCUUGGGAGGGUGUUGGAGCAACAAAAGUGUUCUGAAAAAUCAUUGAACUAUAGCUAUUAUGCAGUGGCAGACUAAACUUGAAUGACUUCUAAGGCUAGUCAGGUUUUGUUAGCUGACAAAGGGCAAGAACUCCUUAUUCCAAAAACUGCACAAAUAGAGUUAAAAUGUCAAGAUUUCCUAACCACCCUUGCCACUAGGGGUAGGGUUCAACUGAUAUAUAAUCUCAGAGUUUGCAUGCCCAUCCACUACAACCAGAAUAAAAAUUGGAAUUUUCCAGAUUUCUGGCCAAAACUCAAAUUUAAACCCCAAACAUUUGUAUUCCUCCUUGAAGUCUGUGAACUUACUGUUUAAGCUGCUGGUUGGUUAUUAAAAUGAUGUUGUGACUUUUUAAGUAUGUUUUCUUUAUGCUCAGAUUGAACCACGUAAUGGACCGCUGAGCGGUGGAAUUUUGUUGACCAUAAUGGGAUCUAAUUUGGGCAUAAAUGCUGAAGAUGUCAAAAGUAUAACAGUGGCAGGCACUGAAUGUAUAUUUAGAGAACAAUUCUACUCUGUUUCUACCAAGUAAGUAAUUGUCUGAUGUCCUGAAUGCCAGUUUGUUUGUUUUUUAUCUAUUUGCUGCAGGUUCAUAGAAAUGUGAAAUAAAACAACUGUCCUGACAAAAAUGACAGUUGUUUGCUUUAAAUAUAUAACUUCUUGAGCAUUUCUGUAUGGUAAUGAGUUGUAACUAUUUAAUGUGUUUAGCUGUAAUUCUAGAGACAACUGCAAUGUUUAUGCUUAUUCUGUUGUACUUUAUACAUGUAAUUAUGUAAGAGACUUGUAAUAACAGCCACCUUUAUAUUUAUGAUCUAACAGCUCUAACUCGUUUGUUGCUUAUCCAGACUCAAUUAUGCACUAAUUUAUUUGAACUGGAGGCAUUUGUAAGUUAUCUCAUGCAGCUUACAUUUCCAAUGGUGUCACUGCAGGAAAGUCUCAUAUAUUAAACAUUUACAACCUUGCACACAUUUUUUUAAAAAAAAAACCCACCCACCCCUUUUUGUAAUCCUGUACACAAAUAUUAUGAACAGGUAGUUUUGUUAUGUUCAUUUUUAAAACACAUCUCUAAAAUGAACAUUGGAAAUGUUUUAAUUCAGUUUGGCAAAUGUUAGGCAUCCAGGUAUCCUGUUAUUGUGUAUUCAUGGUGAUUUGUGCUCAUGAUGGUAUUGGGGCGGUUAUAUGCUUCCAAUACUGUUUGCACCUGCAAAACAUUUUGUGUUGGUGAGACUGUCUUUGUUUCCCAUCAGUACUUGUCCCAUAGCUUCCUACUAAAACCCUGUAACACAAUGCAAACAUUCAGGGGGUGGGGUGUUCUAUCCUGCUAUUGUUGUGCUAUAGUGUAUGAGUGUCCCCCAGAUCGCAAUAAUGCAGUAGUACUGAGAAAGUAUUGCAGAACUAGUAAAGUAAAAACAUGUUCGAACGGUUCCAUAUAAAUCCAUCACUGAUUCACUUGUAUUGCAUCAGUGACAUGUUGCAGAAUACUUCUGCCAAAAACAAAGAAAAAACAACCCAUGCAGGGGGGGGUGCACCUCCGAUGGGGAAAUCAAGGUGUGAGUCUUGGUUUUUCCUAUUUCUUUGAGAAAUAAACCUGUAAAUUCAUCUUGUGAAAAGGAAUGGCGUGCCAUUUUUUAAUGGUUUCUACAUAAUGAAGGCUUGAGUGUGAUCUUCUCCCGGAGAUUUAAAAUCAUUUGCGUGACCGAUUCUAGUUUAUUCCACCUUGUAUUACUUUUGAGGCUUCUGUAAUGGUGUCUUAUUUAAUUGUUAGAUUUUAUUUUAUUUAAGAAUGGACUGCAGGGAAUAUAUAUCAAUUUAGUUCUUUUAUGUACAAGCUUACCUUGUUUCCAACUAGGAUUGUAUGUGAGGUUGGAAGUGUGCCAGAAGCAAAAGAAGGUGAAAUUGAAGUUGAUGUAAAUGGACAACAAGGCAGAUCAACAAACGAAGUGCAGUUUACAUAUCAGGUGAGUCUGUCCUUGUCAAUAGCUUACCUUAUUUAACACAUAGUAUCUUGUUUUCCAUUUCUCACUGGGUCAAACGUAAGUGUAUAAACAGUGCAUUGGUUUUUAUUGCUUCAUUUGGAACCAUGGAGGUUCUGCUGAAACAGAAUGCUUAAGUCUGCUAAAUAUAAUAGAGAGACGGCCUGUUAUAAAUAAGGUGGAUACGGCACCUGUACUACAGAAGACAGAAAAGAGAUGGAUGGGCAGCCUUGUGCUCAUCCAAACAUGCUUCCACCCCUUAAAGGUCUAAUGCUAAUCCAGUCACAAAGGGACUCUUAGGACAUUUGACUUUAUGCUCAAGGGACGCAGCUUCAAGCCAUCAUCUGCCUGCUACUUCACCCAAUUCUUCCAAGGCAAAGAAGUCCCACCUUGGGGAAGGAGGAUGUGUUAGUAGCUUGUAUAGAUAGCCAGGGAAGACUGGAGCAUCCUGGGGGGCUGCCCAGGUAACAGCAAAUGAAGCACAGAGCAUCAUUUACUGCCAGGGCUUUGGAGUUUGUAAUCCACAAAUUGCACAAUAGAAGAAGGUGCUCUGUGCAUCACUUUCCACUGAACAGGCAGCCUGCUAGAGUCUUCAUUGGAAGCCAUGCAUGGGCUGAAACUGCCCUCCUAACCCAAAGUGAGGUUUGGGUUUUGCCUUGAGAGAGGAGUAGCAUCCAGUGGACAACUAAAGAUGCAGAGAGACGCAAAGGAUGAGAUUAGGGGAGAGUGGGUUGUCUUUGCCUCGGUUCAGCUUACAGCAAUCCAAGCAGGGGUGGCUGCAUAGUUGAACACCCCUGCUUGAAUCCUCAGCCAACCCUCAGAAAAAAAACAUAUUUGGCUUUGAUAUGGGCCAUACUUAAAGAAACAGCUCGUAGCUUCCUGCUGAACCGGUAAUCUUAAUGGGGAGAAUGGAUGCCUAGUCACUGAACGGUACCUAAUGAUACUAGAAAUCCUAAAACAUUUUCAGUUGGGUUGCUUAAUUCCAUAAAUAGAGUCUCUGCCACAGACGGCAUGAUAUAAGUCAUGUGAGAGAUACAGUUAGCCACCUUGUCACCAUGCCAAAGGAUAGGCCUUCAAUUGCCUUGCCGCAGAUGCAGCCCUAAAACUCGCAGGACCUUAUAGUGCUUGUAAGGUAUAGGUAAGUGUACAUGGAUAGAUACAACGUACAGGGUUAUUUUUAAAUUCAGCUGUCACUUUUGGUAUUUAAAACAAAACUAGUGAAAUGUGUCAUAUGGAAAGUCAAGGUUAGGUUAUUCUCUUGGGGAUUCAUUUUUCUGCCUGGGCUAUUUCAGCUUUCACGCUGAAUAACCACAUAGAGGAAGUGGAUAUGGUCAAGUCACAAGAAGGAAGGAGUUGGAUAUUUGUAGAAUGCGAGGCCAGAAUUGGAAAACAAGGGGCAUGGGGCAUGCAUGCCAAAUCUGUAUUGUCGGUCCAUGGCAGGAGUGGGCAGCUUGCAGCAUGUGAGACUUCCACUGUGUAAUUCUAGCUCUUGCUAUUAAUAAUAAUAGCAGCAUUGCAUUUCUAAUUUUCAUUACUGCGGAGUUACAUGUGACUCUUUCUUCUUCCAGGAUCUCCAUUCUUUUAGCAUUCCAAAAUGACAGCUGUUAAAGAUUUUUGGCUUGAAAAGCAUAACUUGCAUUUUAGCUUAAAAAAUUCCCUUACAGUUACUGGGAAGAUGCAGUGUAAGAGGAAAAGAAAGAACUGAACUGUUAAUUUAAUGAGGUCACCAAGCUAUGGGUAGUUUCUUUUCCUCCCUCUGACUUUUCACACCAAUUCUCGGCUAAUUAUAUUUUCUUUCCCCCUCCUCUCACCCAGCUAAAAGAGGAAUAGAUAGUUUUAUUCUAAAAGGAGAUGGACAUUCUUUGACCGCCUCCACUUUUACCUUGGAGAUGCGUCUGUAAUGGACACCAGGCUAACAAUUCGUGUCUGAAAUCUGUAGGGUCAUCAUGCCAUAACUUACAUUUCCUUUGGUCCAUAGAAUUAGGAUAUGAAGCAUGACACAACUAACUAAAUUUUACUGAAAACUUUGCUGUUUUUUUACUGGGCAAUAAGAAGAGAUAAUAUUUCCCCCCUCUCUGCCCUAACUUCCCCAUUGGUUUUAUACACUCAGUAUACAAGAAUGUCAAGUAUCAUCAAUCAGUCUCUGUAGCAUUUAGUGACCUAGUUUGUUUGUCAUGUUAAACCAUAGUUAAAAUAAACUGUACGAACAGGUAGUGUGCUACUGCCUGCUUCUGAAAUCACAGGCCACUCACUGUUCGCUUGCAAACAAGCUUAGCGUUACCGCUGAACCUAGGGUCAUGCUUUGAUUCUUACCAAACAAACCGUAAACAGUAACCAAGGUUUAUUCUUGGCUUACCACUUAUGGUUUGUUUGGGGGAAGCAAACUGCUGAAAUUUGUCUGUAACGCUAACCCAGACCAUAGCUUAUUUCACAGCAGGAGCAGCGAAAGAGCAAAGCACCUGCAAUUUCAGCAUGAGUCACCAGCGCAUUAAACUAUUUUAACUAGUUAAAAGUGCCGUGUGAGUGAGGCCAUUACAUGUGAUUUUGCUACUACUGCCAUCCUCUCACUUGGUUUGCCUUUCUUAUUACAUGAGGAGACAGACCACUUCACACUAGGGAUUAAGAUUCCUAUGAGUGCUAGGUGCUCAAAUCUCCAGAAGCAUGACAUGAUCUUUUACAGCUUUGUCACAGCAGCUGAAGUUUAAACCAGGCAAUCUAGUGUGUAUUAUGUUGUCUUAACAUCCUUUGUUUCUGAGACCACCUGUGGGCAUUGUUUGUGGGCAGUUUAGCAGAAGUCGAGCUUCUAAACUCUUCCUUUGCUGCUUUGUGGGAGGAAGAAGGGAUAGUGUGCAAUCCUGAGGUUCACAGCAGAUCUUUCCAGCAUGUUCAUCUCUGAAUGCAACCUUUCUAUCAGAUGUUGCAGCUGAUCAUGCAUAAUCACACGUCCUGUAGCUUUGAGUAGCCACUGCAAGUAAUAAGAUUAUGUGUAAAAAGGUAGAGAACCCUUACAGUUAAGUCCAGUCGCGAACGACUCUGGGGUUGCGGUGCUCAUCUUGCUUUACUGGCCGAGGGAGCCGAUGUUUGUCCGCAGACAGUUUUUCUGGGUCAUGUGGCCAGCAUGACUAAGCUGCUUCUGGCAAAACCAGAAUUAUGUGUAGCAGCCUUUAAUGCCAAAUUAUGGACAGUAUUUUUUUCUGAACUACAUAUUCAGCGUUGGCCCAACUGAACAAAUCACUGAUAACAGCUCAAGUUGACCCAAGCAAGAAACAUUGCUGUUCCGUUUUUAAGAAUAGAUUUGCACCAUCUGGUUAGCUAUAACUAUAUGAAACUGUUUGAUGUUGGUAAUCCAGUUCGAUGUAACUAGUUCAUUGUGAGAUCAGCACUAUCUAACCAAACAGCAAGAAAUUUAAAACCUUGCAUGCAACCCCAACGUGCAGUUUCAUUCCAAAAAGCGCCGUUCAUUAAAUUUAUAGCACUUGCUUUAUUGGCCUGCUUUAUUGGCCCAUUAAGGAAAACAUUAGGUGUGCUGAGGCAGCUUUGCUGAGCACUAGAUGAUUAUAUUAAAAGGACAAGGAUGUGUGUGCUUCUUUUUAUGUUGCAAAAGGGCUCUUUCAUGCUCAUAAUUUUUGUAACCAGUUUUUUUUUAGUAUGUGCAUGGUUAGGGUCACAAGAAGUUGCCUUAUUUGGAAUCAGAACAUUGAUCCAUUGAUUGGUCUUCCAGGAUUUCAGGAGGGGAAAUCCUGUAUAAGUAGUUUCUGUAUUUAUAUCCAAGUGACUACAACUAUUCUACCUAACUCAGCAGGUGUGGGUACACACCCUGGCUCUAAUGCGCACACAACAUGUGUGCAUGGGGUAUGCAUUUCCAGUUCUGUAGUAAGGGCAGCUCAUGACUCUUUUGUGUCCAUGCACCUGCUCUCGCCGCUGAAUUCAUGGAAUCGUAGAUUAUUUUAGAGUUUGAAAAGACCCCGAGGGUUGUCUAGUCCAACUCCCUGCAAUGCAGGAAUCCUGUCCACAGACAUUCUGGGUGGUGGGUGGGCCUCGAACCACCAACCUUCUGAUUAACAGCUGUUUUGGGGAAGCUGGUAUAUACAUGUAACCCUGCAUUCCACAGGGCUCCCUCUGGACUUUGCAUUAGAUCUAUGUUUCCCACUCUCGGUUAUCAGUGUUUUUGUUCAUUUCAUUGCUGGACUGGUGCAAGAGAAGCUCACGUGGCAUGCGCCUCAGUUCAUUCUUCUAGGGUUGCUGCCUCUUUUCUGGGAGCUGCAAGGAAAAACGAGACAGCAACAACAUGCGAUAGUUUUUGAAAACAUGGUUUUUGAAGACACACAGAGACAAUGCAGGCUUCUAGUGUGGGAGUAAAUACCAUCUGACAUACAAUUAAAAAUUGAAAAGAGCUCCUUAGGCUUUAUAUAAGAGUGCUGUACUCUUGAAUAUCAAAGCAAAAUGUUAAUCAUUGCGACUUGCACUGCAGCGCAUUGAGUUCCAUUCUAGGGCAAUCCAGCUGAACAUUAAAUGUAUUCUGCGGAGAGUGCUGCUUCCCUGGGCUUCUGAAAAAUUAGUGCUUUUAUGAGUGCUUUUCAAUGUGUGUUCCAGUUGUUGUUGUUAUUGUUGUUAUCAUUAUUAUUCUUACUAUUUGUUAAAUUUGCAUACCACCCUUCAUCUGAAGACCUCAGGGCAGUUCACAACAUAAAAAUACAAAACAAGAAGAUAAAACUAAAACAAAACAAUACCCCCCCCCCUUCUGCAAGCACAUUUUUAAAAAACCAUAGGAUGUUAAUAGAAUGUUAAUCAGCCAAAGAUUAUAGAGAAACAUUUCUGCCUGGCACCUAAAGAUAUGUAAUGAAGGUGCCCUUCCCUUUUUUUUUCUUGCUUGGGUCAACUUGUAAUCUAUAUGAUCCUUAUAGUUUAUAGGAUCGGAAUUGAUGCGUGUGGGGGAUUUCUGAAAGGUGGUGCUUUGUCCUGGAUCUUUGGGGUUUUCCUAAAAAGCUCAACAAUUACGGGGGUGUCUUGGUUUUUACUUUUUGAAAUAUGGCAACCCUAGUGUUGCUCCCAUCCCUUCCUCCCCAAAUCUCAAAACUGCAUACUUGAGGAGUUAUCCGAUGUUAUCCUCACCACACCCCUAUGAUGGGGUAGCUUGACUGAGAGCGAGUACUGUGACUGAUCUAAGGUCUCUUGGUAAGCAUCAUGAUGAAGUCAGGGUUUGAAUCUGGUUUCUCUUGUGCAAUUCAGUUCUUUACCCCAAGGUGUCUUGCUGGUUGUAAACUAUCGAUAAGGGCUUGCAGAGACAUUUGUAAACACCUCUCCCUUGCAUUUGCAUAAAGGAUGUCAUUUGCGGUUCCAUGGUAUUGCAUUCCAGUUGUCCUCAAGUUUUUAUGAAGUAAAGCUUGUGUCUCCUGCAAGAGCAUCUAAAACAUCUCCUAAAAGUUGCACAUUUCUACAUACAUAGACUAUCUUUACCCCUAAACCAAUAUUGUAGGAUGCCUGGUGUUGACAUUUUUGUAAAAGUGAGCAAGGAUUUUAAUCUUAUGCAGCUGUCUGCCUCUUCUUAAAUUAGGUGCUCUGAAUUCUGAAGGCUGCAUACAUAAUUCCAUUUCCAAAUGAAAAGACUUUGACAGUUCUUAAACACUGAGACAUUAAGGCUGCCCCGGAGCUUACUUCUAAGUAAACAUACACAGGAUUGUGGUGUGCGUGAUAUUCCAGCUAUUAAAUAAAAGUUUUGAUAAAUUUGGUGAAUAAAAGGCAUGAAGGAACUGACAACAGAAGAUAGGGUUGUGGGCAAGGCUGAAGUUAGUUCCAAUUAGUCAAAACAUAUUGCAAAUUUGGGAGAGGGCUAUAUAAAACAACAACAACAGAAGAGGAAUAAGUUUUGAAUUAAUUGUUUGAAGUUGAUUAAACUGGCUCGUGAAAGUGUAAAGCAGAUAAAGCGAGAUAGCAUUAUGCUUAAUUGCAUCAUGUUUUCAGAGGAUGAUCUAUAGAACCAAUUAAUACUCUGCUAAGAUACAUUGCAAAAUAUGGGAGAUGUUAAUUUUACAAAAGGCUUUUGCACUUCUAAAAAACCGUUGAUGUGAUUUGGCCCUUGCAAUGUGAUUUGGCCAGGGCCGUCUUAAGCAUAUCUGGUGCCAUGGUGCAAAGCUCGCUCCGCUGCCCCCGCCCCCCGUUUCCCAGAGUUGUCGACCUUUUUUUAGGGAGGACGGCACUGCUGGCGGGGCAGUUCCUCCGGCGGGGAAGAGGCAGAGGUUGAACGUGGCGCCUCCUGGCUCAGCUGUACACUUUGUGCCGCGGUGGCCACAGCAGAUGGAGGCUCCAGGCACGGUGCUGCUUCAGCGCAGGUGGGAUGGCGGAGGCAGGCGAGGGCAGCGAGCUGAUGCUGGGAGACUUUCCCAUUGGCCCGCGGCCGCUGGGAGGUCCAGCCUUCACCUCUUCCCUGGCGCCCUCCAGAACUUGACGCCCUGGCGCCCUGUGCCACUAGCCUCUAUGGGUAAGAUGCCUCUGGAUUUGGCCUUUGUGAUUUGGCCCUGUGCAAUCAGGCACAGGGUACAUUUAGGUUACAAUUUUUAAGCCUUGAUAGUAGGUGAGCUGGCAGCAAGUUUUGGGCGGUCCCAGAACCAUAGAACGGUACGUUUUCACAGCAUUGCUAAGCCCCUUGCUAAGUCAGGUCUCCUACACAACAUGUCACUGAGUUGAAUGCAGACUGCCACCUAUUUAAUGUGGCCUGCCACUUCCAGCUUCCCACAUUUGCAGCACCAGGCAGGAAGUUUAUCAAGCUUGUGUUGGGCUAUAUUUGACUCAAGACUAUCACAAGUUUUGCAGACCUAUUUUAAGUGAUACUUUCCAAAUUAGCCAACUUCCCACAGACAAUAGAAGGGGACAGUUGCCUUCUGUGCAAAUAUCAAAACCAGUUGCUUUCACAUUGCCUCACAAUGCUGCAGGCAUUGCUUUGUUGCUCCUGUCAUUGAUAACAGUUAUAUUCCAGGAAAGUGUGAGGAAGAAGCACUGAAACCAUGACUGAAAACAGUAAGCCCAAAAUGAAAUCCUCAAAAAAUGAACAGGCAGCUAAUCCAUUAUGUUGUAGCUUAGGCCUUGAAAUCAAUAGCAGCUUAGAGUAGUGUAAGCUUUAAAUAGAAGUCGGUUCAUAAUCUCUUUCAUUUCUUCUUCCCUGGUCCAUUUUUUUCCCUCAUGGUAGUAUUUCCAAACCUAGAAAAGUGCCUUUGUGAGAGUAAAAACUGAAUUUAACCAGUUUUUGACUUCUUCAUAACAGGAUCCUGAACCUACAGGAAUAAGUCCUCAAAUUGGUACCAAAGCUGGAGGGACGUUCUUAACUAUCAGUGGCACAAACCUGGACACUGGCUCUAUUCAAGAUGUUCAAGUUUACCUUGAUAAUGUACCCUGUCAAGUGUAAGUAUAAGGACUUAUAAAGCUGCCUUUCCUCUCUUAGGUGUGGUCAUGCCAUCUAUAUUGUAGAUUUCUAACCUCUGUCAGUAGAACUUUCAGCCAUCUUAAUGUCCUCUGAAUUAUCCUAGCCCCACCUAAAUUGUUUUCCCCAUGGACUGUUUUCCACAGAUCCUGAUGAUGCAACGGAAACUUAACAUUUUCUCUUUCUUUAUCUAAUGUGAUUAGUGUGAGUUCACACUGAUUUUGUCCACAGUAUAUGACUUUAGAAUCAAGCAGCCACUUAGAUGAACAGCUCUCGGAAGAUCAAUCCUCAGUGGAGUCAUUCUCACAUUAUCCUCCUUUCCCACGAAUAUGUUUUAGUAGGGGCACACUCAGCUAAGGUUCAUAGCUCAUACUUGAUUCACCAUGUGGGCAUUGUUCCACAGAACAUUACUAAUGAUUCUUUCAGUGGCCUCACCCCAGUGAUAAUAUCCUGGACAACGUACAUAUGAAGAAACCCCAACACUGCAGGAAUAUUCAGCUGUCCCAUACAGGAAUCAAACCUGCAACCUUAUCAGCAGCAUGCCCUAACCAACUGAGCUAAAAGCUGCCACAGUGCUGUGAUUUCAGUCUUAGCUGAGAGAUAUUCAUGCAAUCAGCCUUUAUUGGAUUAUUAUUCAUCACCAAACUUUGAAGAAGACCUGAGCAGCGUACAUUAGAUUGUUCCUUUUAAUGUAGCGUGGAUUGUGACCCUUCUUGAGAAGGGGUCAUACAGUACGGCAUGGUCUGAACAGUAGCACAGUAAAUAGCACAGUAAAAUGUGAAGUGCAAUUGUUGUGAUAGGUUCUAAUGCGGUAGUAUUGUUGCAUUGCCAUUAGAGUGCCAAAUAGCAUUUCAGGAAGCAUGUUAACAGAUACGGACAAGUCAGCACCUAACACUGAAAACAUGUACCAGAUUGCAGUGCUCUGAGCAGCAGAGCUAGGAAAGUGGAAAGUGCUUUAAAUUUGUGAAGAUCACCUUAAAUGUUACAGUUAAAAGACAAGGGAAAUGGGUAAUUUGUACAGAAGCUGCAUAUAGUGUUGUCUGCAAGUGUCGUGUUCAUUCUCUUACUCUGAUGACUUAAAUGGGGCUUUACUAUUGCACUUUCCUUGUGUUUGUUUCGGCUGUGGAGGGUAGGGUUGUCUACGACUGACAUGAAAUUAUUGGAAAGAAAUGAAGCUAAUUGAGGCAUAAAGAAGUAUAUAGAAGAGUGAAAGCAGGACUUCCUUUGCUUUUUGCGCUUACUUGGUAAAAUACGUCAACACUCAGAAAGGACCACCAGAUCCCCUUGGCUAGAGAUCUCACUUAAAAAUAGGCAAGCUUCCAUAGCAUUUUGUUUUAGAACCUUAAAGUGAAGGUGGUCCUCAAACAUCUGAAUGGGACAUCAGGGAAAGAUGAAAGUCAUACAAAGCAUUAGGUCAAAACAGUCCAAAACUAACUUCCACGAAUUUGUCCUUAUCUGGGCAGGAACACUCCAAUAUUGUUGAAUGUCUGUGUCCUGGCAGCAGAACCUGCAGCCCACAUGUUGAGGGACUUUGGAAGAAGACUGGCUGGGAGCACCACUCUGGCAGCCCAACAGCAACAGCCCGGGCAUUGAGUUGGCAAAGUCUCGUGAUGGGUUGGGCUGUUAACUCAUAUGCACCAGGCCCCUUAAGGAGAUUCCCCCAUGGGUUCAUUUGGGGAGAGACCAACCCUGACUCUGGUCUCUUACCAAUGCCCCAGCCGCUUGUGACAUUGAAAAUGAAACAAAAAUACUACCCUGAGCAAAGCUAUUUAAAGAGCUAUCUAUAGGAGGGGCAUGGCUGGGCCCUAAUCCCAGAGUAAAUUAAUCAUGGUCACAUCACUUCUUUGCUCUCCUGACGUCCCCCUUCUCCCCCUUCCCAAAUACCCAGCACAAAGGGGUACAGUGGUACCUCGGGUUAUAUACGCUUCAGGUUACAUACACUUCAGGUUACAGACUCCGCUAACCCAGAAAUAUUACCUCGGGUUAAGAACUUUGCUUCAGGAUGAGAACAUAAAUCGUGCAGUGGUGGCGCGUCGGCAGCAGGAGGCCCCAUUAGCUAAAGUGGUGCUUCAGGUUAAGAACAGUUUCAGGUUAAGAACGGACCUCCGGAACAAAUUAAGUACUUAACCCGAGGUACCACAGUACUUGCAUUGGAUGUUAGUGAACUUGGUUUCUCAGAUGUUCAUGCUUAUACACAUUCACUGUUUCUCUUACGUAGCAAUAAUAAUAAUAAUAAUAAUAAUAAUAAUAAUUUAUUUAUACCCCGCCCAUCUGGCUGAGUUUCCCCAGCCACUCUGGGUGGCUCUCAUUUGAGUGUUAAAAACAAUACAGCAUUAAAUAUUAAAAACUUCCCUAAACAGGGCUGCCUUCAGAUGUCUUUUAAAAAUAAGAUAACUGCUUAUUUCCUUGACAUCUGAUGGGAGGGUGCCACUACCGAGAAGGCCCUCUGUCUGAUUCCCUGUAACUUGGCUUCUCGCAGUGAGGGAACCGCCUCAGUGUCCAGGCUGAAUGAUUGGGGUGGAGAUGCUCCUUCAGGUAUACAGGACCGAGGCCAUUUAGGACUUUAAAGGUCAGCACAUUAUACUGAAUGUAACCACAUUUUAAUAUUCUAAAUGUUAGACUAAAUAAUGCUGGUAUUCUCUGUGUCACUUGAGGAAAUGAAGAUGUCGUUUUCCUGUGGGCUGGGGUUCAGGAGGUUGUAGAAGUCAGUCUUGAUGAGAUUUUUCUUAAUUCCUUUUUUCUUAAUUUAGUAUCACAUUUGGGCAAGAAAUAGUUUGCGUUACUGGACCAAAUAGCAAGGAAGGGCCUGUUCCUGUAACAGUACGGCAUGGAAGCAAUGAAAGAAGGAUAGAAAACGAACCGUUUACCUACAGUGAAAACCCUACAGUUAGCAAGAUCACACCUGAAGUCAGCAUAUGCAGGUAAAGAAAUAUUUCUUUUGUAGGGGAAAAAAGUGUUCAGCUUUAAUGAGCUGAAAUUAUAAGGUUUUCCCCCUCUCCGCUUUCAAUGUAAUUAUUAGAUAACAAGUAUCCUGGGUCUAAGCAAUCACAAUAAAUGUAGCAUAAUUGUAUAUUUCUUCUAAAACAGAAGUCAUCACCAUCAAGAAAGGCAGAGCUCUCGUCUGUUUAAGAAUAAUGUAUCAAUUAAUAAGAUGUUCAUUACUUUUUUCCUACUCCACUUGAAACAGAUUAAGGGUUACAGUCAACUUAACCCUACUCCAGGAAAGACCCAUUAAUGAACCCAUUUAAAAUGUCUUUGAACUUCACCAAGUCUACUCUGAGUAGACAUUAGGAGAACAAUGGGAUACAUGGCUUUAUUUGUGCUUUUAUAUUUUAGCGGAGGCCGAAAUAUUACUGUCGUUGGAGCUGGUUUUGAUAUUAUCCAGCAUUUCUCUGUGAAAGUUAUAUUUAAGCCUUUUGUCGAGAGAUCAUCAAGGAAGAGGAGGAAGAGGCAGACAGAGGAGGUACAAAAGGUAACCAUCGUCUCUUCUUUGUACAGAAAUACAGUGUGGGCAGUAUUUUAUUCAUUUAUUAAAUUUCUAUAGCACCCUGCAUCCAAAGAUCACAGGCUCAUUCUCAUGUUGCUACCCUCCAGGGCUCUCAUGGAAGAGACACAGGGUCCCAGUCGGUUCAUACUGAAACUGUACCUAAUCCAAAAACCCUUGAAAUUUCUCUUUGUUAGUUUUAGUGGAUUCAGUAGUUGGUCAAGAACUUUAGGGUUUAAUUAAUUGGUUUUGAGUGGCAUAAUUGGAAAAGGGUGAGUCCAUGGGGCACAAAUUGCCAUGUGCAAGCCCUGCAGGGCUCACACGACUCAGGGAGGAAGCUAAGGAAAAUGUUUAUGUGGUACUCUUGCAGAUUUCCCCUCCAUUUCCCUCCUAUUACUGUAUUUUUUGGUCUAUAAGACUCACUUUUUCCCUCCUAAAAAGUAAGGGGAAAUGUGUGUGCGUCUUAUGGAGCGAAAGCAGGCUGCGCAGCUAUCACAGAAGCCAGAACAGCAAGAGGGAUUGCUGCUUUCACUGUGCAGCGAUCCCUCUUGCUGUUCUGGCUUCUGAGAUUUAGAAUAUUUUUCUUCUUGUUUUCCUCUUCCAAAGACUAGGUGCAUCUUGUGGUCUGAGGCGUCUUAUAGAGUGAAAAAUAUGGUAAUUCCUAUAAGAAGGAAUUUUGCUGUGCCUGCUCCAAGGUGGGGAUAGUUUUCUUGCCCAGCUGGAAAUAUGUUAAAGGAACCAAGGGGAUUUUAGAUCUUUGUGCUGUUGCUGCUUUUUUCCUGUUUUAGUCACAUUAUUAAUUAUAAUUUUAGUGUUUUGAAUAGUUUUUUCCGCCUGUAUGAGCUCCUAUAUAACAUGAUCUGAUAUGCAGUAAACCAAGGGUUAGCAAACUUUUUCAGCAGGGGGCCUGUCCACUGUCCCUCAGACUUUGUGGGGAGCCAGGCUAUAUUGGGGGGGUGAACGUAUUCCUAUGCCCCACAAAUAAUCCAGAGAUGCAUUUUAAAUAAAAGCACACAUUCUGCUCAUGUAAAAACACCAGGCAGGCCCCACAAAUAAUCCAGAGAUGCAUUUUAAAUAAAAGCACACAUUCUGCUCAUGUAAAAACACCAGGCAGGCCCCACAAAUAACCCAGAGAUGCAUUUUAAAUGAAAGGACACAUGGACACAUUCUACUUAUGUAAAAACACACUGAUUCCCGGACCGUCCGCAGGCCGGAUUUAGAAGGCAAUUGGGAUGGAUCCGGCCCCCGGGCCUUAGUUUGCCUACCCAUGCAGUAAACUCACACAUUGGUAUGCAAAGGUUAAUUUGGAAGAAGCACUGACACUGCAUAAAACUACAAGUGAAAUUCACAGUUUGUGGUGUAAAAAUGAUUAGCAAAAUUAAUUGUGUCAAAGAUGGCAAGAAUGGAGUCCAGUUAAACUUAGUACAUUGGUACCUCAGGUUAAGUACUUAAUUCGUUCCAGAGGUCUGUUCUUAACCUGAAACUGUUUUUAACCUGAAGCACCACUUUAGUUAAUGGGGCUUCCUGCUGCUGCUGCUGCGCCGCCGGAGCCCGAUUUCUGUUCUUAACCUGAAGCACUAUUUCUGGGUUAGCGGACUGUGUAACCUGAAGUGUAUGUAACCUGAAGCGUAUGUAACCCAAAGUACCACUGUAUUCAGAAAUGCACUGUUUAUACACUGGGAUACACCUAUGAUCAUCCAUCCUAAAACAAUGCAUGUGAAGUAGCUCGUGUUUUUUACCAAUUCGAUAGACACAGAGAUGAAUUACCAGUGCUGCAGUAGCAAAAAUACCAACUUUCAAAAAAAGACUAAAGCAUAUGAGAUUGCAAGAGAGAGGUGACAGCUUGCACAUUGAAUUCACUUGUAUAUGUGUGAGACAAAGAGGGAGGGAAGGAUAAAUAAAAAACGUAAAAAUUUACCUACCAGUGAUCACCAAUACUUGUUUGUUUGUUUGUUUGUUUGUUUGUUUGUUUGUUUAGUUUGAAGGAAAAACCAUCUCAAAGAUCAAUGACACCACCCUAGUCUUCUUAUCACCACCCGUCCUGGAGGACCCAGAAAAUUACAGAAUUACUGUGCUUCUCCAAAUGGAUGGUCAUCAGGUGGGAAAAGACUUUCAAUAUGUUGCUGAUCCAACCUUUGAAAACUUCACUGAUGGUGUCAAGAAACAAGUCAAUAAACUUAUUCACGCAAAGGUAAGUGUGUCAGGAAAAUGACCUCUCUCAGUGUGCUUUGCCCUUUCGUAUUUGCAUUUGGCGCUUUCUUUCCUAAUUGUGUUAACCCGAUGCAAAUGGUUGACUGGAAUAAUUCCAAACACUGUUUUCAAAGACUAGUAUUGUCUGAAUGUGGGGAGCAUAAAUUCCUUUUUUUGUGCUACUUAGGGGUGGGGGAGACCUGUCUUUGCCUGCUGACAUAUGCCUCUAAAGGUUUCUUGUCAGUGGGGUUUCCUCUUUCUGAAAUCAAGAAUUGAGUCCUUAUCAGCAAGUUCUCCUGACAUUCUUUGACCUUAUUUAUACCCCCUGUUGCCACCAGGGGAUGAUAUUGGAUAUUGUAAAUCUAGGCCGGCACUCUCGUUGCCCUGCAGGAACAGCUUCCAUGAACAAGGCUUACAGAUUUGCCUCAGAACGUCAGCUACCCUGAGGGUAUUUCCUCUUCCACAUAGAUAUCAAAUCCAGCUGUUUGGUUUUCAGAUGGAACUGUGCAAAACAUGAAUGUAUUAAUCAUGAAAGCUUUUAUCCUUUUCCUUCCCUCUCCUCCCCUCCGCUCCCAGACACCGCGAAGCGAGUCGAUAGCUAAGAUGGCUUAGUGUUUCUGUGUUUCUGUCUAGGGCAGUAAUCUCAACAAAGCUAUGACGUUGGAAGAGGCGCGAGCAUUCGUGGGAGAAGAGCCCUGCGUCAUCAAAACUCUGACGGAGAACGAUUUGUACUGUGAGCCACCUGAAGUGCAGCCCCCGCCCAAGAGAAGGCAGAAGAGAGAUACGGUUAAUAACCUGCCAGAAUUCAGCGUAGGUCACAUUUAUCUGUCUUUUUAACAACACAUAUAAGGUGUGCGGCACAGAGGGCAUCUUGUUUUGAAGUGGCAAUAAUAAAGAGCCUUCUUUUACGCAUGAUUUGUGCUUCCAAAGAGCACGGGCAGAAGAAAACCAUUCUCCCGUUUGCCACUCCUUGCCUAGAAACAGAAUGUGUGAAAGCAAGUGUUAGCUUUCUUUUGCUAGGGCCUAGGCUGUACUGGUACUGAAAUGUGCAUCGAUCUAGAUCAGUGCUUCCCAAACCUGGGUCUCCAGCAAGCUUUUGGACUACAAUUCCCACCAUCCCUGACCACUGUUCUUUAUAGCUAGGGAUGAUGGGAGUUGUAGUCCAAAAAACAUCUGGAGAGGAGACCCAAGUUUGGGAAACUCUGGUCUAGAUUCAGGGCCACCCUACCAGCACAAGCAACCCCAAGCAGCAGCUUAAGGAAGCAGUACUUUUGGAGGAAUCAGUGAAACAUAUGAUCUGGGAAAUGCACCCCAGGGAACUGCGGUCUUAUUUAUUGAAAGAACGAAGUUAUAAACCACUCACCAUUCACAAAUAUUGUGGUGGUAUCCAAAAAGAAAAUUACAGUCAUACCUCUUGUUACGUUUGCUUCAGGUUAAAUCUUUUCAAGUUGCGUCCCGCGGCAACCCAGAAGUACCGGAAAGGGUUACUUCUGGGUUUCGCCACUCGUGCAUGCACAGACGCUCUAAAUGACAUCAUACGCAUGCGCAGAAGUGGCGAAUCGCGACCCACAGACACGGGUUGCAUUCUGCUCAUGUUGCUUACGGGGCUCCAGAACGGAUCCUGUUCUCAACCAGAGAUACCACUGUACAAAGUUAAAACAAUAAAAAUACAUUCAAUCCAUCUAAUAUACAGUGCCACAGCUUAAUGUUUACAGCAGACAUAGUCAAUGUGGAGCCUUGAGUUUGCUUGUGGACAGUUAACUCCCAGCAUCCCUGACCAUUAGUCAUGAUGGCUGGAGGCUAAUGAAGAUGGAGUCCAAUAACAUCUAGAAGGUCCCAUGUUGCUACUUCUGGUGUAUUGGGACACGGGUGGUGCCAUGGUCUAAACCACUGAGCCUGCUCGGCUUGCUGAUCAGAAGGUCAGCAAUUCAAACCCGCACAACAGGGUGAGCUCCCGUUGCUCUGUCCCAGCUCCUGCCAACCUAGCAGUUCGAAAUCAUGCCAGUGCAAGUAGAUAAAUAGGUAAGCUGCAGCGGGAAGGUAAGCAGCUUUCUGAGUGCCCUGGUUUCUGUCACGGUGUUCCAUCAUGCCAGAAGCCGUUUAGUCAUGCUGGCCACAUGACCCAGAAAGCUAGCUGUGGACAAACGCCGACUCCCUUGGCCUGAAAGACAGUCGCCUUCGACUGGACUUAACUGUCCAGGGGUCCUUUACCUUUUACUCCUGGUAUGCAGGAGUGACCAGAUCCCCUUGCUAUUGUCUUUUAGAUGUCUAGUCAACAUACAUUUGUGUUUUUUUUUUAAUGUUUGGAUUGAUCUAAUAAUUUUGUUGCUGGUUUUGUGUUUGAUUUUGAUUGUGUAUUUAGUAUUUAAGUCUGGGUUAAGUUUUGCAACUUUAUAGAGUUGAAAGCUUUGUAGGCGGCAGUCGGAUUUAGGUAGGGUAAUACUAUGUGAAGGACUAACUAAACCUGCACACCCAUCUGAGGCCCCCCUUCCCUAAAGAGGUCCAGUUAGCUUUCUCCAUUUUUGGGGAGAGUGGAAAGACUCUCUUUUAUGAUUUCCAUGCAUCUAAUCUUCCCUAUGUUCCCUAUGUUUAUAAUCUCCUACUGUACUUUUGUCUUAUUUUAUUUUGACCUCUAUCAUUCUCUCUCCCCUUGCUGCCAUUGUCAUCAACGUUAUGCUCCUGAUUUUGGUUGUAUUGGUGUUACUGUUAUUUUAUUUCUGUGUUUUAAUUUAGAAGCCACUUUGGGUGUCCCUUUAAGCCUGAAAGGUGGGGUAGAAAUUUCUAAAUAAACCUGAUGUUUUAUGCUGGGCAAUCCCUUCACUGUGGUUUGUGUUUUUUAGCUAUCCUUACCCACUGGCCUGCCUUCAUCCUCUCCCAUUUUGAUGAUUUUGAAUUGUUAGCAUAUAGUAAGGAUUAAUUAGUUAGGCUGCAAAUUUCACCCCAUUGACCUGGGGGUAAACACCCCAUUGUAUUCAGUAGAACUUACCUCUGAGUAAACAUGGUUAGGAUAAGCAAGUUAACUUGGCACUCAUAAUACUGUUUAAGGUUGGACUUUAUCUAUCCUACUUUUGAAUAUAUUAUAUUCUUUGGAUAUAUCUGGGAACAUAAGCUCAGUUGUUCCGGGGGAUGGGGAACAAAGGGGCAUAGAUCUAAAACAUCAUAAUGCAUAAUAAAAUCAUGCUGUCUGAUUAUUAACUUACAAAGUGCACUUAUUUAUCUAGGUGAAAUUUGGCUUCAAAGAAUGGAUCCUAGGAAGGGUUGAGUAUACCCAAGUGAGUGACAUACCACUAGGCUUGAUCUUGCCAUUGGUAUUAAUUCCCAUGGUGGCUAUUAUCAUCAUCUCAAUCUUCUGCUACAGGUAAGAUGUGGUUAUCGGUCAUCAGAUAAUAUUGAAAUGCCAGAGGCAAAAGCUGAUGGUGAAGGGAAAUGGGUCUGCAGAGAAAUAUGAAGAAAAUUAUUUGUGAUGAUUCCCAGUGUUCACACAUGCGGUUCUGUGUGAAAUAGAAUAUCACAUUGCUUCAGGGCUUUUUUUCCAACCCUCACUGAUGCUAAUCAUCCUAUGUCUUGGAUCUGUACAUAUGUGCAAUCAAAGAUAUAUUCUAAGCAGGAUGUGGGGAAGAUAGAUGUGGUUAGCAUUUCUUUCUGCCGGUUUUUGAAGGUUUCUAAAUUUUAAGAUGAUUGGUUUACUGUGCAUUUUCUGUACAUGUCAUGAUAGGGGGUGGGUAUGUAUUGUAUAUCUUUAGUCAAAGCAAAGGCAGAUGAAUCUUUCUAACAUGGUAUUGAAAACAACAAAAGGUCAUUAUAUCUGUCUUCAGAGAACAACUUCAUGGAAGAAAAUGGGUGACUUUUGAAUGCAAAAUACAGGUGUAUUUUUGUAGGAAAGGAUUAGGAUGUUUAGGUUCCUACCACCUGUAUUCAGGAAUCUUUCCUGGGGGGGGCGGGGAUCUAUGCUGAACUCUGAGAUCUUUAUAAUGUAUAUUUUUGCAAGGAGAGGUGUUGUUUUAUAUCUGAGUUAUCUUAUGAAAGACCAGAAAAAUGAGCGGAGGUUAUCAAAUCUGUUUCGAUUGCAGAAACCCAGAAUAUAAGUCACACGACUGAAAACUCCACAGGUUCUGUUUCUGUGCAGUGUCUGAACACAUUUGCACCCUACAGGAUACUGCAAGUGUUUCUUGUUCACAACUAGUCCCCCAUGCUCAAAAUUGUGUGUUUCCCUUCUGAAUGAAUACGUGUUAGAAAAACAUAUUCAGGAGGGAAAAACUGUGUAGAGGGUAAUCUGAGUGCUUGUUACAGCAAUGAGAUUUAAAUUGAAACUUGCACAUGACUAAUGUUGAAAGGCUGCAACUAACCUGAGCAUUAAGAACGCUAUUGAUAAAGCACGCAGCCAUUAGUCCAGGUUCAUAAACAACUGUGGAACAGGCCAGCAGCAAUUAUUACUCAACUUCAUUCAACAGUUAAUAGUUUUCUUUUGAAUAAAAUCCAUUCUUUGAGGUAAAUUUUUAAACAAUCCUGGCUGCAGUAAAAUCAAUAGAGCCUUGUUAAUUUUGUGCCAGCUUAAAUUUCAGCCUAUUGUUUUCUUUUCUUCUCCCCCACCCCUCUGCCUUCGCAGUUUUAAAAGAUCAGGAGGAAAAAGACUGCGCUUCGGAAGAUCCCUCUGGCCUUUGGCAUGGCUGUGUUGUAAAAUGAUUUAUUUUUACAGCCUGUAACUUUUCUGUACUCUCUGUUUCUAUUCCUUAUAGACGGCAAAGCGAACAAGCAGAACGAGAAUACGAAAAAAUUAAAUCACAACUUGAAGGCUUGGAGGAAAGCGUCAGAGACCGGUGCAAAAAGGAAUUUACAGGUAUGACUUAUACCUAAUUUCUUGUGGGGCCUCCGGAGAAAUCACAAGAUGUGUCGAAAUGCUGCCACUGUCUGCCUUAAACUGCCUUCUGAGGAUAUGCAGGAGGCGCAACCGUUCUAGAUUACAGCGUGUUGACAUGCGCAUUGCAUAGUCAUGUGGCAAUUAAAUGCAAAGGCCGUCAAAAAGAGAAUACAAAAAAGGAACCGACGGGGUUUGUUUUUUAAUGUAAAAGGAAAAGAAGUACCUGGAACUAAAUUGGCAACGGGGAGAAAUAGUCAGGCCUCUCUCGCCCUGAAGUUGUUCCUACUAUAACGCAGUUUGCAGCAGCAGUUUGAAGUGGGGUGGCAGGUGAAGGAGCAAUAUGCUGAAAUGGGGUACAAAUGGCCACAACAUUUUAUUGGCUGCUGGUCACAGCGUUUGCCUAGGCAUUAGACAAGGUUCCAGUCCUCAGGCAAUCUAUAACUACUGAACUGGCACAACCACGCUAACACACUAGAAAAACAUUGUUGGGAGUAGUAGGAAUCUUGGGCUCGCCACUUUACAAACUGAUACCAUGGUCCUGUCCUGUAAUUUGGGGGUGCGGCAGAUGUGCCAGCUGUCAAACUGGGAUGGGGCCCUGAAUUGUCACCCUUAUCCCAGUGGGGAGCAAGGGAGUCCAUCUCUGUUUACUCCUGCGGGAGGCCUCCAAUUGCCCUGAGCGAGAAGUUGUGCCAGAAAUAUGGACCAAUGUAGUUAAGCCAUAGACUUAACAAGAUUGUUGCGAGGAAGGCAGAAAUCCUGAAUUGCUCAGAUAAGGCACACAGAUAUGAGUAAAAUGCCUUUCCAACCCCAUCAACUGGUAGCUAACAACAGCCUAGCUUUUCUACUUUGUUUUUUCCUCCUCCCACCCCUCCUUUGUAUAACAACUUACCAGAUGUCAAACUUUUGAGACAUUUUGGUUAGUCCCAGUAGAGGUAUUACCCAACUCUGGAUUUUGGAGGGUUUUCCCCCACCCUUAUGGACCAGUACAGCUAACUCUGCUUUUGCAUCUUCUGCCAGCUCCUGUCUAGUUUUUGGCCUGCUCCUUGCACUAAAAAUUGAUCCUGUUUCUUCAGUUCUGUCCAUUUCCUUCAGUUCUGACUGUUUCACCAGACUGAGUUUGACUUGUAGCUUGGCGAGGACUUGCCAAAAAGGACCAGUGCUCACUGGUUAUGUGACAGCCUGCUCUCUGACAAUAGGGAAUGUUUACAAAACAAAGAAAACAGGAGUAAAUGAAAAAUAUUGCUGAGACAACAAGUUGAUUGACUCUGAGUACUGAUCAGUCAAGAAACCAGAAGCCCUCUGUUCUGUGCCUUUGUAAGGUGACAAAGCGAUUCAUCCUCUCCUGUGUCAAAACUUAAAGGCUCUUUGAUCAACCAGAUGUGUUGUCAGUGAUAACGGAUGAACUAUUUAACCUCCUUCCUUCCUGCCAAUAGCCUAGUUGUACUUGCAUAUUGAUCUUUGCUCCUUCAUGUACUGUUCUAUCUGCCAUUUAUAUUUUAAAAUGAUAAAAAGAGAAACUUCAGACUUAACUGGCAUAGCAGCUAUGUCCCAACCCCAAAUAAACGGACUAGCCUCUGAUCUGUUCUCUCGGUUGCUUUAUUAGGGACGGAUUUUUAAAUGAAUUUCAAGCCUUAGAAUCUGACUGUUUUUCGCAUUUGCUUCCCUUAACUAACAUUUGUUAGAGAUGCAAUUUGGCUCAAAUGCUACAGUUCUUAAAAGAGAGAACCUUGGUUUAAAAAAUCAUAGCAGCUGCACAAAAAUCCACUGUUCAUUAUUAGACCUUCAUAUUGAAAGAAAAAUGAGAGCUUUUCAUUGCCCUCUCAUUUCUGAGCAUUAUGCAUUCCUGCCAUAUCUUCAUAUGAACACUUUAGGGUGAAACCAUCUUUUGUAAUCUUACCAAACCCGUUAACAUUGCUGUUCAUGCUAAGACACCUUUAGUCUUCUCUUUUUAACUUCUGCUCAGUCUUGGACACUAAAAAUCCCAUGAAGCAGUUUACCUCGGUGUGCACGAUAUUCCUGUGUGUGCACAGUAACAAAUUCAUUGAAUGCUGACCCACGAAUUCCUGAUAAUAUAUGUUUUAUGGUUAUAAAUUGUCAGUGUUCUGUUUCUUUACAUAUCCUUGUACUUGAUUCGCCGAUAUUCAUGUACCACGUAGUAACGUAAAGGUAAAGGUACCCCUGCCCGUAUGGGCCAGUCAUGUCCGACUCUAGGGUUGUGCGCUCAUCUCAUUUAAGAGGCCGGGAGCCAGCGCUGUCCGAAGACACUUCCGGGUCACGUGGCCAGCGUGACGAAGCUGCUCUGGUGAGCCAGCACCAGCACAGCACACGGAAACACCGUUUACCUUCCCGCUAUAAAGCGGUACCUAUUUAUCUACUUGCACUUAGGGGUGCUUUCAAACUGCUAGGUGGGCAGGAGCUGGGACCGAAAGACGGGAGCUCACCCCGCCGUGGGGAUUCGAACCGCCGACCUUCUGAUCGGCAAGUCCUAGGCACUGAGGUUUUACCCACAGCGCCACCCGCGUCCCACCACGUACUAACGUAGUUUGCAAUAAAAAUGAAAUUGUAACAGCCCUGUAAUGAAUUUUCAGCCUGCUAGAAAUUCCACAGUUUAAAAUGAUGCAGUAGUUAAAAACAACACAGAACAGCAGGAAUAGCUUUGUGAAAGUGCAGUAUUUCUAUAUCCAGUGAGGGGACCGGAUGCAUCCUUGUAUCAAGGUCAUUCCAUACUAUGUUUGACACUAUGAAGAAAGGUUGGUCCUGUGCCCUUACUGCCAUCAACUCUGUAAAGUUGGGGGCCACAUUUCCUUCUGGACAACCUUCUGAGAGCACAUGGCAGUGAUGGAUGGGGCCAAAGGCAAAAUGGGUAGAGCAACAAACGUAAAUGUUAUCUUUGUACAGUGGGCUAGAGUCUACACAUUCUCACAAACUCCUCUGCCCUCCACUCUGACACACGAGAGGCAUCAUCCGAGUGCAAGGACACAUCCGAGUGCCAGGACACCAAUGAGAGGUGAGGCCUCAGAAAAUGUCCAAGAGACUUGAAGGGCCACAUUGGGCCCCCAGGCCUGAGGUAUCCUGCAUAGAAUAGGAUGCAGCACAUGGCUUUUGUCCAUAGUUCUAAGGACAUAAGCUCCUUAAGAUACACAGGGCCAAGACCAACACAGAUAGAAACAUAAUUAAACAUCAGGCAUUAAAAACUUCCUGAUACAGAACUGCCUUCAUUUGUCUUCUGAAAGUUGUGUGGUUCUUUAUCUCCUUGACAUCUGAUGGGAGGACACCACUGCCAAGAAGGCCUGGACAUUGGGCCAGUGAGGUCUAAUGGAUAUAGAGUUUAACAUAGAAGUGAGACCUUGGUUCAAGGGCCUUACAACAUGGCAGUCUCUUCAUCUCAGUAGGUUUUGUAUGGGAGGCUACAACAAUCCAUAUAAUACUUUGAAAUGUACAUAGGAUAAGUACAAUACAGCGUUCUUAUGCUGUCCAAUUAACAAGACCAUUGACUGCAGAUAGUUUAUAGCUCGAACUAGAAUGCAAAAUGCAUUUACUCUCCAGUAAAUAAAGUAAUUUUCUCACAACUGUGUUCUAAAUUGAAACUCCUGUCAAGAUUAUUUCUUCAUGCAACUAAUUCUGUUAAGCGAGCUUCCACUGGGAAAACAAGUUUUACUGUAAGGUGCAAAUCUUGCUAAAUGAGACCGAAAUAGAAAUGGAACUAAAGUUGAAAGGGUGCUUCAGUUAAAAAAUCAGGAUAUUGAUGUUUCCCCCUUCAAAGUAGCAAAGGCUGAAUCAAUAGUUUAUUUUCCACUGAAAUCUUUAAAAUGUUGCCUCUUGUAGAUUUGAUGAUAGAAAUGGAAGAUCAGACAAAUGAUGUUAACGAAGCAGGAAUUCCUGUGCUGGACUACAAAACAUAUACGGACAGAGUCUUCUUCCUGCCAUCCAAAGACGGAGAAAAAGAUGUCAUGAUCACUGGGAGGCUGGAUAUUCCUGAAGCUCGACGGCAAACCGUAGAACAGGCACUGAAUCAAUUCUCCAAUCUGCUGAAUAGUAAAUCAUUUCUCAUUAAUGUAAGUAAAAAGUGAAAGGUCCCUUUUGUCUCCUUGAAACACAUUUUUGCCUGAUAUAUAUUUACAACAACAAAAUUAGUCUGCAUAUUUUUGUCAUGUAUAUUUUGCAAAAGGCUGUGUGAACAAUGUAAGUAAUAUCUCAAGUAGUUUGACACUGCUCCUGUCAUUCCCUGUAUGAUAUUGAGCUGAAAUAUUAUUAGCUCCUUCCAUGAACUAUUCAUAUCCAAUUUGAUCACUGCACUAGCCAUUUGGUGUGACAGUAAAUAAAAGCAGUGUUUUAAAAUGCCUAGAUCUAAAAGUUAUUUAAAAGAAAAUUUCAAUCUGAGAAAGAGUAAAAGGUUGUAUAUCUUAUAUAGAUCAUUUGUAUCCUCUUUGAGACUUAACUGAGAUAUGCUUUAGAAAUCCCCGUUUCUCCCUUUUCCCUUUAACAAAGGUGUCCCAAACAUAUGCACCAAAUGGCAGUGUGAUAGCUUAUUGUUCAAUGAAGUUUAUUGUAUUGCAAAUGACAAACACAGUGCUGAAUGGCGUAGUUAAACAAAGGCAUCACUUCAUUUGGCAAAAAAUAAAAUGCCAAGCUCUAGUUAGUACUGUUGCGGUAUAUUUUGCCCAAAGCCCUAUUCCUACAUUUACUCACAUGUAAGUUACUUACUGAGACACGGGUGGCGCUGCGGUCUAAACCACAGAGCCUAGGACUUGCCGAUCAGAAGGUCAGCAGUUCGAAUCCCCGCGACAGGGUGAGCUCCCGUUGUUCGGUCCCUGCUCCUGCCAACCUAGCAGUUCAAAAGCACGUCAAGUGCAAGUAGAUAAAUAGGUACUGCUCCGGUGGGAAGGUAAACGGCGUUUCCAUGCGCUGCUCUGGUUUGCCAGACGCAGCUUAGUCAUGCUGGCCACAUGACCCGGAAACUGUCUGCGAACAAACGCCAGCUCCCUCGGCCUAUAGAGCAAGAUGAGCACGUAACCCCAGAGUCGUCUGCGGCUGGACCUAACUGUCAAGGGUCCCUUUACCUUUACCUUUUAUGUUACUUACUUGUAGCAACAGGAUCAGAGCCACACUUCUGACCCUAAUUCUUUGCAUCCCAUUACCGUGCCGCCUCAAAUCUUCAUUGGUUAAAUCUGAGAGGGGAAACUUCACACAAGUGGAAAACCCGAUAUGGUGGAUUUCCUGCUCAGUGGAAGCCCCUCUAUGGAAGCAGCUGUUCAUGCAAAGUGUUCCCUUUUCACACAUCCAUGUAUACCCUACAAUACCCUGCAUACCUGAUGUUUUUCUGUUUUGUUUGUUUAGUUCAUUCACACAUUAGAAAACCAAAGAGAAUUCUCUGCUCGUGCAAAAGUGUAUUUUGCAUCUCUCUUGACUGUGGCUUUGCACGGGAAGCUGGAAUACUAUACGGACAUCAUGAGGACAUUGUUUUUGGAGCUAAUGGAGCAGUACGUUGUGGCCAAAAAUCCCAAACUGAUGCUCAGAAGGUAGGGAAGGUUUCUUCAGUUGCCCAGUUUCCAUUGAAGUAAAUGAAAUAAAACUCCCAUCAUUUUUAACAGAGCACAACUUAUUGUGUCUGUUGCUUCCCUUCUCAAAUACAUCUAUUACUAUUUGUGCACUGGGAUUCUAAGAACUUUAGUACAUAUUUGAGAGUGUAAGAGUAGGGCUGGGAAGGUCUGGGUUCAAAUCUCUACUCAGCUAUGAAGCUCAUUGGGUGACCUUGGGGCCAAUCAUUACAUGUCUUUGCCUAUUCUACCUUACUGUGCAGUUCUGAGAAUAUAAUGGGAAGAGAAGAACCAUGCACAUUUUAUCCUGCCUUGUAGUAACAGAGGAUAUAAAACAUCCUUUCAGUGCGGAAUGUGAUGCAUGUUCUCCUGUCAUAUGAUAGACAACCAGAGUUGUGAGCCUGUUUCCAGCAGGAAAAGCAUCCUCCUCCAGACGUUUCUCUCAGAUAGCUACAUUACAAUGAAGACCCCUGCGAUUCUUCUGUGGCAUAUUUGUUAUAGCAAUUAAUUUAGUACUGAUUGAACGAUAUUCGUAGGGUACUUCCCUAUCGCUAAGGGUAUCAAAAUACUUCUUCUUCGGCGAUCACUCCUAGCCGAGUAAGAUUGUCUUCCAAAAACAUGAUUUUAACGAUGAGUCCGUAGGUGACUGUGGAGGCCCAUUCUGGACCCACACGUCCCUCCACAGUGGGGACAUUGGUUCCCGGGCAGGAGUUGAUCACGGUGUGGAUUUGCCAAGCGUGCCUUCUUCUUAGCUCAUUUCUCCCUUUCAUCCUGAGUUCAGAUGUCUUCAAAGCCCAUGACACCUUUGGUAAAGGCUGUUCUCCAACUGGAGCCUCACAGGCCAGUGUUUCCCAAUUGUCGGUGUCUAUACUAUAUUUUUUUAGAUUUGCCUUGAGACAAUCUUUAAACCUCUUUUGUUGACCACCAGCAUUACGCUUUCCAUUUUUAAGUUAGGAAUAGAGUAGUUGCUUUGGAAGACGAUAAGGCAUCCGCACAACACCCAUCUAUUUUCAACCUUAUGUUAGAAAGUAGAACUUCACAUUGAGGACUGCAUGUCUUAAUAUACAGAUUUUGCAAUGUGCCAGGAAGACACCAACAAAUUAACACUUAAAUGGCUAAGGGGGAAAGAAUACAAUAUUCUAAGUACGAUACCAUGUUUGCUCACAAAGUCAGUGGGAAUGUGCAUUACAAAACAUGCCUAUAAUGAAUCUACAUGAGAUUGUAUGUACUGGUUAAGGAAUAUAGGACAGAUUCUGGAUUUUAGCUCUUGACAAAUGCAUGAAUUCAGGCUGCACUAGCCAUGUCGUUCAACAGUUAUUUGUUCAUUUGUUUCAGAUCAGAAACUGUGGUGGAGAGGAUGCUUUCUAAUUGGAUGUCAAUAUGUUUAUAUCAGUACCUCAAGGUAAAGUCUGAAAUGCAUGCACACUUUACACUUGCUGUGUUUUUGCAUAAUAACCAAACCACAGUUUGGUGUUACAAAUAAGCCUCAGACUCAUGUACUUCCAUUUCCCUCAUGGUGGAACUCAUCCUGGAAGGAUGAGUUCCAGUAAACCGUAGUUUGGUCUGCAACCCUUGUUUUCAGGCAUCAUCAUCAUCAUCAAAUCUUUAUUGUGGCAAGUAGGGUGGGGUACAAUCAUUUAGAACAGGCAUAGGCAAACUCGGCCCUCCAGAUGUUUUGGGACUAUAACUCCCAUCAUCCCUAGCUAACAGGACCAGUGGUCAGGGAUGAUGGGAAUUGUAGUCUCAAAACAUCUGGAGGGCCGAGUUUGCCUAUGCCCGAUUUAGAAUCUGUAAAACAUUUUGGAAAUCUGAAAAGUAUUAAAACAUAAGGUAUAUCUAAAGGACUAUAAGAAUCUAAAAGAAGGGUUAGGAGCAGUAAACAGAUGUGGGAGAGCAGAAAAGGUUAGUAUAUAAAAGAAUAUAACUAUCAAUUUAGAGAGCACUCUGAUGUGAGUGUUCAUUAAAUCUAGUUUGUGGCACAGGUCAUCAGUUGUUUUCAGGCAAGUGCAAACCAUAGCUUACUUAUUUAGAUAAAACUGAAAACUUCCAGGUGAGCAUAUGUGAACUUCAAGUUGGGAAGUGGCAGGCUACCAAACCCUGCUCACAACAUCCCACUACAUUACAGGUCCGCUUCCAGCCUUCCUGCAGUAUAAAGAUCUAAAGGACAAACCAGAGUGCGUUUAGGGGAACAGGCUUGGAAGCCUCCCUAUGAUCCAAAACCCAGAUACAGUGGUACCUCUGGUUAAGUACUUAAUUCAUUCCGGAGGUCUGUACUUAACCUGAAACUGUUAUUAACCUGUAGCACCACUUUAGCUAAUGGGGCCUCCUCCUGCUGCUGCACCGCCGGAGCACGAUUUCUGUUCUCAUUCUGAAGCAAAGUUCUUAACCUGAAGCACUAUUUCUGGGUUAGUGAAGUGUGUAACCUGAAGCGUAUGUAACCUGAAGCAUAUGUAACCCGAAGUACCACUGUAAUGCAAAGUUCCCAAUUGUGAAGAGGCUUCUGAGUGCAUUCAGAUUAAUGUGCCUUCAGACCAUCGUACUCAACCCGUGAAGGUCAGAAGCAGCCAGGGCAUGCAUAAAUGUAAGUUGAGUUACAUGCCUGAUCUGCCAGCUUCUCGCUUUCAGCCCACAUGCCUCCAACUGCAUGAAUAAGGCUUAUGGUUUGCAGCAAAAUGGGAUCAGAAGUUGCUAAUCCCCAUCUGCAAGAGGAAGGACAGAAGGUUUGUUCUCAUAAUGUCAGGUUAGGGUUCUGUGUUUGCUCAAACACUGCCACUGUUUAUCUGUCAAAACAUAGCUAAUAUUGACAUUGUCUUCCCUCACCAAUUUUUACAGGACAACGCAGGAGAACCUCUUUAUAAGUUAUUCAAGGCUAUCAAACAUCAAGUGGAAAAAGGCCCUGUGGAUGCUGUGCAAAUGAAGGCCAAAUACACACUGAAUGACACCGGUUUGCUGGGAGACGAUGUAGAGUAUUCACAACUGGUGCGUAACUUUUAUAGACCUUUCUUUCAGGAAAUUGGUAAAAUGGAAUCCUUCUGAAAUGCAUCAUUCCCUAUUACCCAGCUGGUGUGGGUUGUGGGGGGGUUGCUUUUGUUUUGUUUUUGUAAAACAUAGAUAAUGGAGAAGUGCCAUAGGGCCAAAAAAUAACGAUAAAGUAAUUAAUUUUGUUGCCCUGACUUGAACACAAUAAUUUGACAUGAAGCCUUUGGUAUUUUAGUGGAUUAACCCAAAGAAGAAAAGGUAAUGGCAUUUUCAAAUGUGAAGUCUCUCUUCCAAAAGAAUAAACACAAAUUAACAACUCAGAUGACAUAGACAGUUUUUUAGAAAGGGGACUAGAUAAAUGAAACAUAGUAGGUUCCUCAAUAGCUGUUAGCCGUAAUGGCCUGAUUGAAUUGAAUCUCCAUGUUCAGAUACAGUAUGGCACUGGGUGGAACAAAAGGGUUGAUGCCUUCAUUUCGGAGCUGUGAAAUUCUGGGGAGUACCGAUCACAGACAGACCCAUUGAUCUGGUCCAGGAGAGUUGUGUUUAAGCUGCUCCUUAAUCUGCUGUGAAUUUUAUAAUGUCCUAGCUUUGCGGUCUCUCUUUGCCCAUUAUAAAUUGCAUUCCCGCCCAGACUCUUCUAACCCACAUUCCAUCAGUAGCCAGCAUGUUCUGCUCAAGUCCUUUGCUGUCCAUCGAGCAGAAGGCUCACUUAGCCAGAUGGCACAGCGGGAGUUGUGCUGUUCAUACUGGCAUGGUUAGGUUUUCACGUGACCCGCCAUUUGGGAGGAAUCUGAGAGCCAAGGGACGUGGUGGCACUGUGGGUUAAACCACAGAGCCUAGGGCUUGCCGAUCAGAAGGUCGGCGGUUCAAAUCCCCGCGACGGGGUGAGCUCCCGUUGCUCGGUCCCUGCUCCUGCCAACCUAGCAGUUCGAAAGCACGUCAAAGUGCAAGUAGAUAAAUAGGUACUGCUCCGGCGGGAAGGUAAACGGUGUUUUUGUGCACUGCUCUGGUUUGCCAGAAGCGGCUUAGUCAUGCUGGCCACAUGACCCGGAAGCUGUACACCGGCUCCCUCAGCCACUAAAGCAAGAUGAGCGCCGCAACCCCAGAGUCGGUCACGACUGGACCUAAUGGUCAGGGGUCCCUUACCUGAGAGCCAAGUAUCUCUGCAUCAAAUAUGCAGGUUUGUUUGUUUGUUUUGUUUGUUUGUUUAAAAAUCCCUCUUGAGAAGUUGGUUUUGGGGAGAAAUCCCCCAUUGGCUGCAAUGGGGAAUUUCCUCUGGAUUCAGAGGAGGGAUUAAAAUUCCUUAGGCCUGAAGCAGGGGAGGAAGGCAUUAAAUUUCCCUCCACCAUGCCUGAUUUAGCUGAGAUCCCUGCACUGCAGGGGGUUGGAUUGGAUGACCCUUGGGGUCCCAGUUCUGUGAUUCUGUACAAAGGCACAUACUACAUCGCAUCUCGUUCAGCUCCGACUUGCUUAUGAAAGAUUUAAAAACGUAGUGUAUACGAACGGACCAUGGGACUGGACUUUGCAGAAGUGUGCUGUCAUAUUCUUCAUCUAGAAGAACCACACUGCUGGGGAAAUUCUCCCAAGUUUAUUGGCAUUACUAGAAACGAUUUCAUUUUGUUUGACAGCGACUUGUGCAAUGGCACAACUGUGGCAUCAGAAGAAACUUAAUAAAAAACACUUACAAAGUGCUGUUUGAAAGCACAUUUAAUAUAUUUUUCAGGAAAGAGAAAAUUGGGGGAGUAUGGGAAGAGCAAGGAGUUUGUAAGACUUUUAGACAUAGUAUAUAACUUUUCAAAUACUGACAGUUCAAAUCAAGGGGGAAAAGGAGGCAUAUAUUUUAAUAAAAGAAAAAUAAAACAGCAUGGGAAAACAGCCAGCACUGCUGUUUUGAGUGAACAGAAGAGUGCAAGCAAAACUCACCCCAUCCCUCUGUCUCUUUAUGCUGUUAUAAAUAUAUGGCAUGUGUUAAUAUAUAUACGGAGUCCUAAACAUCUUGGGUCCAGAAUGCCUUAAGGACUCCCCUGAGCCCUUAUAUCCCAGCUUGAUUGCUGAGAACAUCCAGAAAGAACUCGUGUUAGCUGUCCACCAUGUUUCAGAAGCCCAGCCAACCUCAACUAGAAGUUGGGCGUUCAGUGUCACCAUCCUGUGCCAUGGAAUACUUUUCUAACCAAGAUUUAGUAGGAAAACCCACAAAUGAUUUCCAGGCGUCACUUGAUUAGACAUGUUAAUGAUUAUUUGGAUUAUUUGGGAUUUUUAAACAGUAUUUUAUUGAAUAUAUUGUAUACCUCCUUGAUAUUUUUCAUGAAUUGGUAGUAUAUAAAUACUUCUAUAAAUGAAUAAAAAUAAAGAGUCUGGGUUUUUUUUUUUGUUUUACUAUUUGAUUGGUUACUAAUAUUCGUGGGUUGGCCCAAAUACUGUCUAACUCCAAAAGUUCACUUAGGGACCCAUCAAGACCCUCUUGGAGUCGGUCUCUUUCUCUUUCUCUUUUAUUUCCCUCAAUCUUUUCUUCUACCACCCCAGUUCUGUUCUGCUGGUGCUGAAUAAGCAUUCAGCAUUGUGUCUAUGGGUGGAAGACAGAAAAUAAAUAUAUUGCCACAUAUAUUUUCUUGGUUAUUAGAAUUGUGUGCUUUCCCAGUCCUUUCGGUCUGAAAAGCAGAGGACCCUAAUAGCAGGAAAAGUAAUUGCUAGCAAAGUUAAUUACCAACAUUAAUCUGCCAUACCAUUUAAUCAGGUAUGUAUAAAUGCUCCCUUUCUUGCCAAUAUGAUAAGUGGCAGUCUUGUGGACCCAAGGUCAGUAUUUGGGGACAUUUCCCUAGGCUAGUUCAGUGCAGCCAGAACCCUUAAAUACUGUAUAGGGAUAGGGAAAUAUAGGAAAUACAGCUUGGUUAAUCCAAAGCUGUAAUUUGGAAUGAAACUCAUACUGAUACAUAUGCGAGCAGAAAAGGGUUGAUCAAGAUAGUUUUCUUGCCUGCCCCUCACUAUGAGGUAUCAGGGCAGGUUAUAACACAUAAAAACAAAAUACAAUUAUAGCUGCAGUAAGAUUUUAAAAAAUUAUAAUCAUAAUCAAUAUAAAUCAAUAUAAAAAUUAUAAUCAUAAUCAAUAUAUGACUCUGUAGACUAAAUGUGCCACCUGUAAUUACAGGCUUAAAUACCUAUUAUUUAAAAUUGAUAGAUGCUACAUGCUUGAAGAUUCUGUAGUCCUAUAAGAACAGGAAUGUCUCUGGAACCAGAAAAAAAAUAUAUUUCCAACAACUUCACUAUCCUGACAAGCACUUUCUCUUUUGUUUUGAAAGUGCAAUAAAUUUUAAAAAUGUGAAUUUCUUCUAUUUAAGCAGCCACGGAUGGUAGAUAGUUCUAAUAACUUGUAUCUGUUUGAAACCUGCUUUUAAGAAGUCCCCAAGAUCCAGUACCAGUGGUAUAGAAAUACACUGUAUUUAAGAACAUCCACUGAAGGCUCUUUUCUGUAUACUCAGAAUAGGGAAAAUGGUGUGGAGACUGAAAUGGCUCAUUGACUAUUUUUUUUUCUCACCUUGUCUUUUUUUUUAUGGAGAUGAGGGCAUACAAGGUUUUGUACAGGUGUCUAAAUUUUUGAUCUUUUGGAAUUAAUAAGUACAAGCAUUGAUUUUUCCCCCCCUUGUCUAAUUUGUAUAACCAUGUUAUUUCCUACCCUUCAGACUGUGAAUGUGAUUGUACAAGAUGAAGGCACAGAAUCCGUACCUGUAAAAGUGCUCAACUGUGAUACUAUUUCUCAAGUGAAAGAAAAGAUCAUUGACCAAGUCUAUCGAAAUCUGCCUCAUUCGCACUGGCCAAAGCCUGAUAAUGUCGUUCUUGGUAUGUUUAGGUUCUGCUUCUUUUAUUAAUGCCAUUUAAUAAAUGCAUUGGUGUCAAAAGGGGAUACUAACAGGAAGGACCUAGAUUUAGCAAGCUCUUGUACUCUUGUUCUUUUAUAUUUGUAUUAAUAAAUCAUUUUAAAUAUUGACCUAAAUGGAAAACCUUUGGUUUAGAAUAUUUUGGACCUAUUCACAAAGAAGUUACGUAAUAGUCUAUAAUUCGGCUUAGUUGUCAACGGAACAAAGACCUGUUAACAGGUUUGUUUCUUUGUUUCAUACAAAUUAUAUACUGCUUGUUUGUAAAACAACAACAACAACAAUACUUCAGAGCAGUUAAGUGAUCAAAAGUAAGCUUACUCAUCAUGACUAACAAACAGAAAUGCCUUAAAGGAACUUAGUCUCAGUAAUUCUGUACAUGUAUUCUGAAAAGCUGGACCCAUAAAUAAGCUGUUCACUUUGCUACUUGUGUUAUGAGUCACUGUUCAAGAUUUUGACUAUUUUUACAGCACUGUUUUUUGGGAGAUGUGUUUUGGGGUAAAUCACUGCAUGCAAACUAGUUUCGCAUUUUUCAUAUUUUGUUCAGGAGAUGAAGACGAUUUGUUUUUCUUUUAAAGCAGGGCUAAUUUGGGGGUAGGGUAGAGAGCAGAUAUUGGGAACCUUUGCAAUGCUUCAGCAGUUUACUAAAUGGAAAACUCAUUUCGGAUCUGAAUUAUGUUUAGUUGCACACCGAUACAAUAUACAAUGUGUUGUUGUUUUCUCGUAAUUGCUCCUCAGAGUGGCGUCCGGGCUCUACUGCACAGAUACUCUCCGACUUGGAUUUAACGUCCCAAAGAGACGGCAGGUGGAAACGCAUCAAUACCCUGAUGCACUAUAAUGUAAGGAAGUUGUUUGUAUCUGUUGAUUGCUUUUUGGUAACACACAGCUUUUCUUUUUUUAAAAAACUGGCUGAGACAACGUGUACUCCUUCUCCUAUCAAAUCUAUGAGUAGAUCUUUUCUGUUGCCUUUGCAAAGGCCAGACUAUAAAUCCUAAAAGGUUCCAAAAAUACGUUGGCAUUUGCUGCAACUGGGCGAUUAUGGAGUGCCUCAUCAGUUAGGAGGACAAGAUACAGCCUCUUUUGAAACCGAGGCAUAUUCUUUGCUCAGGAUAAAAGUUAGCUUUGUAUAUUGCCAGUACUCAAGACUGACUGUCAAUUAUGCCCAAGGCAAGAUGCGCUUCCCGUAACACUUUCAUACUUCACAAAUGCAAUGCAUCUUCUCUGCUCUUUAGUGAGUUUCAGUUUCCCGUAGUUCAGAGAAUCUGAAAGACUGAAUUUUGAGUUGCGCGAUGGAUUUUUCUUCUUAUUUAAAAAAAUAGUCACUAGAUUAUAACUCUUGAUUCUCUGACACAGCAUCUUUCCCAGCUCACUUCAAAACUAGACACAGCUUUACGUACACAAAUGAAUGUAUAUCUGGAGUGCCCCUUCCAUUAUGAAAUGAAGGAAUAAAUCUUUUUGUCUGCAAGUGCUCCAUGGGGACAUCUUAAUGAACAAUUUGAAACGAUGUAAGGAAAGGAAUGAGUUUGUGAGGGAUAGUGAAUUGAUUCCCUACACACACAUUGUAUGCACUGCUUGAAUAGGAAGUACCAUAUUUUUUCACUCCAAAAGGCGCACCAGACCAUAGGGCGCACCUACUUUUUGGGGGGGGAAUUCAAGAAAAAAAAUAUGCAGCUCUUGGGGGCUUUUGCCGGAAGUGGGGGAAGUGAGGGAGCCGCGCUCUGUCCCUUUCCCCAACUCCCAGAAAAGCCAGGGAUAGCCGCGUGAAGCCUCCCCAGGACAGUGGGAUAAAGGCUCCCCACUGCCCUGCGGAGGCUUUGCAGAAGCUAAAACAGCUAGAAGGAGCACUGCGCAGUGCUCUCUCUCGCUGUUCUGGCUUCUGGAGCAGCCUUUCUGCUGCUCCCCGACCUGCCUGCUCUUUGGGGCUGGUGGUGGCGGAAAGCCGGGCUUCCCCCACCGCCAGCCCCAGGGACCACACAUUCGCUCCAUAAGACAUACAGACAUUUCCCCUUAGAUUUUAAGAGGAAAAAAGUGCGUCUUAUGGAGCGAAAAAUGCGGUAGAUGUUUUGCAGAAGUAAGAUUUACUUUGGAUGUUCUUAGCAAUUCCCUCCUGUGCAUUUUGUUAAAGGUACGGGACGGUGCUACUCUCAUCUUGUCAAAAAUGGGGGUCUCCCAACAGCCAGAGGACCAUCAGCAAGACAUGCCAGAGGAAAGUGAGUAUGAUCUGUUACUCCUCUAAAGGCCUCAGAAGAGCACUCAACAUAUUACCAGUGGGUAAUGCUAAUGUUGCCCUGUUCUGAUUUGGCCCUCGUGGCUAAAGCUGUAUUUUGCUAUGCAGGAACAGAGUGGUUUCGUGAUUGCCAAUAGUACCUUAAGAGAUCAUUCUAUUACUUAACAUAAGUUCUAAGGAUAUUGAUUUUGUUUUUAGUUAGUUAAAUUUUCUCUUUCCACCAGUUGUGCCCAUUUUUUACCAUGUGCUUCCUAAACACGUCGGCUGCAGCAUUCAGAUAUUUGCAUGUUGCUCAAUGGUCCUGCCCUUGUGGGAGUUUUUUAAACAUUUGCCUUUACAGUGGUACCUUGGGUUACAGGCGCUUCAGGUUACAGACUCCGCUAACCCAGAAAUAGUACCUCAGGUUAAGAACUUUGCUUCAGGAUGAGAACAGAAAUUGCGCAGUGGUGGCAGCGGUAGGCCCCAUUAGCUAAAGUAGUACCUCAGGUUAAGAACAGUUUCAGGUUAAGAACGGACCUCCAGAACGAAUUAAGUUCUUAACCCGAGGUACCACUGUAUUACUAUUUCAUAUCACAUUCUUCGAGGGAUAUUCCAGUGGAUAUUCAUUCAUGGAACUAAUUAGAGUCGUUCCAGUUUAGCAUCAUCCGUGCUCAGCAUCAGAUGCUUCUAGCAUUCAUUAGGCCCACAAUAGAAUGGGCUAGAAAUUUGUGCCUAUGUACAGGCAGUCUGGUUUUGCCCAGUUGGUUUUUGAAGCUAUUAAAAUAUCACUGAAAUAUUCAGCGUUAUGAAGACUUGGGCUGUGUCAACUCCUGGGGACUGCAAUGUGUCUUAUACUAAGCUCUGUGUUGAUGGACGUUAUAAGCACACCCACACUAGUGAAAGUUGUGCCAACCUAGGCUGAGGGGCAGGAAGUAGGUGUAGCUUCUAACUACAUGCAUUCCCCAAGGGCACUACUUUUAUUACUUCCUAUGAAAGUAAUAAAAGGGGCGCGGGUGGCGAUGUGGGUUAAACCACAGAGCCUAGGACUUGCCAAUCAGAAGGUCGGCGGUUCGAAUCCCAGCGACGGGGUGAGCUCCCAUUGCUCGAUCCCUGCUCCUGCCAACCUAGCAGUUCGAAAGCACGUCAAAGUGCAAGUAGAUAAAUAGGUACUGCUCCGGCGGGAAGGUAAACGGCGUAUCCGUGCACUGCUCUGGUUUGCCAGAAGUGGCUUAGUCAUGCUGGCCACAUGACCCGGAAGCUGUACACCGGCUCCCUCAGCCACUAAAGCAAGAUGAGCGCUGCAACCCCAGAGUCGGUCACGACUGGACCUAAUGGUCAGGGGUCCCUUUACCUAUGAAAGUAAAGGAAAGACAUUUAUGUGAAACUGGAGUCAAGGCAUCUCCUUAGAUUCAAUGCCCACAUAAUGAUAGGGCCAGUCCUGAUUUGGGCUGUAAUAGGUCAUGCCUUUGACACAUUCAUCAUUCUUUAGACCAGAGACUACAUGCUUCCUGGUGGUAUGGAAUUUAAAUGCACAACCUGUGCAGAAAUAGGCAUUGUGUUUUGUAAUGCAUCCCAGCAGGUCCCUUGUCCUGGUGUCUGCCUAUGGGAAGCAGGCUGAGUUUUAAGCCUGUUGGUCAGAUAAAUCUUCUGCAUUUUCAACAUCUGUGGGUUUUUUCUGUGUGGGCAAAGCCUGGAAUAUUGGAUAUUAGCAUUCAUUCCUUAUUUGGGACCCAAUAUGAUGAGGCUUUUUGUCCUCUGGCUCCUACUAUGACAGGGAACAAGUUUGAUAAAGGGCACUCUCUCUAAAGGUUCUUUGGAACUGGUAUGUCAAUAGCAUUUCAGUUCUUUGAGGAAAGCAGUUGCCUGGUUGUUUUUUUAUGUGUUACUGCUUUCUAAAUGCGGUUACUUAAAUGCAAAUUGAUGAUAAAAGCUUUCCAGAGUUUGUCAAUCCAUUUUUUAAAGUUUCUAUUCUUUUUGGGUUACAUAAAUAAAAUUGAAAAUGAAAAAGUAGGUUUCUCGGGUUUGUGUAUAGAUGCACAGAUGAAAAUAUAUCUUGAAACCAAGAGGCCGUUUGAACCAGGAUCUACUUAGUGAUAGACUAAAAGCAGGAAAUUCUGGUAACAUGUAUGCUGAGAGCUGUAUCAGGUAGCAAAAAUGAUCUAUUGAGUUUCAAAGAUGAAGGCUUCCAACCACUCAGUGCCCUUUUUUUGCACAGGAAAUAGCUUUCAGGGGAAUUCUGGAAAGGUAAUAUUUCAUUCCUAGCUAAUGUUUCUUUUCAUUAGUGCUUAGGUCUCUUAGAAUUAUCCAAAGCCAGCUUGUUUAUUUGGAAAGCUAUAAAAUGUUAGAGAGCCAGUGGAGAGCUAGAGCUUGAACCGACAAUGAUUUGUGGAGUUCUUUGUUGCGUAAAAGGAAAAUAAAUGUUCCCCCACCCCAGAAAAAGAAGCAACAUGCUGUUAUGAGGCCUGAAUACAGAGCCCACCUCUGCCAAUUUUACAAAAAAAAAUGACUUGAAAAGGACUUUUGUAUGCUUAGGUUUGGCUGUUUUUAUUGAAGUCAUUUCAUAUGAACCUAGACUUUUUAAAGUUGGUUGCCACUAAUAAUAUACAAAGAGAAUGGGUUUACAUCUCUUUCCAAAAAAAUGUGGAACGAUGUCCAAAUCCUUUAGAAAUAGUUCUUUCUUUCUUUCUUUCUUUCUUUCUUUCUUUCUUUUUCCAGGCAGUGAUGUGUUAGUUGAUUAUAAAGUCUAGAGAAUUAAGUGCAGUAAAAUUUCGCAUUGCCAAAUGACAUGAUGGAAUGAAUGGGAGUUUCACAAAUGUGCAACUCCCGUGGCAUUCCUGUUCUUUUCAGUGGGACUUGGAAAGAAAUUAGUUUGAUUUAUCCCCAUUUUUUAUUUUUAUUUUUCAUCUCAGUUCACAAAUAAAGAUUGGUUAGUCUGGACUUUCUUCGAAUUCCUUCUCCUGCCAAUGAUCUUUAUUACAUUGGCAGUAAUAAGCAAGUAUUUUGUGUAGCGCUUUAGGGUGCUCAGAAUGUACAUUACGUUGGUAGCCUAUAUCUUUGUAAGGAAGAUUGGUAUUAUCACCAUGUGAGAGAAAGCAGCUUUUCUAAUGCCGUCUGAUACGAGAUUUGAAGAGGAAACUUAGCUGGCAUCUCCAGCUCCCCGUAAUCCAGUAGCAGUCAGUGAAGUGGCCCAGAUGGGUCAUUGGUGUUUACCGUUGGAGUGUUGUGGGUACAGGGCCAUCUUACCCAUAAGCGCUAGGGGUGUGGGGCACCCGAGCGCUGGGCUCUCAGGGGCACCAGGCCAAGAGUCCAGGGCCUGAGAGUUGAGUCUGGGGAAGAGCCACUGGCGGAGGAAGAGGAGUGCGGGAGGAGCCCCUGGCAGUGUGAUCCUGGUGGGGCACCAUCGCGGCUGCCCCCCUGCCUGUGCUGGGCGCCAUGCCCCCAGGACAUGUGCCACGGCCCUACGUGAUGAGUCAGCGUCAUGAAAUUUGGGGAGCUGCCUCGUUGGUCUAUAGCCAACUCGUAUAAAGAGGUACAGUUGACUUGAGAAGACUGCUUUAUGAUGUUGCAAGACUGCAACUGGAAUAAAGCCCUACUUAAAAUACAGCUUGACUCCCGAGUGCUUCAUGUGGGGCUUCCGUACAUCACUACAGUGAGCAGCUCAGUGUGGAGUGCCACUGCAGGAGUGUUGGACUGCCUCUACCACCACAUGCCACACAGCGCUGCACUCCCCAUGCUUCUCCGCAACAGGCCAACAUCUCAACCUCCCUGGAAAUGGUUAUAAUUUGAAAGCAUGCCUCGUAGGGAAAAGAGAGUGAGGGAAAACACGCCCAGAAGGGGAAAGUUCUGACACGCAAAAAUAGAAUUCAGAGGUAUGCAGAAUUCUGGUGCACACAUGGGACAAGAAAGUGGGGACAGUUUCUACAUCAUAUACAGUGGUACCUCGGGUUAAGAACUUAAUUUGUUCUGGAGGUCUGUUCUUAACCUGAAACUGUUCUUAACCUGAGGUACCACUUUAGCUAAUGGGGCCUCCUGCUGCCGCCGCGCUGCUGGAGCACGAUUUCUGUUCUCAUCCUGAAGCAAAGUUCUUAACCCGAGGUACUAUUUCUGGGUUAGUGGAGUCUGUAACCAGAAGCGUCUGUAACCCAAGGUUAUUGCUGAAUGUGCCACACUCCAAAUCCCAUUAGAUAAAUGGACAAUUCCUUAUUGUUGCUGGGAAUAGGAAGCUCCCACUCAUUUAGAGGCCAGUACAGGAGUUGCAAUUCUGCCCUGGAGCUCUAGUAGACUGCACUUGUGUUUUAAAGCAUUGUGUUGUUUUUUUAAGGUUAACUCAGCUUCUUCGCUUUGGCAAAUAAGACCUGAGCAAGUACGUUGAAAAAAAGCAUCAGCACGUUUGUUAGUUCGGCACCUUCAUGUUUAUGAAAUGCAAAUAAUAUUAAUUACAGGCAACUAAAUAUGCAGAUUAGUCACAGUCCUCUGGCACAUGAUUCAUGGCAUGGCAAUCGGCGCACAGCCAGUGGAUUUAAUUUUAAUGUGAUUGUUUUGAAAUGUGUCACUAUUUUCAGGGCGUGCAUUGUUGGAAGAGGAAAAUAAGAUCUGGCAUCUAGUUCGGCCGGCAGAUGAAGUUGAUGAAGGCAAAUCAAAAAGAGGAAGCAUGAAAGAGAAGGAGAGAACCAAAGCUAUUACAGAAAUCUACCUGACAAGACUCCUCUCUGUGAAGGUAAGAUUGAGACAUCAAGUUAAAAUUGCCAUCAUCUCUAGAAGGUACUCGUAAUUCGGGGUGUUAAGUGUAAAUAGUAACUUACUGUGUGGAAUCCUUCUUUAGGGCUCAGAUUUAAUUUAAAAACAAUAGCUUUCUCUUGUGUUUAUGAGUCUGUAUUUUUAGUUACAUAAAUAAUACACUUUGUGUUUAUUGUCAAGGACAUUAGAGGUGGAAACCCAGGAUUGACUUCACAAAUUGGCCAGCACAUACAACGGUUGAAACGUGACAAUUCCUGAGGCACCUCAGAGCUAGAUAGCUUAUUGUGCUUUGAUUUUUCACAGAAUGAGGAAGUCACGAUAUUUCCCAAAUAGUUUCUGUGAUGCAUAAAUAUUUGCAUAACACGUAUCAGCCACUGUUCUAUUUGCCUGCACUGACACUACACCUCUCCCCUUUCAUGCCCCUGUCAGUGGCUGUGCUUCUCCUUCUUCUAACACUAAGUGGCCUGCUAGCUUGUGAGCUUAGAGAAGUUAAGCGCAAUGCAAGUGUGCGGUGAGCUCAGUGCUGUUCUGUGUUAAACUCAAAGCAUAACAAAGCCAACUUGACAUUUAAUUUGCAUUUCUGCCUCUAGUAGCCUUAAAUGUGAGCUGUCCAUAUUGACUUCCACUGUUGCCACCAUCUGAAAACAUCUGGCUGGCGGGUAAAUGUGUUCUGCAGAUUGCGUGAACUUCCUUAAAGCAAAGUUGUGUGGAAUUAAUGAAACCUAAAAACACAAGAGCCCUGAUUGAGUAAAGCAGACUCUUCUCUAAUCCAGCAACCUGUUCUUAUGGGGGCCAGCCAGAUUCCUAUUAUUAUUAUUAUUAUUAUUAUUAUUACAGUGGUACCUUAGGUUAAGAACUUAAUUCGUUCUGGAGGUCUGUUCUUAACCUGAAACUGUUCUUAACCUGAAGUACCACUUUAGGUAAUGUGGCCUCCUGCUGCACCUGCGCCGCUGCCAUGCAAUUUCUGUUCUCAUCCUGAAGCAAAGUUCUUAACUUGAGGUACUGUUUCUGGGUUAGUGGAGUCUGUAACCGGAAGCAUAUGUAACCUGAGGUACCAUUGUAUUUUAAUUUGCAUAUUGUCUUCAUUUGAAGACCUCAGGGCGGUUCACAGCAUAAAAAUACAAAAUAAAAAACAAAAUGCAUAAUUAAAAACAAGAACAAAACAAACCCAUAACCCACCCCCUCCCAUAAACACAUUUAUAUCUUGUGGCAAGCAGGUUGGGAUCUUGCAUGCUCUGCAUAAGGUUAAAAUCCAAAAGUAGUUUCCUCAUGUUAAGCCACGAACGAGAGACUACAAACGCAAGGCUUUAUUAUAAUUAGGCUACUAAAUCACAAAAGUCCAUGCCAGUAAUUACCAGAAUGUAUCUGGGAAGCAUAAUUAUAAGUGCAUUACUCCGCCAUCAGUUCCCUCCUAUACUUGUCCAUCUAUUUCAGAGUUGGGCUUUUUGCAUUCCCUGAGCAACAAUACUGAAAUCCCCACCUCUUUAAAACAGAGUAGAGAAUUGUGUUUCCGGAGCUCCCUGGACCAUUUCUUAUGGCUGUUCAUUUCAUGAUGUUCAUAAGAGCAUUUACUACCCAUUUAGAGAUGAAAAAUGCUGCACUUCAAACUAUUGUGAUUCCUUGGCCACUUGGGACGGAGGCCUGUACAGUUGACUAUAAAUCAGUUUAGAAAGCAUUCUUGUAAAUUUGAAAUAAUGUCCUUGAAAAUGCUACACUUGCACUAUAACCUGAAUUUUUAAUGCAUGUAUGUAUGUUUUCUCUCCCCCCCCCUUAAUUCUUCUUCAGGGUACACUUCAGCAGUUUGUAGAUAACUUUUUUCACAGCGUACUUGACUCAAAGCAUGUUGUGCCACCAGCUGUGAAAUAUUUCUUUGAUUUUCUUGAUGAGCAAGCGGAAAAGCAUGAUAUCAAAGAUGACGAUACUAUCCACAUCUGGAAAACGAACAGGUAUGAACUUUCAGGGUUCGUGGGGAGAAGUGGCUGAAGAAGGCGAUACAUUCACUCACUAGCAACAGUGCUUUUUAUUGCUGUAAGCCAGGGCUCUCUCUUUACCAGAUGUGGAAGGGGAAAGUGUGGCAUUUCACUCAGAGCUCUCAGCAGAAGCUGUGUGUGUGUGUGCAUACCCGCCAACAUUUCUCUGGUGAAAAUAGGAACGUCCUAUUCUAUUAUUUUUAAUAAUAAUAAUAAUAAUAAUAAUAAUAAUACCCUGUACAUCUUACUGUGUUGCCCCAGCCACUCUGUGUGGUUUCCAACAUAUAUAAAGGUAAAGGGACCCCUGACCAUUAGGUCCAGUCGUGGCCGACUCUGGGGUUGCGGCGCUCAUCUCACUCUAUAGGCCGAGGGAGCCGGCGUACAGCUUCCGGUUCAUGUGGCCAGCAUGACUAAGCCACUUCUGGCGAACCAGAGCAGCAUACGGAAACGCCGUUUACCUUCCUGCAGGAGCAGUACCUAUUUAUCUACUUGCACUUUGACAUGCUUUAGAACUGCUAGGUUGGCAGGAGCAGGGACUGAGCAACAGGAGCACACCCCAUCGCUGGGAUUCCAACCGCCGACCUUCUGAUCGGCAAGUCCUAGGCUCUGUGGUUUAACCCACAGCACCACCCACGUCCCUAACCAACAUAUAGAGAAACAUAAUAAAACAGUAAACAGUAAAAAAAAACCUUCCCUAUACAAGGCUGCCUGGGUGUCUUCUAAAGGCUGUAUAAUUACUUAUCACAUAACUCCAUACCCUCCAACAUUUCUCCAAUGAAAAUAGGAACAUCCUAAGGAAAAGUGGGACAUUCCAGGAUCAAAUCAGAAACCAGGACAGCUUCUGUAAAUAUGAGACUGUCCCUGGAAAAUGGGACACUCUGUCUGUCUGUAUCUAUCUGUCUAUAAUAGAUGGUUCCUGGAUCAUAACCACUGUUUCAAGUAGCUGUUCUUUAUGCUUAUAUUGCCCAACCACAGCCCUCUAAAACUGGGGCAGCAACCCUUAAAAUGAAGGGAAAUGCCAGAAUGCCUUAACAAAGCUGCUGAGGGAGAAAGAUGAAAGCUUUAAAACAGAGCCAGUUGCAAAGUGUUCCCAGCCCUGAAAAAGAUAGGUGGGAGGACAGAAUAGGUAGGAAACGUACAGAGAUAUAUGUGGCAGCUUUACUUUUUGAUGUUUACAAGGAUGAUUUCCCUGUUCUUCCCGAAUCUGAGUUUUCCUAUUUGAAAUGAUAUACCCCAACAGCAUGAAGGUUAAAGGAUCUCCACUUCAACUAAGUAAUGCCAGCCUUAUUGCUGCAUAGGACUUGCCACAAAGGAAUACAGCUUUGCUAAAUACUCAUUUUUGGGGUUCUGGGGCACGUAGCAAUGGGACUGCUGUCUGUGUCUUUUAGACAAAACCUCUCAAAUUGUUUUUGGGUAGUUUUUUUGUUUUCUAAUAUAGCAUGCAGAAGCACACUGUGGAUACUGAUUCACUUAGUGGCUUAAGCAUAUAAUCAAACUGAAAAUAAUGUUGCAGCAAUUUUAAGCAGAGCAAUCUAUUUUGCUUGCCAGGGCCUCAUUUUCUACACUUUAACUUCACUCCUUAAUAAGGGCUUGCAUUGUUUCUUUGCUUGCUUCACAGCUUGCCGCUUAGGUUCUGGGUAAACAUACUGAAAAACCCCCACUUCAUCUUCGAUGUUCAUGUUCACGAAGUAGUGGAUGCUUCCUUGUCAGUCAUUGCACAGACUUUCAUGGAUGCUUGCACAAGAACAGAGCACAAAUUAAGCAGGGUAAGUGUUUUACAUUCUGCUCUGUGUCUGCGCGAGAGAGAGAACGUUUUAAGUACAUUAUGAUAGACAAAGCAGUAAUCAUAGAAGAUAGCGCAUAGAUCAGUUCAUUUUGCCUUUGCUUGUAAGGAUGAUUAUAUUGUUUUGAAGCUUCAGCGAAAGUUCAAUGUUUAAUCUCUAGUGACACAUUCAAAAGAGUUGUUUUCUAUUGCUUUUAGAAUAACAGCUGAUUACUGCUUGCAACUUAUUUUUUAUCUAUUAAAGGUACAAGCUGGUUUUUGAAACUUAAGGGAUGUCUCUCCUAUCAUCCUGUUCACAGCCCUAUAUCCACAAGGCCUGCCCGCCUUGGUACCAGCCAGAGGGGCACAUUGUGGCCUGUUUGGCCAAUGAGGCAGGCCCUUGAGGUGCUCUGCAUCCGGGGCGUGGGAACAAGGCAAUGUCAGAGCCCUAUUUCAAGGCUAGUUGGCCUUCUCCCCACACCCUCUUAUUCUCUUUGCAGUCCCUGCCCUCCCAACCUAUGGUAAAGGUAAAGGGACCCCAGACCAUUUGGUUCAGUCGUGGCCGACUCUGGGGUUGCAGUGCUCAUCUUGCUUUAUUUCCCAAGGGAGCCGGCGUACAGCUUCCGGGUCAUGUGACCAGCAUGACUAAGCCGCUUCUGGCAAACCAGAGCAGCACCCGGAAACGCCGUUUACCUUCCCGCCAGAGCGAUACCUAUUUAUCUACUUGUACUUUGACGUGCUUUCAAACUGCUAGGUUGGCAGGAGCACGGACUGAGCAACGGGAGCUCACCCCGUCGUGGGGAUUUGAACCGUCGACCUUCUGAUCGGCAAGUCCUAGGCUCUGUGGUUUAGACCACAGCACCACCCGCGUCCCAUCCCCAACUUGUGACUUAUUGGUCACUUCUACAAUCCUGUGUAGGAUUGUUUUGCUGUUCAACUUCGUGGGUUGUUUUUUCACCUACUCUGCGCCAAAUAGCUUGGCACUAGAUGGCCUGCUGUGUUUUGAACUAGAUUCAUCUGGUCUUUGGUUCAAUUAUUUUGGCCAGUUGGGCGCAGGAAGGAUAAUAGUUGUAUUUCAGCCUGGAGACCUACCCCCCUUUAGGCAUGUUUCAGGGUCCUGUACUGACCCGAAGGCUUACUCUCUGGGCUCUAGGGAUAGAAGCUGCCCUUGAAGCUAAACAGCUUCAUUGGCCUGGAGCUAUGAGAUCUCAGGGGGAGAGGCAUAGGCCUUCCUACCAACUUUCAUGCUGUGGCCUGAGAUUGGGAUGCCAUCUGGACAGCCAUGACUCUGGUUCCUUUGGCCUUUUAGCUUCGCAUAUGACAAAACCGACAUAUACCCACAGUCUGCUUUCCAAAUGUUUACGGUAGCACACACACUUUAUUUACAUGAGUACAUUUUCUACAAAUUAAUCUCUAACACACCAAUUGCACUUGAACACUCAGCUCUGUGUAUAUCAUCUUUUCCCAGGAUUCUCCGAGUAAUAAGUUACUCUAUGCAAAAGAGAUCUCGACGUAUAAGAAGAUGGUGGAAGAGUAAGUAAAGAAUUAUUGUACCUGGGCUUUUGUCACCGGGAAAACAAUUCCAUUUCAUCAUCAUUUCAGAAUAUGUUCAUUAAAAAAUAUUCCAUGUAUUAAACCGACAGGGUAGAAAAUGAAGUGGUAAACAUAGUGGUAACAUCUCAUUGGACAAAGGAGGAAUGCAGGUUCUGUCAAUAAUAAUGUUAUCCUUCACAAUGGCCUUUUCCAGCCUGGUUCCUAUGGACUAUUGCAGGAUCGAUCCCCAUACGGGACCAGCUACAUAUUCCUGCAGUGCAGGGAGUUGGACUAGAUGAUCCUCAGGGUCCCUUCCAACCUGAUCCUAUGUGACUACAACUCUCAUCAGCCAUGCUGGUUGGGACAGAUGGGACUUGCAGUCCAAAACAUCUGGAGGGAAGAUUGCUAUAUAGUGAGAGUUCCAAGAGGAAUAAGUCUAAGGGCAAAGACAGACAUAUAAUUCACACAUUCCCUGCAUUUCCCCCCAGCAAAGUUAAGAAUGUACGUAGAAAAUGGUACACUGGAAAUAAAAAUCUGCUUGAAUUUUUCAAGACACAUCUGUGAAAUGAUGCACAAAAUCCAGUUCACCCUAGAUUAAUCAAAUGGCUCCACACACUCUUAUUGGGCUUGAUAACCACCCAUUAUUGCCUGCUAUCCAGAUGUGAAAUCAAAUAUUGCAGCAGCUUUAUAUGUCGUUUCAAAACAGGUAUCUGUUUAAUCAGACUGAACGAAAUUAGGCAUAAGUGUGUCAGGCUUUCUCCAAGUUAAUGAACAUGUUAAAUGGUUUUUAAACCUUUGAAUCUGGGGUUAAUUUCGUGGCUUUUGAUCUGUAAUUUUUCAGACUAGCCUUACCCCCCUCCCUUUCCAAAUGUGGUUUUUAUAAUGUCCUAUCCAGUGAACUGCAUUACAGAAGUUGAAGAAAGAAUGUUGAGAAGUAUUUCACAAGUGCCACAUGUCCUGUAGCACCUUAAAGGAUUAACAACUUUUUUGUGGCAUGAGUUUUCAAAGGCUAGAGUAUAGGUCUCUGGUGACAUUUUUCAAGCUUGAGCAUUGGAGCUGUCUGUUAUACUUCGGCUUGCAAAAGCUAUAUACUUUGGUGUAUUUUAAAAUUCAGUAUUAAUGAUGAAAGCAGAUUUGGGGGAUGGGUGUUUGCAAGAUCCUUCAUUUAGAAGUCUGUUAAAAAGGAAGAUGAAAAUAUACACUCGAUUCCAGUUGUAACACUUCCUAAAUUCCAACUAUUUCUGACUAUAAAGUUUAAUUCCUCGCCCAAUACGUCUAACACUGCAAUGUUAUGCACAGCUACAUGGGACUAAAUUCCAUUUAAUUCAGUAGAAGCAUUUGUGGGAUCAGACUGUAAGAAACACUGAACAUUUGCUUGGCUAUGCUUCUUUUGCCAGCCUUGGCAGUUCUCAAUAAUGAGGCGGGUAAUCCCCAUAGUUCAGUAUACUUGUUGAACAUGACAGAAUUUGGUCAGCAGUGCAGAAGCAACCAUGUUUAUUGAGGCGCUAUCUAAUCUGUUCAAAUGCCCACAGAAAGUUUAGCUGGUUUGUGCUAAGUUGUGCAGUGUGUUCUUCCUUUCGCUCAUGGGUUGUUGAAAUCAAUGGUAGCAGCGCUUUGAUGGAUUAAGCCAAUUGUGUGUAUAAGCAAAGAAGCAACAAGAGAUGCAGAUCAGAUCAUUUCAUAAGGAAAUUUGCAAUUUCUUGAGCACCUCUGUUGUAGUUGUAGAUGUUGUAGUUAUUAGAAAAAUAAAAUUGCUACGAAGCAUAAAUGCAUUUUUAAAAUGAUGAACUGCAUCAACUAAAAAUUGUUGUUUCGGUUGAUUUUUUUCUAGUUAUUACAAAGGUAUUCGCCAAAUGGUACAAGUGAGUGACCAGGACAUGAAUACACAUUUAGCAGAGAUUUCUAGGGUAAGUAUCAAAUUGGAAUUCUUACUUUGGGAAUACAGUGGAACCUCGUGUUAUGGAUGGGAUCCGUUCCGGAGGCCCAUCCAUAACAUGGAACUGACGCAAGCUGAAUCGCUGUGUCGGCGCACGUGCGCGGUUUGAUUUAGCGCUUCUGCGUGAGCGGUGAGACCCGGAAGUAACCCGUUCCGGUACUUCCGGGUUGCUGCAGGAAACACGUAACCUGAAGCAGACGCAACAUGAGGUAUGACUGUAGAGGCAUGAAGCUCUGGCAUUUGUCAUUUUGUGCUCACGUCCAAUUAGAACUUCUGCCUGUCCUACGGAAUCUUUUGAAUUAUUUUCCCCCAUACAAUAUUGCGUUGCUUGUGAAUUAUUGAUUUUAAAGGAUGCUCAAACAUUCUUUUAGGGUGAUUCCCUUCCCCCCCCCCAUGUCAACAAAAGCGAUGGGAUUUCUAAUAGCUUAGUUGAAUAAAAUGGCACAGAGGAAAAAAGGCUCGUGGGGAAAGAAGGCAGAACCAUAGUUUCAAAUUGGUUUCAUUCAGGGAAUUUACAUGUGGCACGUCCUGAAGAUUAAUUUAAAAUUCAGUUCAUGUGGAUGAAACUCACAAGGAACUUGUCUAAAUGUCUUCUUGUGUUUUUUAUUGGUUUAGAUGGCCUUAACAGGGCACCAGCCAUAUUUACAGGGGGUAGGGCUAUUCAUCAUGAUGGCACUAUGCCUCUAAACUCCAGUUGCUGGUGACUAUCAGCAGGGAAAAGGCUAUUGUCCUCACCACUUGCUUGUGGGCUUUCCAGAUGUUGGCCACUAGAUGUUGGUGGACUUGAUUCUACAGCACUCUUAUGUUCUUAACCAGAUGAAGUUUGUGUUCUUUGGAGCAUUUGCCCGCAUGACCUCUAUACACAUCUGGAGUCAACCUGCUCCAGACUAAGGCUACUGCGUACCCCUUUCUAUGAUGAGGAAAGCAGCAUGGUUGGCUGUAACAAAUCCAGCAGGAGACCUUGACGCGGGGGGGGGGGUGUUCCUGAAAAUUGUCAGUUUCACUUCCUCACCAAGCCAGACAGCUAUUAAAAGAUUUGCGUACCAGUGCUGGGAUAUGGAAAAGGGAUUUACAUCGUGUCUGGUGCUCCUAUAUAUAUUUCAUUGGAGUUCGUAUGCAGCCAGGACGGUGCCCUGACGCAUUCCUUUUUCUUCUUGUUUUGUUUAAUAGGCACACACAGACUCAUUAAAUACCCUUGUGGCUUUACACCAGCUCUACCAGUAUACUAACAAAUACUAUGAUGAGGUAAGUUUCCACUGUCAGAAUGGCUUUAUUAUGCUGUAAAAGGGUCACCGCAGCAAGGAAAAAGAGCCAACAGGCUGAUAGACUUUGGGCUCAUGAUUUCCUAGCUUACCAGGUGCUUGGCUUUUACAGGCGCUGUAUUUCUGAUACGUGGGGGUUGGAGGGGCAGGUUGGUGCUGACAACUUUGGAGUUUGCUUAGAAGAAUCCAAAAUACUGGUGGUGCUGAUAACAAAUGUUAGCCAAAUUAGUGAGGUAGGAGAGCUGGGUGGGAAAUCACAUCUGGCAACCAAUAGUACUUGGGUAAAGGUACCCCUGACCGUUAGGUCCAGUCACGGACGACUCUGGGGUUGCACGCUCAUCUUGCUCUAUAGGCCGAGGCAGCCGGCGUUUGUCCGCAGACAGCUUCUGGGUCAUGACUAAGCCACUUCUGGCGAACCAGAGCAGCACACGGAAACACUGUUUACCCUGCCACCGGAGCGGUACCUAUUUAUCUACUUUCACUUUGAUGUGCUUUCGAACUGCUAGGUUGGCAGGAGCUGGGACCGAGCAACGGGAGCUCACCGCCAACCUUCCGAUCGGCAAGCUCUAGGUUCUGUGGUUUAGACCACAGCGCCACCCGCGUCCCUUUCAGUACUUGGGUAGAUGAGUCUAAAAAAGCCCAGGGCACAAUUUUUCACAGCCCUCUGGUGGCUCAUUUACCAGAAGUAAUGUACUUGGCAUUAUCUCUGGAAGUCUGUACUCAAUUCUAACCAAACUAGGCCUCCUCCUAGAGCAAAAUAUACAUAGGAGGCUUAGUUUGGUCAGAAUUGAGUAUACACUUCCAGAGAUAAUACUAAAUGCAUUGCUUCUGGAAAUGAGCCACCAUAGUUCUCAGAGGUCCAUGAAACUUAGUGUCCCAGGCUUUUUAGACUCUUCUACCCAUCUGAAACCAGAGGGGUCCAUUGGUUGCCAGAUGUGAAAUAUAUUGCCAUUAUUUUCAGGUCUCCCACCCCACUACUAAGGCUCUGCGAUGUUGAAAACUCAACAUCACCGAGCUUUACCACCAGCCAAACAUCGUGGUUUGGUGAUAAACCGUGAUGUUGAAAGAAGCUGCAUCGGCCCCAGCCUGCGGCUGAGCUGGGGGGGCGGAAAGGCUCCUGCCCCCCCCAAACUUAGCAAGCCGGUGUCCGUGCAGCUUGUGCGUGAGCAACAGUGACCUGGGGCUCCUUGUGGGGGGAGGGCGAAAGGGCUGCUCUGCCUCAGCUGAGCCAGCCCCGAGGUCCCUGCUGGUUGCGCACAAGCGACAGGGUCCUUCGCGAGGCUCCCUCCACCACUGUUGGCAUGGGGAGUGAGCGAGCUUAUUCUCCUCCCCGCCCCCUUGAAGACAGACCACACUGCGGUGGCCAAAUGCAUGGAGCCUGUCAGGUUCCAUGCAUUUGACUGUCUUUGCCCGUGCAGGCCCGUCGCCUCUUUCCUCCUGGGGUGAACGACCCCAGGAGGAAAGAGGCACCCUUCUGCCGGCUUGUGUGAGCCAGAGGCAAGGUGGGGGCUCCUUUAAACUUCUCCAUUGAGGGGCAUGCAGCCACACCCACCUCAAUGGAAAAGUGUGAUGGAGCGGGGCUGGGGCUCUCUCAGCUGGGGAGUGGGAGCCCUUUAACAGAGCCACCACCCUGCCGCUAGCUCGUGGGGUCUGGGGCUUUGCAAGACUGCUUGGCUGAGGCAAGGGUCUUGGCACACUCCUCAGCCAAGCAGUUUAAAGAAGCGGGAGGGAGGAACAAGCUGUAUCACGCCUUGUCUAUGCAAUUUCCUUCUCCCUCCGCUGUGGUAAGAGAGCAGAGCGUGGUUUUACCAGUGGUAUAUCGCUGGUGAAACCGCGGCCACUCCCUCUGCCUCCAGCUCCGGCUGCAGUUUGUUUCUCCCUCAGCGUGCUGGGCACUGGAGGCAGAGGGACUUAGGAGUGGCUGCGGUUUCACCAGCGAUAUACCACUGAGUGAAGCUGUCAUCGCUGCCUGCCCCUCAUACCAGUCCCUGGACAAUAUAUUGAUAAAUCACCCAGGCCUACCCACAACUACCGUAUUUUUCGCUCUAUAAGACGCUCUUUUUCCCUCCUAAAAAGUAAGGGGGAAUGUGUGUGCGUCUUAGGGAGCGAAUGCAGACUGUGCAGCAAUCCCUCUUGCUGUUCUGACUUUGCUUCAUUGGAGAGGCGCUGCGCAGCUUUCCCUCUCUGCGCAGUGCCCCUUCAGCGAAGCGGUAGGAGAAACUGAGUCCCUUCCAUUUCUCCUCCUGCUUUGCUGAAGAGGCGCUAUGCAGAGAGGGAGAGAAUUUUUUUCCCCUUGUUCUCCUCCUCUAAAACUAGGUGCAUCUUAUGGUCAAGUGCAUCUUAUAGAGCGAAAAAUACGGUAUUUAUCUCUUGAAAGAUCUUGGGCAGGGGUCAGCAACCUUUUUCAGCUGUGGGCCACUCCACCGUCCCUCAGACCAUGUGGUGGGCCGGACUAUAUUUUGAAGGGGGGGAAAUGAAUGAAUUCCUAUGCCCCACAAAUAACCCAGAGAUGCAUUUUAAAUAAAAGGACACAUUCUACUCAUGUAAAAAUACGUUGAUUCCUUGACCGUCUGUGGGCAGGAUUGAGAAGGCGAAUGGGCUGCUUCCGGGCCUUAGGUUGCCUACCCCUGAUCUCGGGACUAUUAGUCAAGGGAGAGAAGCUGGCUUACUGUGCUGAGCUUCAUACUGGGCGCCAUGAUGUUGCAACCGUUGGCUACACCUGUAGCAGCCUUCAGAGCCUCUUUAAAGAGCUUGUCCGCUUUCACGAUAGUUGUUGCUUCCUCUUCUGCCAAGAAAAUAUAGGCAGGGGCACACCUAUCAGUGAAACAACAAAAUCAAUUGUCAGUAGGACAAACUAGCUACCAUCAGACAACAAAAGUUCAGUAUCCACAAGCUAUGAAGGAGCAUUCCUUAUUUCUGCCACGCUUUUAAAAAAUUUAUUGGCUAGUAAUGGUGCUCAUCUUUGAAUACAGUGGUACCUCUGGUUGCGAACAGGAUCCGUUCCGGAGCCCCGUUCGCAACAUGAGCAGAACGCAACCCGCAUCUGCGCGGGUUGCAAUUCACUGCUUCUGCGCAUGCGCAUGACGUCAUUUUGAGUGUCUGUGCAUGCGCGAGCAGCGAAACCCAGAAGUAACCCUUUCCGGUACUUCCGGGUCACCGUGGGACACAACCUGAAAAGAUUUAACCUGAAGCAAACGUAACAAGAGGUAUGACUGUAGGUAAUUUGAGAUGGACGGGUUUGCAUUACACAAGGCAUUCUCAAAAAAAGGGGGGGGGAAGGAAAUGGCUUGGUUCACUUCCCAACCAAUCUGAAUGAAACACACACCCACAUCCACACACACACACACACACACACACACCACAAUCUACCCUUGCAUUUAAAUGGUAGCUUCAGGCAGCCAGGACAGAGCUCUCCUGGCAGUGGGAAGCAUUUGAGGGUUAUGAAGGCUGCCCAGGCAAAGUACCCAACCACCCACAGAGGAGAUGACUGCAAUGGCAGGCCUUCCCCCUCUCUAGUGAUUUUUGCCUCUUUAAUCUCUCCGCUAUUCUGUCUUAAUAAAGCAACGUGCUUCUGAUCUACACUUUGAAAAUCCAUGAGAUUUUCUUCGGCGUAAUAUGUAGCUGAAUAGGCCUAUGGCUGUGAAAACUAAAACUGAAGCUGUGUGUCUUGCCUGAAUCCUGAUUUUUCUUCUUCUUCUUCUCCUAGAUCAUAAAUGCACUGGAAGAGGACCCAGCUGCACAAAAAAUGCAGCUUGCUUUUCGAUUACAACAGAUAGCAGCUGCUUUAGAGAAUAAAGUAACUGACCUUUGA
This is a messenger RNA of Podarcis lilfordi (Lilford's wall lizard), 96189 nucleotides long. The record is from the annotation of a GenBank genome assembly. Lineage: Eukaryota; Metazoa; Chordata; Lepidosauria; Squamata; Lacertidae.